AUGGAGCCGUCGGGGCCCUUCCACGACUCCGGCGUGGGCGAUCUGGACGCCGACGAGUCGCGCCCGCCUUGCCCGCCCUCGGGGACGAGCCGCGCCCGUCCGCCGCGCCCCCAGCUUGGCUCCAGCGGCGGCGGCGACGGCGGCGGCGGCGGCGGGUCCCCUGCGGGCUCCUCCCCGGUGGCCGCCCUCCGCCCUUCCUCCCGCCAAGGGAGCCAGCCCAAUGUAAGCGGCGAGCACUGGGCGGCCCCGGGCCACUCGCCCAGCUCCAGCGGCGGCGGCGGCGCGGGCACGGGCGGCAAGCACCGGCAGGCCAGCCCGCUGGCGCACCGGCGGGACAGCAACCCCUUCACCGAGAUCGCCAUGAGCUCGUGCAAGUACAGCGGCGGCGUCAUGAAGCCGCUCAGCCGCCUCAGCGCCUCCCGUCGGAACCUGCUGGACGCCGAGGCCGCCGCCGAAGCGCAGCCGCUGCAACUUCUGGGCGCCGGGGCUCACCCGCCGGAGAUCGUCAUCUCCCGGGAGGACAACCACUCCCCGCAAGGGCUGCACCCCAACACGGCAGGGCUGUCGGGGACCGGAGGUGGCCCCCACAAGCACCCGCCCGUCGGGGGGCCCUCCUUCGCCAAAGCGCCCAAGCGCAAGAACCAGAACAUCGGCUACCGCCUGGGCCACCGGCGCGCCCUCUUCGAGAAGCGGAAAAGGCUCAGCGAUUACGCGCUCAUCUUCGGCAUGUUCGGCAUCGUCGUGAUGGUCAUCGAGACGGAGCUGUCGUGGGGCUUGUACUCCAAGGUAGGCGCGGCUCCCCCCGGAGCCUCGGAAGGCGUGUGUGUGGUUUUAUUGGGGGGGGGGGGGAAUGUCCUGGAAGGCGCCUUCCAACCUCUCCAAAAAGCGCGCACCGGCGCUCUCCAAACCAAGAAGGCAAUUUCUGAAUCGCGACGCGUGACUUUGUUGGGGAGGGAGGGUGGAAGGAAGAAGGGGAGCCACGUCUAAAAAUUGGUGAGGGUAUCUAGCAUCUUGUGGGGGGUGGGAGGUGGCGUUAACAUAUCUCAGUCGUAAAGAGGGUGGGAUGGAAAGCUGCUCCCCCCCCCCCCGCCAACAGCAACCGAAGUUGCGCGCAUGAAUGUGCUCCCCAUGGUAACGUUAGCGCCAAUUGAAGUUUGCCUGGGUUUUCCCCUCCCUCCAUUCACAGUUGCGGUCGAUUCUUUUUGUGGGGGGCGGCGGAAGGGAUGGCAUGCUUAGGUGAGAGGGAAGACUCUGGUGGCUUCUUCCGCCCAAAAUGCUCCCUUACCUCCCCAGAAAGAAGGCUUGAUGGACCCCCCCACCCCCUUCUCCAGUAAGAGAAGGAUACAGGUGGUAUGGGGGGGGGGGGGAGGCUGUAGAUAGAGAAAGAGAGAGAAGGGCGGGGUCACAGUGCUUUUCCCCCUGCUGUGUAAUCCAAACCGUGCCUAUUCGGAAUUAAACCCCAUUAAACCCGGCGGGGUUUACUCGCAUGUAAAUGGGAUCGGGCAUGCAGCCUGGAGUGCAUUUUCCCACCUAGCCAGUUUCCAUCUCUGAUCGCUAUUGGAAGAUGCUUGGGGGUGGGGAGCAGGGAAAAAAUGGUCAGUGGGUUUCUGCUCACAGUAUUCUCUUAUUUUUCACCCACCCCACUUGACUCUUUGGCAAGCACACCCUACUGCUGUCUCCAUAGGAGAAUAUUCCGGGAUUGGGGGGGUGGGCAUUCGUGGCUGCCGUUUAAGGCUUGUAGUACAUCAUAGCAGAGGGGUGAUGGGUUGCAUUUUGAGAGCUCCCCCACCCCCUGACUCAGAGCCAAGAUUGUCCUCCAUGUUCCCCCUCUUUCCUCAAUCGGGGUUUUCUAUGGGGUAAUCCGGCUGUUGAUUUCUGUAGGGAGCUACUGGGGGUUGCAGCUGCUUUUCAGCUUGCAAUCAUGUGAUUUUGACUAGUGUGUGUGUGAGUGAGAGAGAGGAAGAUGAUGGACAGGAAACCCCUUAAUCAUUUGAGACAUGAGGCACCCGCCAUGAGGCCCUGAUGCUGCUGGGUUCCUGGCCCCCCCCCUCUGAAUCUGAAAUGCACAGUGGUUCUUCUUCCCUCCUUCUGCUGCUGCUGUAGCUCAGUGGCAGAGAAUCUGCUUUUGCAUCAGAAGGUACCUGGUUCGAUUCCCAAUGGCAUCUCCAGGUAGGGAGGUCCCCUUCCUGCAACCCUGGAGAGCUGCUGCCAGCCUGUGUAGACAAUAUUGAGAUCAGUGGUCUGUACUCAGGCAGCUCCCCAUGUUCCCUUUUUGCCCUUUUCAAUAAAAAAAAAAGCACUUAAGAAAAGCCUGGCUGGAUCUGGCCAAAGGCCAUUUAACAUGUUGCUUUCAGUAGGGCACACCUUUUCCUCCACUAGAUUUAUGCCGGAAUUAAAGGGCUUUGGGGAUGAAAUAACUCCUCAAACCCUUGUUUAGGGGUCCCUCUAACCUGACAUUCGAGCUUCAUGGGUACCAGAACUGUGGGGGGCAGAAUUAAGGGUGUUGCUCUGGCUUGGUAUCUGCUGAGAGUUUUUAUUGCUUGGGAGUUGCCUUCCCCUUGGGGGCUGUUGGCUCCCUAUCUGAGCCCAGUUAGCCUUGUGCUGCCCUGUGGCAUGGCGUUCCAGAGGUGAACUCUGUGCCGAAAACCCCCCCUGUUUCAGCUCAUUGAUUGUGGAGAUGGGGAAACUCAAAGCACUCUGUAUGUUGCUGGACUCCCGAUGGAUUGGUCAUGAGUGAUGGGAGCUGGAAUUCCGCCAUAGGUUCUCCAUCCGUUGUUAAAGGAGUGGUGCUGGAGGAACGAAUGUUUAGAGAAUGACAGUCCUCGGUUGUGUGGACAGCUAGAUGCUGCUACCAAUAAUUGACAUAAUAUUAAAACGUAUUUAUUUAUCGCUAAUUUCGUUUACAAAUAAUUUCCCAGCGGGCGUCCCAAAGCGUUUUGCAAUAUCGGGAAAGCAUAUAUCAAACAGCUGCAUGUGUUUAAAAACAGUUAAAAUAUUAAUGUAUUUUAAAGACAGUUAAUUUUAUAUAUAACACCCAUCUUAAAACAGUAAGAACAAUCACUCAUAUAUCAUAUAGAUACAAGCGAGCUUAGCAUGUCAGACCCAGACCUGGGAGAGCAGGAUUCGAAUCCGCACCCAGCCGUGAAGCUUAGUAGGUGACCUUGGGCCAAUCGCAUACUCUCAGCCUAGCCUACCUCCCAGGGUUGUUGUGCGAAUAAAAUGGGGUGGAGGGGAACAAUGUAAGGUGCCUUGAGCUCCUUGGGAGGAAAGGUGGGAUACAAAUGUAAUUCAUAAUAAUAAUAAUAAAUUAUAAUAUCAUUCGUGCAUAUGAUCCUUUGGGAGGGCGGGAUCUGUUCUUAAUCCUCGCUGCCAAUUAAUUUCAUUGGGUCAUCCCCCAAAUUCCAAUAUCAGGAGGAAAAGGCAAUAGCUUUUUCUGCCUACCCCCUUGGCACCACUCCCAUUUUCAUAAGUUCCUGUUAUGCACACACACAUCCCAAAUCAGUCACCUUAUUUUCCAACCUGAGGAUGAUGAAUCCAGUGGCCCUUUCCAAUAUUGCUGCCUUCUGACUCCCAUCUCAACAGGCCAGUGCUGGCUGGGGAUGAUGGGAGUUGUAGUCCAACAACAUCUGGAGGGUGACAGAUGUUACCAGCCCUGCUUUAUGCCACAUUUGAACCAUACAUUUCAAGCACCACAAUACCACUUUAACCAGCUUCCCUCCCUCCUCCCACAAGACUUAUGGGAACUGCAGUUUGUUAAAGGUGCUAAGGGUUGUUAGGAAAACCCCAGUUCCCUUCGCAGAGCUACAAUUCCCAGUUCCCUGUUAAGAAGCAUUGAUUGUUAAACCACUCCUUAGGGAGGAAGAGCAGCAUAGAAAUUUUAUAUAUAUAUAUAUAUAUAUAUAUAUAUAUAUAUAUAUAUAGACACACACACACACACACACAUAUAUAUAUGUAUAUAUAUAUAUAUAUAUAUAAAACAGACAGCUGGACGAAACUGGGAAGCAAGAUGUGGUCAUGGGGCAUUGCCUGAUGUUUGCUCCCCUCCGAGGGGCCUGGUAUGGAGAGAUAGACUGCCACGGGACAUGGAAGUUCAUACUUAGGUAAAAGUAAAGGGACCCCUGACCAUUAGGUCCAGUCGUGUCCGACUCUGGGGUUGCGGCGCUCAUCUCGCUUUAUUGGCCGAGGGAGCCGGUGUACAGCUUCCGGGUCAUGUGGCCAGCAUGACUAAGCUGCUUCUGGCGAACCAGAGCAGCGCACGGAAACGCCGUUUACCUUCCUGCCGGAGCGGUACCUGUUUAUCUACUUGCACUUUGACGUGCUUUCGAACUGCUAGGUUGGCAGGAGCAGGGACUGAGCAACAGGAGCUCACCCCGUCGCGGGGAUUCGAACUGCCGACCUUCUGAUCGGCAAGUCCUAGGCUCUGUGGUUUAACCCACAGUGCCACCCGCACACAGGUGGAUUGAUUUUGCCCCCUGAACUAGCUCGUUUGGAAAAAUUGUUCCAUACGCCACAGUAGUGAGGUAGAGAAUUUUAGGCUUGGGGGUUCAAGCCUCUCUAACUCCCUCCCUCCCUAGGCCCCCUCCCCAGCCACGUUGUUUAAAGUCUCUGCUUUGUAUCCUCCAUGGAUGUUUCUGUGUGGCUGGAAUGUGUUCUUGAACUCUGAUAAUGCAUCUUGUUUUCCUUGGAGGGAAGAUGAAGAUGUCGUGGGAAUGUAGAAUCGUACCGUUGGAAGGGACCUUCAGAGUCAUCUAGUCCAACUAGACUAGUCAUCUAGUCCAAAUCUCUGCAGUGCAGGAAUCUCAGCUAAAUGUAGAAACUAGCUAGAAGUACAGAAGGAAAAAUGGGCAUCCGUUGCCCCGCCCACUUUGUCCUCUGGCCCCGCCCACACCUGGCAUGUGGCCCCCAGCAGGAAAUGUGGCCCUCAGACUGAAAAAAGGUCCCCUCUGCUCCUCCCAUCACUGUCCUGUCUCCCUCUGUUCCGCCCCUGCCCCCAUUUAUGUGUUUGGCACUGUAAGCUCCGUGGAGGCGGAGACCUGGCUUCCCCUCUAGGAAUCUCCCUCCGGGGACAUCUAUGCCUCUGCUUUUCUUUUCACAAUAACACUCUGCAGCAUUUCAAGGUGCCUUUCCUUCUGGGAGGGCAGAAAGUGGCUGCAGUGCUUUAGCAUCUGACCAGCAGGGUUGAUGAGCAGGGCUUGAGCUAUAUGAGUGCACAGGGGACUGGGGAGGCUGCAACUCUCCAGGUGUUGUUGGACUCCAACUCCCAGCAGCCCUAGCAGCGGGCACGGCCACGGCAAGGAAUGAUGGGAGCUGUAGUCCAACCAAUAAUCUGCAGGGCUAAUGACACUCCCAUCUGUGGCCCAGGCGAAAAUAUUAAUUGUAGUUUUUUUAUUUUAAUUUUGCUUCUUCUUUCUGGCUUCUUGCUAAACACAGAUAAUGGGGGGGCGGCGUCAUGUUCCCACGGGGGCCUCUUUUCUUGCUUUGUAAGGGAAGGGGCUGAAAUCGUAUGUGUUUUUAGGGUAAGAAUAUAAUUUUUUAUUUAUACCCCGCCCUUCCCAGUUCAGAAAACCGGGCUCAGGUUUUAACAACAAAUUUAAAACACUUAAUUGAUGCAACAAAAAGCAGUGUAAAAUAUAGUAUAAAAUGUAUAUAACAAUAAAUUCAGAAUUCAAAAAUCAAUUUAGGGGGGAAAUCCAUCCAAUAAACAUUAGAUGAUCACCAGGGCUAGCUGGCUAAAUUAGUCCUAUUUGGGCCAGCGAGGAGACCAGGGAUAAUUAGCUGUGGGAUCCCAGAGCGGGUAAUCUUCAAAAAAAGGGGGAGGGGGAGGGAAGGAAGGGGAAUAAAAGAUCAGGCUAAGUUCAAGUUGAAAGCCAGGCGGAAUAGCUCUGUCUUACAGGCCCUGCGGAAGGAAGUUAAAUCCUGCGGGGCUCUGGUCUCAUGGGACAGAGCAUUCCACCAGGUCGGAGCCAUCACUGAGAAGGCCCUGGCCCUGGUGGAGGAUAGUCUGACUUCCUUAGGGAAUGGACCCAUUCACCUGCCCUAGAUCCUAUUCAUUCUGAAUUUCAUUUUGAUCCCCCUCCCCAUUGCCUUUCCAUCAAGAGUCUGGGGCAGACAAGGGGAAGGUGCCCUUUAAGAUUCUGACACCCGAGGAACGUGCAUUUACGGCUAUUGCGACCUCUUUGUGCCACAGGACUUUUAAGCUCUGAUUCAGAGAGUUGGCGGUUCGAAUCCCCACGACGGGGUGAGCUCCCGUUGCUCGGUCCCUGCUCCUGCCAACCUAGCAGUUCAAAAGCACGUCAAAGUGCAAGUAGAUAAACAGGUACCGCUCCAGCAGGAAGGUAAACGGCGUUUCCGUGCGCUGCUCUGGUUUGCCAGAAGCGGCUUAGUCAUGCUGGCCACAUGACCCGGAAGCUGUACGCUGGCUCCCUUGGCCAGUAAAGCGAGAUGAGCGUUGCAACCCCAGAGUCAUCUGCGACUGGACCUAAUGGUCAGGGGUCCCUUUACCUUUUACCAGUGUCAUCUAGUCCAAACCCCUGCAAUGUAGGAGGCUUUUGCCGAAUGUGGGGCUCAAACCCACGACCUUGAGAUUAAGUAUCCUGCUCUACUGACUGAGCUGUCCAGCAGCUAGGGGCCUGCAAACUCUUUGGAGCUGAACUCAGUACUGGGGGAACUGAGAGCGGUGUGGCAGUUAGAGCGCCAGUCUCGGACUGGUAGAGAUAUGGGUUCAAAUCCCCACCCAGCCGAUUAUGUUCAUGGGGGACAGGAAUCUUGCUCCAAUAACAAUCUCUUGGCCUAACCUACCUUGCAGGGAUGUUGUGAGUGUAAAGGGGGGUGGGCGUAGCAGAGUGGAAGGCUGGCAGCCCAGCAGUGGGUGGAGCCAGAGCCAGUGGGAGGCUGAGCCGUCCCCUGAUUGGUUGUUGUUAAAAGGGCAGGUAGGUGGGAUUGGUUGAGGACAGGCUGCCAGAAUGAAUCUUUCUCAACCUUGGGCUAAUUGCUCUUUCUUGCCUACCUCGCAGGGUGGUUGUUGUAUGGCAAGAAAAUCUGGCAGCUGCUCUUUCUGCACAUAACCUUCCCUUACAGAGAUACAGCGCUGGGGGAAGCAAGGGCACCACCACCUUUGAGCUCUUUGGUGGCGAGAAAUGCAAGGAAUAAAACAAGCAAAUAGACCUUCCUGGCUGGGUGGGUGUGAGACGGUUUGUCAGCCGGCAAAGCGCGGCUGCUGUGCACAUGCGCAGGAGGCAUUCUCCUCCAUUAAUUAAUCUGCUUGUUCUGUACUGCAUCCUAGCCUAGGGAGAGAGCAUGCACACCGCGUCAGGCUUGCAAAGUUGUGGGUGGGAUUGGGAAUUGGGAUUGAGCAUGUGUCCAGCUGGACCUCUCUGUCUGGCUCUCCAUGCAACACCCCUCGCUGGUUCUGCAUUGCACCCUGAUUAUUUCCCACAGGCCGAACUGUGUCUUUGGAUUCCUGAUUGUGGCUGCCUCGAUUCCCUGCCCCUUCCUUAAGCAAUCUGCCUCCAUGCGCUAUCUGCAUUAUGGCUAUAACAACAGUCAUACUGCCCUGCCUUGCAGGGGGGUUGUGAGGAUACUGUGGAGUGAUGCAUAAAUGAGGGUUAGGGAAAACUGUGAUUCCCCCCCUCCAACAUUAAUUGCAUUCAUAUCCCACCAUUUCCUCCAAGGAGAUCAGGGCAGUGUAUGUGGCUCUCUUGGUCUCCGCAACAACCCUGUGAGGUAGGUUAGACUGAGAGGGAGCGACUGGCCCAAGGUCACCCCAUGAUCUUCUUGCUCAGGUGGGGAUUUGAACCUUGACCACCCAGGCCCUAGUCUAACACUUGAAUCACCACACUACUAUGGCCCUCCCAGAUGCUGCAAGUCUCAUAAUCCCAGACCAUUGACCAUUCUGGCUGGAGGCUGAUGGGAGCCGGAGUCCAGGAGACAUCACUGCACCCUUCUGCAAGUGCAUUUAAUAUAUGGUCCCUGAUUGGUUGGGACAUGUGUUUAAGACGCCGCCGAAGCCCUCCAGGUGUUGCUGGACUCCAACUCCCAUCAUCCUUGACCAUUGGCCAUGCUGAUGGGAGCUGGAGUCCAGGAGACAUCACUGCACCCUUCUGUGAGUGCAUUUAACAUGUGGUCCCUGAUUGGUUGGGACAUGUGUUUAGGAUGCUGCUGAAGCCCUGCACUACAGCACCCAUCACCCCUGUGCUCUCUGGGGGCUGCUGGGAGCUGGAGUCUAGCCGCCUCCCCCGAGGGCACUGGGUCCCCCCCCCCCAAUCCCUGGGAUGAAUGCUAAGAUAUUCUCCCUGGCCCUGAUUGCUUCUGAUUUCGACACCACCUUCCCCGCUCUCCUGCCAGGCUCGCCUGGGUACCUGCGUGUCUGCAUUUAGAAGGCUGGGGGAAGGAGUGAAGUUCUCUGCGGGGAAGGGAACGUUGGCAUGGGAACUCUUUCCAGGGCCUGAGAAGCCUGGCGGGGAGGCAGGGCUGCUCUCUGGGGACUUGCCAAGGAAAAUCACACACCCUCACACUCUUCUCCCCACCACCCGGAAAAAAACCACACAAAACAAAACCCCACGAAGAAUGUGUGUGACGCUGGCACUUUGCCACCUCUGGGGUUGGUGUGAUCCGGAGCCUGCCCCUUGUUGCAACACAAUAGCAGGUCCCAAGGUUAGACUGGGGGAAGCGUUUUUGCUUUCUUCUCUUGCCAGUUGGUAGCUAAAUAUAUCUCUUGCCUUCUCUCCCCCCCCCCUCCAAUCUUGAUUCUGCAUUCACUCUUUUCCCAGCUCUGAGGAAGAGCAGCACUUGAUAUCUUUUUUAAAAUAUAUAUACAGUAUUAAGGAGGUGAUGGAGAUCAAGUCAGCUAAGCAAUGUGAGCUCCCAGCCUCAAAUCCCUGCUUCCUUGUGCGGGGUAAUCUGUGCAUCCUCAGGGGCACCCUUGUUUUAUGCAGAUCCUUACCUUCUUAUUUUGCUUUUUUUCAAACCCCCCCCCCAGUUGAAUUUUAAUAGCAGCUUUCAGGAGAAGGAAAGGAAAGAAAAAUAAAAGGAACUAGAAAGAUUAAGUUGCCAGAGUUCCAGGGUCUGGAAACUAAGCCUUAUGAGGAAUGGUUGAAGGAGCUGGGUAUGUUUAGCCUGGAAAAGAGGAGAUUGAGAGAAGAUAGGAUAGCCGUCUUAAAAUAUCUCAAGGGCUGUCACAUGGAAGAUGGAACAAGAUGGUUUUCUUCUGCUCUGGAGCGUAGGACCUGAACAAAUGGAUUCAGGUUACAAGAAAGGAGAUUCCGACUGAACAUCCCUCAGGAGAUUGUGCACCUUUGCAUUAGCUGAGAUUCCUGCAUUUCAGGGGGUUGGACUAGAUGACCCUUGGGGUCCCUUCCAACUCUACAAUUGUAUGAUUCUGUGAUUUACUGAGUUGACCAUUCCCUUCGUUACUUAGAAAAACAUUAGUGCAUUUUUGUUUCCUUUUUAUCAACAUAUUUGUUAAUCUUUAAAAACUUCAUACAGAGGAAACAAUGGAAAAAGCACAGGAUGAAAAUAGGCAGACCCAGAAAUGUAUCUGCUUGCUUGUUUAGAUGCUCAAGUUUGUCACCUGAAUCAACACUACUACAGUGGUACCUCGGAUUAAGAACUUAAUUCGUUCUGGAGGUCCGUUCUUAACCUGAAACCGUUCUUAACUUGAGGUACCACUUUAGCUAAUGGGGCCUCCGCUGCCGCCUCCACCAUGCGAUUUCUGUUCUCAUCCUGAAGCAAAGUUCUUAACCUGAGGUACUAUUUCUGGGUUAGCAAAGUCUAUAACCUGAAGCAUAUGUAACCUGAAGUGCCUGUAACCCGAGGUACCACUGUACAUACCAGAUUUUAUCAUCCUGUCUUGCCACUGUUGGAGGGUUACUUUCCUUGGUCCCUGCAGGCCCUGUGAGGUUCUGGAUAUUCAAAAUGAAACUGCAGAGAUGCAACAGUCAGAGCUAGGUUUCUCCUUCCCUUUCCCAAACUGACUUUUAUUCUCUCUCCCCUGCUGAUGUGUAAAUAAAUCUUGCCAGCCCAAGGUCUGGUUGGAGCUUAGCUGUCGUGCCUGUUAUGAGCUUGAGCUGAAAUCUAGGAACUGUGAAAUUUUUAGGAGGGGUGAUGGGACAAGUGAGAUCCUGGAAGGAAAAACUUAAGCACUCCUGAAAGCUGUCAUCCUCACUUUGUUUGUUUUUUUACCUGGGAGUAAAUCCCAUUGGACACAGUGCGGCUUCCUUCUAAGUAGACUGAGGACUGCUCGGUUAAUCUUGUUUGUUCAGUGAGAGAGGCCGUAGGCACUGUGUGAAAUUUCUCAAAUGAAUCUGAUAGAGCUUAAAGAUCACCAUAGAAUCAUAAAAUUGUGGAGUUGGAAGGAACCCCAAGAGUCAUCUAGUCUAACCCCCUCUCAGUCUCCUCUUUUCCAGGCUAAACGUACCCAGCUCCUUCAACCGUUCCUCAUAAGGCUUGGUUUCUAGACCCUAGAUCAUCUUUUUUCUUAAAAAAAAAUAUUUAUUAUUUUCCAUACAUAAAUAUAACAAAAGAAAAGAUUGACAAUAAUAAAGAAAAAAGAAUAACACAGAAAAAAGAAAGAGAAAAAAGAAUAUAAAACAUAAAAUGCAACAAAUCUUCACUGCACUAACACUUAAUUAAUUAGAAUCCAUCUUCAUAAACAUAUUAUUUGACUUCCUUAAAUCUCUUCCAUCUGAAUUUCUUAGUAAUUAUAUAUAGCAGUUUCCAAAAUCAUUAUUUCAUAAACCAUAUCACAGUCAUAAUCAUAUUUCGACCCUAGAUCAUCUUGGUCGCCCUUCUCUGCGCAUGUUCCAGCUUGUCAUCGAGGCCGCAUUCACAACAUACAUCAUAGCUUCUCCCAAAGAAUUCUGGGAGUUGUAGUUUAUCAAGGUGCUGAGAGUUGUUAGGAGGUUCCCCCCUAUUCCCCUCUCAGAACUACAGUUCCCAGAGUGCUUUAACAAUCGAUUCUUCUUCCCAGGGAACUCUGGGAAUUGUAACAAAAAUAAGAACACAUUCUUGUUAUUUUGGGUGUGACUAGUGCUAUACAGAGUCCCAGAGGACAGGGCCCUGCCCCUAUGAGCUUACAGUCUUACAGAUUUGACCACAGGUGAAACAAUAGAAGAAGACUGGAGGCCUAAGUAAACAAGGAAGUGGUAUGCAAUGGUUAAGCUCAGUUAACAGACACAUUUUGAAUUUUGAGAGAGCACUGAGGGCGCCUGUCACAAAAAAAGCUGCUUAUAGGGGAAUGGACACGGCCUAACGCAAAAUGGCUGCAGCAUGACACAAAAUUAGAGAGACAGUCACCCCAUGCAACUGUAUUCUUACCACAGGAAAUCAGUUUUCCCCCGCUGAUCCUGAUUGUGGCGAUUACACAAUAUUGAUUUUUUUUUACACACACAAACUGAUGCUGUUGGUGUCUUAUAGUAACAGGGAGCAGCAUUCCUCAGUACCAGGGAAAAUAUGCAAGGUGGCCACAGUCACUCUCAUUUUGCAGAAAUCACUUAGGAUGUCCCUGCACAUUUCUUUGUAUUUAUUAUGGGUGCUGAGAGUUGUCGGGGUCUCAUAUUCCCCCUCACAGAGCUGCAAUCUCCAGAGUGGUUUAACAAUCGAUCCCUUUUCACAGGGAACGGUGGGAAUUGUAGCUCUGUGAGGGGAGCGUAGGCCUCCUCUGAAGAACUCUCAGUACAUUUAACGAACAACACUUCCCAGAAUCCUUUGGGGGGAAGCCAUGACUGUGAUACCAUAGUGCAGGCAUAGGCAAACUCGGCCCUCCAGAUGUUUUGGGACCAUAGCUGUCAACUUUUCCCUUUUCUUGUGAGGAAUCCUAUUCGGAAUAAGGGAAUUUCCCUCUCAAAAAAGGGAAACGUUGACAGCUAUGUUUGGGACUACAACUCCCAUCAUCCCUGACCAGUGGCCCUGUUAGCUAGGGAUGAUGGGAGUUGGAGUUCCAAAACAACUAGAGGGCCGAGUUUGCCUAUGACUGCCAUAGUGCUUUAAACGAGGGUGUGAAUAUGGCUUAACAGAGACAAUUUCAAGUAGAGGACCCAGCCAAACAGAUGUGGUGGUAAUAAUGGUCACAUACACCUUCCAUUUAAAGCACUGAGUGCGGUAACCAGUCAUGGCAUCCCCCAAGGAAUUAUGGGAACUGUAGUUUGUUAAGGGUGCUGAGAGUUAGGAGACCUUCUCUUCUUCCCUUACAGAGCUACAGUUCCCAGAGUGGUUUAAGGAACAGUCCCUUCUCCCCUGGGAAUUAUAGCUCCAUGAGGGGAAGUGGGGUCUUCUAACCACCCUUAACAAAUGUCGUCUCCCAGAAUCCUUUGCAGGGGAAGCCAUGACUGUUCAAAGUGGUAUGAUGCUGGUUCACAUGCAGACUGCAGAUGAGACCAAUCUCUUUCUGCCCUGCCAGGGCUGUCAUUACCCGCUUUGCCAGCCAGACCAGGGCAGAGGAGGUGGGGGGCAGCGUCCACAGUUGAGGGGACAGCUUGGCAGCUUUCUCCUCUCGAUUCCAUGCCGUUUGGCUCAAAGUAGAGGGUGGCGCACCGCUCCCCUUGCUUCCCGCUUUUUGCGGUGGAGCUGGAGAUUCCUGGGAGCUAUAAAUAAUGCUCCGCAACCGCGCCUCUCCCCACCCCACCCCAAAAGCCCCAGUUCCUUCCCCCUGCCCUUCCCCGGCCAAUCCUAUUGUGUUCAGGAAAUUGGAGCUGAGUUGGCAAGGGGCACCCUUUGCGUGGGCGGCUGGGGAAGAGGGGAACUAACAGCUGUGAGCAGAGGCGGGCAGAGAAUUCCCUUCCACCAGGGCUGGGCUCGGGUGGCGCCUUGCCAGCAGUGCCCCUGCAGGGAUGCCAAUCAGCCUGCCUUUAUCCUUAGAAAUCUGCAUGUUGCAGCCGUCUUCUUCUUUGAAAUGGGCAACAUUUUGUGCCGAAACCUUUUCCAGUUCCUCCCUCUCGCUGCUCUGCUUUGAGCCCCCAUGGUCUCCCAACUGGGGUAUGCCUUUAUAUUUUGUGGGGUGGGAGGAACAGAGUUUUUAUUUUUGGAGGGCGGCUGAAUGCAGAAGAGCGGCUUCAGGCUGUUUAUUUAUUGCAUGCAUAUCCCACCUUUUCCUGUACCGAGCUCAAGGUGGCUUGCAUGACUCCCUCCCUCCUCUGUUAAUCCCCACAACAACCCUGUGAGGUAGGAUAGUCCAAAAGGCCCUGACCUCAAUGAGCUUCAUGGCCGAGUGGGGAUUUGAACCCUGGUCUCCCAGGUCGUCGUCCGACACCUAACCACUGCACCACACUGCCUGUUAUUACAUUUCUAUCCCACUUUCCUCCAGGGACCUCCAGGUGGCAUACUGGUUCUCUCUCCCUCUCCAUUUUAAACUCUCAACAACCCUGGAAGGUUGGAUAGGCUGAGAGAUUAUGGCUACAGUGGUACCUCGGGUUAAGUACUUAAUUCAUUCUGGAGGUCCGUUCUUAACCUGAAACUGUUCUUAACCUGAAGCACCACUUUAGCUAAUGGGGCCUCCUGCUGCCGUUGCGCUGUUGGAGCCUGAUUUCUGUUCUUAUCCUGAAGCAAAGUUCUUAACCUGAAGCACUAUUUCUGGCUUAGCGGAGUGUGUAACCUGAAGCGUAUGUAACCUGACGCGUAUGUAACCCGAGGUACCACUGUAUUUUGUUGCCUUAGAACCGGAACCUUGGGGCCCUGGUCAGUGUGGCCAGUGUCCAGGGAAUUAUGGGAAUUGUAGUCCAGCAACAUUUAAAGUAAUCCAGGUGAAAAUAGAUUUCAUGCAAAAAAAAAACCCCAAACCCUCAUAGUUACAUGUGAGUGAUUGUAUUUUCAUGGGGUUGUUAUCUUCCUCUUGCUUGAGUGAAAGGUCUCAAAUGGUCCCAAACUAGACAUAAAAUGAAAAUGGGGAGGGGGAAAAGGUUAAGCCUGUUUCCCUCACAUCCUCAGACCCAAGGUGUGGAAUAAUGGCAAGGGGAGAGACUAGUUCUCCCCAACAGCCUUGUGAGGUAGGCCCAAGAUAUGGCGACCGGCCCAAGCUGACCUCGUGAGCUUUGUGGCUGAGUGUGGAUUUGACUUUUCCACCCUAGACUGACACUCUUGAACCACAUGGUUAGAGUGCUGGGGUAGGACUUGGGAGACGCCAGUUCGAAUCCUAGCACAGCCGCGAAGCUCACUUCAUGAGUAAGGCACUUGGCUUGAGUUGAACGGAUGUGGCUAGACUCCCAGCUCCUAUCAACCACAGCAGCCGUGGCCAAUGGUCUGAUUGCUCAUGUUUAGUUGAUUUGAUCCAGGUAGCGUUUAACAAAGAGAGCAUCAAAUUUUCCCCGGUCUCUUUCUUGUCUCUCAUCUUCAAAUACAUAACGCAGCAAGGCCAAACUAUUAAGGGAGACCGCUCCAUCCCAAUUUCUGUGCUUCUUCCUUGCCCGUUCUCUGCCAGUGAGUCCAAAUCUAUUCCAGGCUAACAUAAUAAAAAAAAUGAAACCUUUCCCUGAUUUCUCUGGCAGGAGGAUUUUACCUCAGACCUUGCGGUCCAGCAUAGCUACGUGUAUGACACCCCUGUUUAACAAGGGGAUGGAGCAACAUCGGGGCUUUCAGUGUUCGGAACUAGUCAGGCGCCGGGCGCAUUUUGCACCUGGUUUUCGACCACAAGUGAAGAUGCCUGGCAUCUCUGCCAUUUUGAGGUGCAUGCCUGGGGAUCAUUGGAUCUGGACUGUUCUCACAUACUAACACCCCGAUCAUGUAGAAUUCUAUCAGUUACCGAUAUAUUUUAUCUGCACAAUUGGAACGAAUUUCUGGAACUGUUAAGUUGUGGGUGAACAUAUCAGACAACACAGCGAUUCUUCAAACAGCUCUUGUUUAUUCACAGGCCAGGACAGAACUGAACUGAAGGGUUCAGUCAGCCUGCUUAUAUAGAGCUCCAGUACAAUGUAACUGUAACAAUUUUCUAAAACUAUCCAAUCACUGAACGUCACUUUCGAUCCCUUAUUUGCAUAACUAUCUACAGUAUCGCCCUGCUGGCCCAGGGUGAGAACUUCAGUACAUAACAGGAACCAGAAUGCUUUUUCUCUGCAGCCUGAGCACGAGCAAUCACCAUUAAGAAAAAGGGGUUGGAAUAGGCCAGUAUAUAUGUGGACUGUCCCUGGAUCAAGCGACUUUUCUUCUUUAAGUUCUCAAAGCUCUUAACCUAGCUCAGGGUUGACAUCUGAACUAGCCAGAUGCUUAGCUGAGAAUCAAUCACAGCCAGUCAGUCAUCUGAAAAAUAAGGCUUUAGAGCCAUUUUGCCCCAAAAUGGCAACUAGAUGUUAUAUUAUGGCGACUGUAGCCUUGGUUUUAAGGAGCCGUUUGGUGCCUAGCUUACAUAUCUGAGUUCCUAACAUUGGCAGGCUUUAUGGGUUAGAGUAGGGGUCAGCAAACCUUUUCAGCAGGGGGCCGGCCACUGUCCCUCAGACCUUGUGAGGGGCCGGACUAUACAGUGGUACCUCGGGUUAAGUACUUAAUUCGUUCCGGAGGUCCGUUCUUAACCUGAAACUGUACUUAACCUGAAGCACCACUUUAGCUAAUGGGGCCUCCUGCUGCUGCCGCGCCGCCGGAGCACGAUUUCUGUUCUUAUCCUGAAGCAAAGUUCUUAACUUGAGGUACUAUUUCUGGGUUAGCGGAGUCUGUAACCUGAAGCGUAUGUAACCCGAGGUACCACUGUAUUUUGAAAAAAGAAGAACAAAUUCCUGUCCCCCACAAAUAACCCAGAGAUGCAUUUUAAAUAAAAGGACACAUUCUACUCAUGUGAAAACACCAGGCAGGCCCCACAAAUAACUCAGAGAUGCAUUUUAAAUAAAAGGACACAUUCUAUUCUCGUAAAAACAUGCUGAUUCCCGGACCGUCCACGGGCCAGAUUUAGAUGGCGAUUGGGCCGGAUCCGGCCCCCAGGCCUUAGUUUGCCUAUCCAUGGAUUAGAGAAAAGGAGAAAGGUUGGAGGUGUGGAUAGGGGAGUUUCCCAUAAAGCGGAAUGUUGGAAGGUUCAGGGCAGGCGAAAGGAACUACUUCUCUGCACAUGGUUAAAAUUUGGAAUUGGCCCUGUGAAGAGUGAAGGCCACUAACUUGGAUGGCUUUAAAAGAGGAUUGGACAAAAUCAUGGUGGGCACGGCUGUGUUCUGCCUCCACUGUUGGAAGCGCUAAUGUGCACCUGAAUACAAGUGGCUGGGAAUGGCAGGUGGGGGGAGUUGCUGGUGCGCUCAGGCCAUAGCUGUCAACUUACAGAUUUGAAAAUAAGGGACCAGCAACCUCGAAAAUAAGGGAUUUUCGGGCAGCCCAAAUAAGGAAUUUUCAGAGCACAGGUACGUUCGACUUCUGAGCCCCUCCGAGCCAAAGGCAGAAAGCCCAGCCAGCAGCCAAACGAAGCCUCAAGCGGUGGUUCCCACAGCACAGCAACCUGCCAAAGGGGAUGCAGCAAGGAAAACCACCGUCACCUCUCCGCUGGGAAGCGCUGAGCAAAGGCGAGUCCCCAGGCAACGCGGCCGAUUUGAUGGGCACAAGGCAUGCAAGCUCCACCCCCCAGUCGUCCUUAGACUCCUUAUUGGGUGAGCAACGCAGCCAAGCAACACAGUUGGAGCCUCCCUCCUCCCUGGCCGGCAGGGAGGGAAGGAGAGGAGCUGCUUCCUUUGAAACCCGGGAAAUUUAAGGGACAUCAUCAAUAAGGGACAGCAGCGGGACAUGGCGCUGGAAUAAGGGACUUUCCCGCCAAAUAAGGGACGGUUGACAGCUAUGGCUCAGGCCUUGCUUGUGGGCUCCCCCCCCCCACGUGUUCGACCAGCCACUGUGAGAACAGGAGGCUAGACUUGAUGGGCUGUUGCUCUGAUCCAACAGGCUGCUGUUAUGUUCAGUGGGGAUUGGCUAUGUUCUGGAUUGCAGCCUGUGGAUUUUGGGAGGAAAGCGGUUUUGGGAUGGGCAGGUGCGUGUGGGCUAACCGCCACCAUUUGCUCUUUCCCCGAGCGAUUCGCAAGUGGCUAAUUUCAGGUCGCUUCGAUCCAUCCAGAGACACUAAUUGGGUUUUGCGCUAGGCUGGGAUGAGAAAUAUCUAAAGCCUCGAGAGGGUCAGGGCAGGAGUGUGUGCUCUUUGCGGAUGGUACUAAGCAUAAUGAGGCUUUAAUGCCUUUUUUGGUAAACGAAGGGGCUCUUUCCAACGGAGGGCUAACUCCUCUGUUCCUCAACGAGGGAGAGAGAAAUCGAUGGACAGUAAUGGAGAGGAUCAGAAGGAAAUCGUUCUGAGAAAUAACUUUGGGUUCUCCGCUGCCUGGAGGGCCUCUGCUUUAAGCUCUCCUAGAAAUUGCCCACAGUCCUUUGCUCUGCGGGGCUCCUGUGCCUUUUUAACAGCUGCAAAAAUCCAGCCGGCAUGUUUUACCUCUCCCCAUUGUCAGCCCUGUUGAAUUUCUGCAGGAGGAAGGGAGAUAACGCAGGUUCACCACCCCCUUUCUAAGAUCCCCACUGUUAAGUUGUGGGUGAACAUAUCAGACGACCCAGAGAUUCUUCAGACAGCUCUUGUUUAUUCACAGGCCAGAACAGAACUGAACUGAAGGGUUCAGCCAGCCUGCUUAUAUAGAGCUCCACUACAACGCAACAGGAACCACUUCCUGUAACUAUCCAAUCACUGAACGUCACUUUCAAUCCCUUAUUUGCAUAUGUGGACCUGAGUGAAAACUGAGAACAUCAGUACAUAACAGUAUGCAAAACGAACAAUGGAAGGAGAAGAAGGGAAGUCACUGAUAUUUUCAGGAUGUUAAAAUGAGUGUUUUAAACUGUGUAACAUAAAAUUUAAUGAAAAAUCCCUUAUUUGCAUAUGUGGACCUGAGUGAAAACUAUCUACAGUAUCCCCCUGCUGGCCCAGGGUGAGAACUUCAGUACAUAACACCCACCACUGCUUAGUAGGUUGGGAAACAACUGAAUAAGCAAUAAAGAGGGAUGGGAUGGGGUGCAUUGUGAACCCCGCUAUCUUAGUCACACCCACUGCCAACAUGAGGCCGCUGUAGGGUUUUGCUCUGAGCAGAUGAGGCCCCCCAUUUAGAAGAGCCCUUCUGUACCUGGCUCUCAACUCUCUUGCCCUUUAACAGGGAGCUGCUUUUCGAUGAAUAAAAAUAAUAAACGAGGUGCCCCUGAGCACAUGCCAAGUGCAGCCCUCAUAAACGCAUCUCACGGCAAGUAGAGCAGCAGCAGCGAAAUGCUGCUAGAUGCUUAUUCUGCUUUUGCAUCCUGGAAAAGAAUAAAUCUUUAUUUCUUUUUCUGUAAAAUGAAAGAAGCCGGAGGGAGUAAGGGCAGGGAGGACGGAAUACAACAGCCAAUACAAACACGGUGGAGAAAUGGAAAGGACACAGUUAUUACCCAAGUAAUAUCCUAAACUAAUGAGUGUGUGUGCACAGGAAAGUGUACUGGGGCCACCGAGGAAGCAAUUACCAUUAAAAAACAAAAAUCAGUGAAGGAUGUGUGCUCAGUAAAUGAGGGCAUGAAUGAAAAUGGUGAUUAUUUUCGUUCCCAGCUUUAUUUUGCCCUCCAGAAACAGCAGGCACUGCACCCCUAGCAGAAGCAACUGAUGGAACAAAAUGCUUGUUAAGAAAUCGAAAUGCCUCCGCACUUCUUUGUGGCUUAUUCUUCUUUUUUUUUGGAGGGGGGAGACAAGGAGACAUGACUGGAUCACUUUUAUUUGACAUUAAAACACCCAAGGAUGUAAAGCCUCCACCCCCCCCGCCCGCUGCUGUUUCAGAAUCAUUCAAAAUCAUCUCCCCAGCUCAAGCUGUCCUUAGCUUCUGAGAAAUGAGGCUGCAGUCCUCACCCAACUUACCAGGGAGUAAACCGCAUUGAAUUCAGUAGGACUCCCUUCUGAGUAGAUGUGGUUAGGACUCUGGUGCAAGUUAAUAAAUAGUCCAGGUGGGAUGAAGGAGCGUCUCCACCACCAUUGUUCAGCCUGGACCCUGAGGUCCAGCUCUGAGGGUCUUCUGCUGGUUCCCUCACAGCGAGAAGUGAGGUUACAGGGCCUUCUCAGUGGUGGCGCCCGCCCUGUGGAACGCCUUCCCAUGUUUAGGGAAGUUUUUAAUGUUUGAUGUUUUGUCGUGUUUUUAAUAUUCUGUUGGGAGCUGCCCAGAGUGGCUGGGGAAACCCAGCCGGAUGGGCGGAGUAAUAAUAAUAAUAAUAAUAAUAAUAAUAAUAAUAAUAUCCAUGGGGUCUCUUCCAACUCUACAGUUCUAUGAUUCUGUGUUUAAAGUGGUAUGAUACUGCUUUAUAUAUAUGGUGCAGACAGCGGCCUCAGUUAUGUGGAUUUCAGUGAACGUACCAUGAGUAGGACAUGUACUUUUUGAGAAUACUAAGGAAAAACCAUCUUCCGCAGAAACUGCUGCUUGCCUUCUAUCACUGUGCCAUUGAGAGCGUGCUCACUUAUGGCUUAUGUGUGUGGUACGGAAGCUGUACUACCCAGGACAGGAUGGGGUUGUGCAGGGUUGUUAAGGCAGCAGAGAGCAUUGUUGGCUGCCCACUCUCCACCUUAGAGCAGAUUUAUGCCACAAGGUGCCAUAGGAAGGCACUGGACAUAGUAAAAGAUCCAUCGCAUCCUGGUCACUGUCUCUUCGAGCUCUUGCCGUCGGGACGGAGAUACAGGACGAUGAAGACAAGAACGAGCCGUCUUAAGAACAGCUUCUUCUCCAGAGCGAUCUCGGCCCUGAAUGGGAAGCCCGGACUUUGAAAGUCAUCUAAUCUCCCUUGCUGUAUUAUACUGUAUUGAUUCAUUAGUGUUUUUAUGGAGCAGUCAAGUAAUUUCGUUGUCCCCGAAGGGGGCAAUGACAAUAAAGAUAUUAUUAUUAUUAUUAUUAUUAUUAUUAUUAUUAUUAUAGUUUGCAGUCCUGUUAUUAUUGCUAUUAUCCAUCACCCUAAAAAACCCUGCUGCUUCACACCCCUUGUGAAAGGGAGGAGGGCCUACUCUGCAGGGUUACUGUGUGUGUGUGUGUGUGUGUUGCUUUGAACUUUACAGCUAACCUCUCCCUUCCUUCUCGGUUUGACAGGGCUCCAUGUUCUCACUGGCUCUCAAAUGCCUUAUAAGCCUUUCCACCAUCAUCUUGCUGGGACUCAUCAUUGCCUAUCACACCCGAGAAGUUCAGGUAAUGCCCCUGCGGUCCUAUGAGUUGAUGUUACAUUGAUUUCUCUAUUAUUAUUAUUAUUAUUAUUAUUAUUAUUUAGUAUUACCAAUUGCUUGAAGUUCCCCAGAUGUUGUUGAACUACAACUCCCAUCACCCCUAGCUAGCAAUGCCAGAGCUCGGGGAUGAUGGGAGUUGUAGUCCAACAACAUCUGGGGACCCACAGGUUGAGAACCGCUGAAAGGUUUCAGCAGAACAGCAGUCUUCUCUGGCUGGCAGUGCCUGGUGGGAUUUAUAGUCCAAAAACACCCGGAAGGCACCCGUGCUGGCGAUGACUUUUGUGUAUUUAUUUAUUUUUAAUUUAACGCAGUUUAUUUAUAUACCGUUUUUUAGCCUAAAGGGACCCUGAACGCAAGGAAUUGCAUAUUAAAACGAAAUACACACACAGUAGGGUGUGAUAAAAGUGGCAUAAAUCAGUCAGCGAAAUCCCAUCAGCCGGGGCACCCGCAGAGAGCUUUCCCUAGCUAGAGAACAAAUGGGUGCUGUCUCCAGCUCUUCUUAAGGACUAGAAACCCCGAAUAGACUUUUGAAACCCCAAACAGGUCUAUUAACAUUUCUUCUUUAUGCUUUGGUGAAGAGUUUCAUUCUCGCUUUUCUGUACGCCACCUUGGAAUCCCUUUUUGAGGAACGGCAGCUGAAAGAUUUGAAGCUGCAGGGUGGCUAAGCUGUGGUCUCCUAGGGGUAGUCUGUGAAUAUUGGCCAUAUUGGUGAAUAUUCUGGUUGGGGCGGAUGAGAAUUGGGGACAGCAACAUUUGGAGGGCCACUGCCCACCCUUGCUUUAAAUGAAGAGUUUUGUGGGUGCAGCUUGAAGUAACCCCAAGUCAUAGAAGGAGGGGGACUGGAAUGAGGCCUGACAACUCCCAACAUGCACCAGCCUGGAGGGGCAAUUAUUAUUUUUUAAAUUUAUAUACCGCCCUAUACCCACAGAUCUCAGGGAGGGCAGUAAGUGUGGGGAGGGGAUUAGGACAGUUUGUCUUUGGGGUUUAAGCAUUGCUGUGCAGCUCCUCCUCUCAGCCCAUUGACGCCAUCCUGCCAGUAAAACCAGAUCCCUCCCGGCCUCUCCCUCAAAUUUUGGGGUUUCUUUAGAGCAGGGGUCAGCAACCUUUUUCAGCCGUGGGACAGUCCACUGUCCCUCAGAUCAUGUGGCAAAGGUACCCCUGACCGAUAGGUCAUGUCGCGGACGACUCUGGGGUUGCGGCGCUCAUCUCGCUUUACUGGCCAAGGGAGCCGGCGUACAACCAGAGCAGCGCACGGAAACGCCGAUUACCUUCCCACCGGAGUGGUACCUAUUUAUCUACUUGCACUUUGAUGUGCUUUCGAACUGCUAGGUUGGCAGGAGCAGGGACCGAGGAACGGGAGCUCACCCCGUCGCGGGGAUUCGAACCGCUGACCUUCUGAUCAGCAAGCCCUAGGCUCUGUGGUUUAGACCACAGCGCCACCCGUGUCCCUGACCAUGUGGUAGGCAGGACUAUAUUUUUUUGGGGGGGGGGGAAUGAACAAAUUCCUAUGCCCCACAAAUAACCCAGAGAUGCAUUUUAAAUAAAAGGACACAUUCUACUCAUGUAAAAACAUGCUGAUUCCCUGGGCUGGAUUGAGAAGGCGAUUGGGCCACAUCUGCCCCCCGGGCCUUAGGUUGCCUACUCCUGCUUUAGAGAGCUGAUUUUCGCAUCUGUGUGAAAAUAUAUAAAGUAAAACAAUAUGUGUGGAUGUGUUGGGGGAGGGAGCUUUCCCUUUCUCCCCUCCUCCAAAAUGCUUUGUGAUCAGUAGGAAAUGUUCCAUGGACCCAGAUGGCUUGAGAUCCCAUCCUUUUUUUUGGGGGGGGGUGUAGCCCAAUGGGUGACAACUAGGCCUCCUCCUUGCCACUGUCUGGCUGUGGGUUGCCAAGGUUACUAGAGCAAUUGACACGGCUUCCUGGCAUUUUUGUUUUUGCUGAUUUCAUGUUCUCCUGCCCCCUUCCAGCCGGCUUGAAUCGGGUGCUCACAAUCAGGCAUUGGGUUUAUUUGGGGGUUUUUUUGGUGGGGUGGUGCUAUGGGCGCUAAAUUAAACCCACAACCUUUCAUGCCAGGCUCAUCUUCCCCAUGAGGCAUUUCCUCCUCCUCCUCCUCCUUUUUAAAAAAAAGUUAGACCCCACAUUUGUGGAUUAGGCCUUGCCUCUGAACAUGUGCAGAGUGCCUCUCAAACGGUGCAGAAACCAAAGUGGGUGAGAGGCUUGGAAGUGGGUUGGGAGGGUCCGAAUUCAGUGUGUGGCGAUACCUGACAUUUUUAUGUAUAUACGAAGAUAAUUGGGUGGAAGAGGGGAUUUUAUUAUUAAUUAUUAGAUUUCUUGCCUGCCCUUCACUGUUAGUGAGGCGACGCCUCAGAUGGGCUUGUUGACAGCACUGAUCAGCGAGUCCAUCUUUGAAAGCAACAUUCAGGAGCUCUCUUGAACCUUUCCAAUGCUCCUUUGGAACGGUGCCUUUUAUUUUAUUUUAUUUUUUGCAGAAAACAGUCUCACAGGCCAAAUUAGGAGCCGCGUUGGGCUUAGUAAAAUCAGUAGGCCGGACGUUCCCUACCCCUUUCCUAGUCCAGCCCCGACUCGACUCUGGCUCCUUUACACCCCCCCACCCCUCAGCUGCCAAUAUUUAAAAGCAAUGAAAGAGGAGCUGGGGAACAAUUCACUCUGUUUUUCUUUCUUUCUGUAGUCUGCUUGGCCUUGGCUUAGAAAAUCCACCCCAUUCUCCUCCGCAAACGAGUAUACCCAGUGGUUCCCUCUGAAAUCCACCCUUGCCAGGGUCACCCUGACCCCAUUGCUCAUCUCCUCCUUCCCCACAGAUUUUAUUAGCUCUGCAGCGUGCCAGGAAAGCGAUGGGAGAAGGAAUUACUCCUUCAGCUGUGUGUGUUUUCCUUGCUUGUUAAACAGAAACCGCUGCCAGAUGGAACCGAUUCUCGGUCUGAAGCAUUCAUGGGGGUCUUUGGGUCCAGGCUAGGUGUUUGCUAGGUGUAGGCGACUGGCAUUUUUGGAGUCACACUCCCCAGCACAACCCCCAUCUCACAGAGACUUCCCCUAUUGCAAAUCACAAUUAUUUCUGUGCAUUUCAAUGUUAUUUUGUUGAUUUAUUGCAGGCAUAGGCAAACUCUGGCCCUCCAGAUGUUUUGAGACUACAAUUCCCAUCAUCCCUGACCACUGGUCCUGUUAGCUAGGGAUGAUGGGAGUUGGAGUCCCAAAACAUCUGGAGGGCUGAGUUUGCCUAUGCCUGAUUUAUAGCAUUUAUACCCCACACUUUAGCCAAAAAGGCACUCCAAAAGGGGUGAGGUUUUGCCCCUGCACCUCCAGAUAUCAAGCACAAAGUUGGGGGUGAUUUCCAGACCCCCCCACCCCUUUUCCCAGCUCUAGGCUUGGGGCCGGGGAGGUAGUUUUUGGGGACUGAUCCUGCAAUGGAACUGUGUCUCUGAAUCACUGCAAGUGGAUCCAAAGCAACUGGGCUGCAUUGUGAUGUCAUGGUAAACUGUGGUUUGUCAUUUUGGGGUUGAACCUAGCUUCUACUGGGCUUGUGCAUGCCCCGCCCCCUUUUCACCUCCAUUUUUGAACAGUUUAACCACAGUUUAGGGUGUGGGUGCAAUCUUAACUGUGGUUUGUUUGAAACAAGCUGACUUUGCAAACUGUGGUUUGAAGUUGGCUUGUUUCAGACAAACCACAGUUGUUUUUUUGCUUCGGGUGACAAGACACACUGUAGUUAAUCAAAACCGGAAGAGGAAACCUUGAAACUUUUCCUGGUCAGACCAGCAGUGAGGUGGGGAAGAGAAAGAGCCCAGGGUGAAAAUUGGGCUUGCUCCCAUUUUGAUAAAACCAUGGUUUGUUGUGAUGUCCAAAGGCAACAGCCUUUCUUACAGCUCCAAGGCUGGAAGGAGAGGGAGGGCUCAUCAUGCCCUCCAACAGAAUUGUGGCCUGCUGUUUCUGUACUUAUGCAACUGCUUCAUGGCAGGUAGGCAUUCAACAGAUGUAGCAACUCAGAAUGCUGCUGCUCUGUACCAAGAGAAGCUUCAGAUUUUGAGUUUCUCCCCUUCAGACACUAAAAAUAAAUUGUGUUUGAGAGAUUUGUUUGUGAUGAGCCUGCACACUUGCCUACGUCUUUCGGGCUUCUCGGAGUUAAUGAUAUUUUGUCCGCUGAACUCCUUUUUGCUGUUGUCAUUGCUGAGUUUUCUGUGUGCUUGUCUUGCUGAUUGUUUUAUUUUUAGAAUGCAUUUUUACAUAAGCCAACGAAUCUGGGAAAGGUAGCAUAUAACGUUUUAAAUAAAUUAAGCACACCCACCCAACCCAAAUUUGUAUAUCUAGUAAAAGCUGCCCUGAUAAAUAAAUAGAUCCAAAUUUGCCUGUGCCCAUUGGCAUACAUUAUUUUACUUCUCUCGGGGCUCUCGCUUCUGAAAUUUCAACUUUUGGCCCAUGUAUUUUUAAAACACCUAUUUUGAGGUCUAGAACCAUGCUUUUAAGAAAUAAAGAAAGAAAUUGGAUAUUUCCGGAUGUGGAGUUACUCAUCUGGUAUAAAGCCUGCAUUUUGCAAUUAUGGGGUCUCCAGAACCAUCUAAUAAUAAUAAUAAUAAUAAUAAUAAUUAUACCCCGCCCAUCAAACAUUAAAAGCUUCCCUAAACAUCUCUAAGAUGUGGGAUUUCAUCCUAAUUGGGACCAGCCCACCCAUAAGGCAGAGGGAGGCAGGAUCCGCAGGGACAGCAGAUCCUGAUGCUUAUCUUUCUUCUCCUCCUCGUUGCUGCCGUAGAUCUUCCCUCGCCCCCUUCUUUCCUGGUGCCAUUUUGAAGUCUGUCUUGGGAUGGCACUGGGUUCUCCCGUUGGUGGUUUCCCGGCUCGUUCCUCCCAGCAUUCCUCUGCUUCCAACCAUGACAGUGGCUGUGUUCUGCCAGCAUGGCCAGAGGCAGCAAUGAUUCUGAAUGAAUACCAGUUGCUCUUGUGCCUUUCUAAACCUCUUUUUCCAAUAAGGGCAUGCUGGCUGCCUCUCCUGUUUCAGUGCCGCCACCAGCUCUCCCUCGGGGCUAGUCUGACGGCUGUUAACGGAUUGCAGCUCUCUUUAGAGGGACAUGUUCUGUUUGGGAGUGCGCUGUCCGUAUCAAUUUGGAGCGAGCCUGCUCCCGUGUCGGUGGGGGCGGAAUUGGGGGCACAUUUGUCCGUUGUCAGGCAGCUGUCAGCGGUCCUAAGACCUAAUGGAGAAGUGAAAGACUGUAGGGGUGGGAGUGUGGAGUUAACCCUCGACACCAUGGACUGGCUGGAUGCAGAGGAGAGGUGGGAUGCUCCAGCUGGGGAACCCCCAAAGGAAGAAGACUUAGAGCUUGGGGAUGGGUGGUGGGACUGUUAAGCUGUGGGCGAACAUAUCAGACGACACAGCGAUUCUUCAAACAGCUCUUGUUUAUUCACAGGCCAGAACAGAACUGAACUGAGGAGCUCAGUCAGCCUGCUUAUAUAGAGCUCCACUACAACGUAACUGUAGCAACUUUCUAAAACUAUCCAAUCACUGAACGUCACUUUCGAUCCUUCAUUUGCAUACAAACUAUCCAAUCACUGAACGUCACUUUUGAGCCUUCAUUUGCAUAACUAUCCACAGUAUCCCCCUGCUGGCCCAGGGUGAGAACUUCAGUACAUAACAGGGACGACGAUAGGUGGUCAGAGGGAGAAGACAGGGAGGAGGUGUUGCCCGAAGCUGAAGAGGUAACAGGGUUUAGUGAGCAGGGAGAAUCUGUGGCAGAGAGGAGGCCCGAAACAGAAGCAGUAGCAGGAGAGAGGCCAUGAGGCAGAUAUGAGUCUGGCUGGCGAAGAAACAUGGGUGUCUCCCGCCUCGCCCCGUCUCCCAGGACCAGAGGAGGUAUAAAGUGGGAGGAGCAAAGGCAGGUGUGCUGGCAUAAUCUCAGAUUGCUUGUGAAGGACUGGGGAAGGAGUAGAUUGAGGCAGCUGUGGGAAGGGGGGGCGUGGAUCUUCAGCCUCCAUAACUGCCUCGUAGGGGCAAGACCUACCAAGAAGAAUCGCUGUGCUCAUUAGGCUUGGUCCUCCUGAGCAGACCUUGUUUCUUCUAAUAAAGAGUUGUCUUCACUUACUCCAUGGGGUUUAUUGCUGGCUCGCUUCUGACCCUUAGGGUGGUCUUUCUCUCUCUCUCUACAGUGGUACCUUGGUUUCCGAACAGCUUAGUUCUCGAACAACUUGGAACCUGAAUGCAACAAACCCGGAAGUGACAGUUCCGGUUUGCGAACUUUUUUCGGAAGCUGAAUCUGCUCCGUUUUUAGUAUUCUGCUUCCGAUUAGAGUGUUCCUCUUCCUGUCUGAGUGUUCCAUUUCCGAUUAGAUAUUUGGAGCUUCUAUUUGGUGCUUUUGUUUUUGCGGCUUUUUCGGUUAAUUUGUUUUUGUGACUGUGUAGAACCCAGUUCAGCUACUGAUUGAUUGAUUGUGUGACUGAAGAAAUGGAUAAAAGCUGCAAAGCCAAGAGAACCACUAACAGAGCAGCAAUAGAGGUAGUAAAAUUCAUGUUAAAUUUCUGCUUUAGGGGUUGUUUUUAAAGUCUGGAAUGGAUUAAUCUAUUUUGCAUUACUUUCUAUGGGAAAGCGCGCCUUGGUUUUGGAAAGCUUUGGUUUUGGAACAGACUUCCGGAAUGGAUUAAGUUUGAGAACCAAGGUACCACUGUAUAUACCAUAGAUCUGUGUACAGAAAGUCUCAGUGGGGCAGUCCCCCGUCCCCUCAGCUUAAUGGAUCUGGAAAUCAGGAGUGGGGAGCCUUCACCCUGGGGCCAAAUACAGACCUUGAGACCUCCUUGUCUGACCCUCAGGACUCUCCCUGCAUUAGUUGCUCCACCUACUUUUUAGCCUCUGGCCCCACCCACCACUGUCAUAUGCCUCUCGGCCCCCGAAAGGCUGCCCAGGAGGAAAUGCGGCCCUCAUGCUCAAAAGGGUGUGUCAUACAAUCGUAGCAUGGGGACAGCUUUGUUUAGCACUGCUGUGAAUGGGGCUGCCUUGAUUAUUGAAUGAGCUGUCAGGGAGACUCAUAAAACCAUGUUCCUUUGAUGGACCCCCGUGGGUGAUUUACCUGCGGGGAUGGGAAGUCGGCUGUGCUCUAGGCGUGGGUGGCGAGGUAUAAGAAACAGCAGUUUUGGAAUAACACGUACCAAAAUACAUAAAAUCUGUCAAAAGAGCAGUUUCCUGCAAGGCACCCAAACCCUCGUAUAAUGUGAAGGAGAUAAAUCAUUAGUUUUAUCAUUAACAAAAGUCAUAAAAAUCCUAACACUGUCCGGCAAAGUAAUAUACAGUGGUCCCUUGGGUUAAGAACUUAAUUUGUUCUGGAGGUCUGUUCUUAACCUGAAACUGUUCUUAACCUGAAGCACCACUUUAGCUAAUGGGGCCUCCUUCUGCUGCCGCGCCGCCGGAGCAUGAUUUCUGUUCUCAUCCUGAAGCAAAGUUCUUAACCCGAGUUAAUAUUUCUGGGUUAGCAGAGUCUGUAACCUGAAGCAUCUGUAACCUGAAGCGUAUUUAACCCGAGGUACCACUGUAUAGGGACGCGGGUGGCGCUGUGGGUAAAACCUCAGUGCCUAGGACUUGCCGAUCGCAUGGCCGGCGGUUCGAAUCCCCGCGGCGGGGUGAGCUCCCGUCUUUCGGUCCCAGCUCCUGCCCAUCUAGCAGUUCGAAAGCACUCCUAAGUGCAAGUAGAUAAAUAGGGACCGGUUUAUAGCGGGAAGGUAAACAGCGUUUCCGUGUGCUGCGCUGGUGCUGGCUCGCCAGAGCAGCUUCGUCACGCUGGCCACGUGACCUGGAAGUGUCUCCGGACAGCGCUGGCCCCCGGCCUCUUAAGUGAGAUGGGCGCACAACCCUAGAGUCAGACACGACUGGCCCGUACGGGCAGGGGUACCUUUACCCUUUACCUUUACCACUGUAUACCGUAUUUUUCUGUGUGUAAGACUAAGUUUCCCCCCUAAAAAAAUAAUGUCAAAAAUUAGGGGGCGUCUUAUACUCUGGGCCAUCUCCUCCCAUUUUCUUAAAUCCGAGUCUCCAAAAAUAAGGGGCAUCUUAUACAUGGGGGCAUCUUAUAGAUGGAAAAAUAUGGUAUAUAUUGCUUGUCCCCUGAUUACUUUCAAGUUAUGUCAGUUUUUCUUGAAGUUGUGUAGGAGACUUUAAAUCCCUGGAACAGCUCUGUCGGUAAGAGCACGAGACUCUUAAUUUCAGGGUCAGGGGUUUGAGCCUGAUGUUGGGCAAAAAAGAUUCCUGCGUGGCCCGGGGUUGGACUAGAUGACCCUCGUGGCCCCUUCCAACUCUACAGUUCUGUGAGUGGUUCAGAGGGUGUACGACGCAGCUGCAUCUAGCAGAGCCUGGUGUGGCCAGGAGCCUAUGAUCCAGCCUGAAGCUGGGAUGGCUUGCACGCUAUUGCACAGAUGGCCUCCUCCUGCUGCUGUGACAAUACACAGCCGCUCCCAGCUGCCCUUUCACCUUGAGUACACAGAGAGAAAUCGGCUUCGUGUAACUAAGCAUGAACCCGGCAGCUGCGGAGGGUGCUAAUCCCACCUCCUCGCCCUGUGCAAAACAUCUGCUUUCUUCCGCUCUGCUAGGCUCAGCUUCCCUUCCCGGUUUUUCUCAGGCCCCCAAAACCCAAGACACGGCGUUUUUGAUACUGGUGGGAGCCAGGAAAAAAGGAGGAGAAUUUGCCUUGUUGGCAAUUUCCUCCUCCUUUUAAGAAAAAGAUGCCUGGAGAUUUCAGCGCAGAAUGCUCUGCUGCAAAUGCAGGGAUGCAUUUCAGAAGAGGAGUCCAGAACGGGGGUCAGCCAACUUUUUCAGCAGGGGGCCGGUCCACUGUCCCUCAGACCUUGUGGAGGGCCGGACUAUAUUUUGAAAAAAAUAUAUAAAUGAAUGAAUUCCUAUGCCCCACAAAUAACCCAGAGAUGCAUUUUAAAUAAAAGGACACAUUCUACUCAUGUAAAAACACGCUGAUUCCUGGACCGUCCACGGGCCGGAUUUAGAAGGCGAUUGGGCCGGAUCCAGCCCCUGGGCCUUAGUUUGCCUACCCAUGAUCUUGUCCAGGGGUCAGCAACCUUUUUCAGCCAUGGGCUGGUCCACCGUCCCUCAGACCAUGUGGAGGGCCGGACUAUAUUUUGAAAAAAAGAAAGAAAAUGAAUUCCUAUGCCCCACAAACAGCCCAGAGAUGCAUUUUAAAGAAAAGGACACAUUCUGCUCAUGUAAAAACACGCUGAUUCCUGGACCAUCCGCUGGCCGGAUUUAGAAGGCCAUUGGGCCGGAUCCAGCCCCUGGGCCUUAGUUUGCCUACCCAUGGCCCAGAAGGAUCAGGUCAAACUUUGACUGUCAAAGGCCCAUCUUGUCCAGCAUCCUGUUCUCCCAAUGGCCACCUCGAUGCCUCAACAGGAAGCCCACAAGCAGGACCCGGGUUCAGGAGCUGCUGGCCCCUACUGUGUUUCCCAGCAGCUGCGAUUCAGAAACAUUACUGCCUCUGACUGUGGAGGGAGAACGUAGGGAGAUCCUAGCCAUUGUGGCUAGCAGGCAUUAAUAGCCUUCUCUGCGUAUUUGCCUAGUUAGUUCCCUUUUAAAGCCGUCCAAGUUGGUGGCCAUCCCUGCCUCUUGUGACGGGGAGUUCCAUAGUUCAACUAUGCCUUGUGUGAAGAAGGACUUCCUUUGAUCUGUCCUGAAUCUUCCAACGUUCAUUGGAUGUCCCCAUGUUCUAGUUACGGGUAGGUAGCCGUGUUGGUCUGCUGUAGUCGAAACAAAAUAAAAAAAUUCCUUCUAGUAGCUCAUACCAAUAACAAACUUAAAGGUAAAGUAAAGGUAAAGGGACCCCUGACCAUUAGGUCCGGUCGUGACCGACUCUGGGGUUGCGGUGCUCAUCUCGCUUUCUUGGCCGAGGGAGCCGGAGUACAGCUUCCGGGUCAUGUGGCCAGCAUGACUAAGCCGCUUCUGGCGAACCAGAGCAGCGCACAGAAACGCCGUUUACCUUCCUGCCGGAGCGGUACCUAUUUAUCUACUUGCACUUUGGCGUGCUUUCGAACUGCUAAGUUGGCAGGAGCAGGGACCGAGCAACAGGAGCUCACCCCGUUGCGGGGAUUCGAACCGCCGACCUUUUGAUCGGCAAGUCCUAGGCUCUGGGGCUUAACCCACAGCGCCACUUGUGCUGUAUAGCAGGCAGAAAUUCAACAGGUUAAGUUUCUUCUGGUACAAUUAUGGGAAGGCGUGCCAGGAUCCUCCAAUGCUCUGUUGGUUUUGUUGUGUAUUUUCCUUGUAUUCCUUUCUAUUCCAUAAAGACGGUUUAAAAAUUUGCCAGCCAGCGUUGAGUUAUGCCUUUUCAUUUGUGGCUAUGCAUAUUAUGGCUGGCUGCAGUAAUUCAAAAUGAUUCCUGGGUUCGGGGGGGGGGGGGAAAUGUUUUCUAACCUACAGCAGCAGCACACCAGUGACAGGUGAUAUAACAACCAAGAUGGAACAGUGCUGAGAAAAGAAGAAAGGGUUUCAAACAUGUUCAUUUAUGAACAACAACAACAAAUGAAUAGAUUGUCUCCCCCCAAUCACUUUAUGUUCCUUUCUCUUUUCUGCUCUUUUGGUGGGAGGGCGUCCAUUUUGCAUUAGAGUCUCACCCCUGGCCUGAUCUAGAAGGGCUCUUCUUAUCUUUGUAUGUUCUCUGACUGCCCGCAGUUCUUCCCCCAGCACCCACUAUUCAGAGGUAGACUGCCUCUGAAUGGGGAGGGUCCAUUCAGAAUUCACUCUGGAAUUCACCCUGCAAGAUAAAUAAUGGCGAACAAGUUGGAUAGCUUUGGAGAAGUUUAUGAGUUUAUGGAAGAAGAGACUAUGUUCUCCCUUAGCAUGCCUCUGAAAAACCAGCAGCUGGGAAUUGAAGGGAGAGUUGCUGUUGCACUCAGAUCUUGUCCGUUGUUGUUGCUGUUGUUGACGAUGUUGAUGUUGUUCUUGUUGAUAUCCCAGGGCAGGUUACAACAAUUAGAUGGAUAUUACAUAGCUCAGAAAAAGGACAACAAAAUGAUCAAGGGGAUGAAACAGCUCCCCUAGGAGGAAUGAUUGCAGCACUUGGAAUUUAUUAGUUUUAGAUAGAAAAUCUGAGAGAGAGGUGACACAAAAGCAAUUUAUGCUAAUAUGCAUGGCGUCGAGAAAGGGGAUGGGUUUUCUCCCACUCUCAUAACCCUAGAACAUGGGAAAAUUCCUUCCAGUAGCACCUUAGAGACCAACUAAGUUUGUUAUUGGUAUGAGCUUUCGUGUGCAUGCACACUUCUUCAGAUACAGCUCAUACGGUACCAAUAACAAACUUAGCUGGUCUCUAAGGCGGGAUGCGGGUGGCACUGUGGGUUAAACCACAGAGCCUAGGACUUGCCGAUCAGAAGGUUGGCGAUUUGAAUCCCCGCGACGGGGUGAGCUCCCGUUCCUCUGUCCCUGCUCCUGCCAACCUAGCAGUUCGAAAGCACAAAGUGCUUGUAGAUAAAUAGGUACCACUCCGGCAGAAAGGUAAACGGCGUUUCUGUGCGCUGCUCUGGUUCGCCAGAAGCGGCUUAGUCAUGCUGGCCACAUGACCCGGAAGCUGUACGCUGGCUCCCUCGGCCAAGAAAGCGAGAUGAGCACUGCAACCCCAGAGUCGGCCACGACUGGGGUCCCUUUACCUUUUUAUACAGCGCAAGAGCCCUGUCCCCCCCCCAGUGCCAAACAAAGCCUAGGUUGCCAUCCUGUACCUCCUUACCUGGGAGUAGGCCCCAUUAAGAGACUUCUGAGUAGACAUGCCAUACCUUUGUAACACGAGUUUCUUAAAACAGUGCCUGGUGUUUAGCUCCCGCACAGAAAGAGGCAUGCCUGAGUCUCUUUGUAAAGUUUUCGGAUUUGCUUUUUGGUGAGCAAGGGGGAUUUUAAAAUUAAAAAACCAUUCUACUACCUUUAUUGGAUAGUAGUAUUUUCAGAAAGUAACUUCUAUUUCUAUGGGUUCCAAGCUGUUUUUGGACUACAACUCCCAUCAUCCCUAGCUAGCAAGACCAGUGGUCAGGGAUGAUGGGAAUUGUAGUCCGAAAACAGCUGGAGACCCAAGUUUGGGAAACACUGGGUUAGACGUUUGGAAUUCGGAAGACCUUCUUGCUGAUCUGGCGUAGAUCACUUGAGCUUCUGUCUGCUGUAGAUAAUGUGUGAACACUGAUUAUAUAUUUUUUAAUGUCUUUAUACGGCCAUUGCAUCAAUGCGCUGUUCUAUCCAAAAAGGAAUCUGCUUUGUAGACUGGUCCAGGCUUUGGUGGAUGGUGUGGAGGUUGCUGAAAUGCAGGUGGAAUUUCUCCCCAGGGGCUCCUCCCUGCUUGGCUCCAGGUGAUGCAGAUGUUAUUGCUGUGUCUCAGGUAAAGGUCAGGCCUCUGGGGGAGACGAGGCAAGAGAGCUUUGUUCCAAAUCAGACAUGUGAUUGAAUUCUGGCACUCUGCAAAAACGCCCAUGGCGUUGUGAUGCCGCUCGUGUUCCCGAACCUGAAAUUAUUGCGGGUUGGCAUAGAAAGUUGGUGGAGGAAAUAUGGGAAGGCCGGGAGGGGGGAUGAAUGGUUGUGCAAUUACAAGUCUGCAACAAAAUGUUGCUGCGUUCUGUUCAGCAGCUCUGUUUUCCUACUCUCCCUGGUUUUCCACUCUUGACCCCCCCCCCCCGGCAUUUAGCAUUCUGUGCUCAUUGGUUUCUCCCCCCCUGCAAAUGGGUUUUCCCACCUCCGGAUCUUUUUAUUGUUACAGAAUGGGUAUAGCUCAGUGGUAGAGGAUCUGCCUUGCAUGCAGAAGGCUCUGGGUUCAAUCCCAGGCAUCUCCAGGGAUGUCUGGGGAUGUCCCGUGCCUGAAAUGAUGAGGAGCCUCUGCCUGUCAGUAUAGACAAUACUAAGUUAGGUGGGCCAAGGAAGUGGAAGAUUGGCAACAGAAGGUAAUGGAAUACGCAGAAAUAGCUAAAUUAACAGGGGAAAUCCGACAACAGGGCAAUGAAACAUUUCAAAAAGAAUGGAAGAAAAUUAUGCUGUACAUAGGAAAGAUAUGCGUGAAAUAGAGAAAUCAAUAGAAUUGAAACAAACCUCAUAAUGUGCCAUACAAAUAACUUGAUUGGAAAAAUAACAACAAUAAGUACAAUGCAAUUAAAGUAACCAAUAGUAGUUGCAAAUGAUAUAUGGAUAGACAAUAAGAAUUGUAUAUAUAGAAGGAUUUAUUCAUCUACAGACAUUUUAUGGACAAAUGUGGAAGCAGAAUAACUGUAUGUUGUUGUUUAGUCGUUUAGUCGUGUCUGACUCUUCGUGACCCCCUGGACCAAAGCACACCAGGCACUCCUGUCUUCCACUGCCUCCCACAGUUUGGUUAGACUCAUGUUUGUAGCUUCGAGAACACUGUCCAACCAUCUCAUCCUCUGUCGUCCCCUUCUUCUUGUGCCCUCAAUCUUUCCUAACAUCAGGGUCUUUUCCAGGGAGUCUUCUCUUCUCAUGAGGUGGCCAAAGUAUUGGAGCCUCAGCUUCACAAUCUGUGCUUCCAGUGAGCACUCAGGGCUGAUUUCCUUAAGAAUGGAUAGGUUUGAUCUUCUUGCAGUCCAUGGGACUCUCAAGAGUCUCCUCCAGCACCAGAAUUCAAAAGCAUCCAUUCUUCGGCAAUCAGCCUUCUUUAUGGUCCAGCUCUCACUUUCAUACAUCACUACUGGGAAAACCAUGGCUUUAACUAUACGGACCUUUGUUGGCAAGGUGAUGUCUCUACUUUUUAAGAUGCUGUCUAGGUUUGCCAUUGCCUUUCUCCCAAGGAGCAGGCGUCUUUUAAAUUCGUGACUGCUGUCACCAUCUGCAGUGAUCAUGGAGCCCAAGAAAGUAAAAUCUCUCACUGCCUCCAACUAUAUAUAAAAUGAAUAAAGACAAUGCGAAAAAUUUAGAGGCGAUAUAAAGAAGUCAGAAGAAGGAAGGAGGGAAGUCAGCUCUUAGGAGCAAGUACAAAUGUAAAAUGUAAUAGAAUAUGUAUAUGUAAUAUGAAAUUUGUAAAACUAAUAAAGAUUAUAUUGGGGGGGGAAGCUAGGUGGGCCCAGGGGUCUGCGGAAAUUAUAAGGCAGCUUCCUACGUAUGAACUGUGCUACCUUUUAAGUUGUGUUAGUUUGCACUAGGGAAGUUUCUGGUGACAGAUGUCGGCUGCGAGAAGCAAUUUCAUCUUGUCUUCUUUGCCAACUUCUGUGAAUGCUGCUCAGACAGUUACUUUUAUCUGUCUUCAAGGGCUGGGCUAGGAAGCUGUGUGUUUCCAGACUCUGGGCUUUGCACAAAGCCAAGGAUUAGCUUUGGAAAGGUGGCGGGUCAUUAAAAGUCUGCAAGGUUGCCUAACCUCAUCUGUGCUUGCUGGACCUCUCCAAACUGCAGAACUGGCGUUGUUGCUGCUGCUGUUGAUUAAAUUUGUAUACCCACAGGUCUCAGGGCAGUUCACAACGUAAAAUCACAAUGCAGUGGUACCUUGGGUUAAGAACUUAAUUCGUUCCGGAGGUCCGUUCUUAACCUGAAACUGCUCUUAACCUGAAGCACCACUUUAGCUAAUGGGACCUCAUGCUGCCGCCGUCUCGCCGCUGCUGCGCAAUUUCUGUUCUCAUCCUGAAGCAAAGUUCUUAACCCGAGGUACUAUUUCUGGGUUAGCGGAGUCUGUAACCUGAAGCAUCUGUAACCUGAAGCGUCUGUAACCCGAGGUACCACUGUACAAAAACACAAAAAACACAACGAAACAAAAUUACCUCGUUGUUAGGCUGAGCUUAAUCUCACCAAAGCUUAGUAGAAUUAAAUACAGCCUUUUGCUUCUCCAAAGUCCCGUUUUGCUCAUGCAAGCGAUGCUUUCCAUUUUUGUAAGCAGUUGAUCUUUUAGUGUGGCUGCACCUGCACUUUGGAACUCCCUGCCUGUUGACACCAGGCUGUAUUCUUUCUGGCACCUACUAAAAACGUUUUUUUUUAAAAAAGCAAAAGCCCAUCCAGACACGUAGAGCAUGGAGAUAGAGGUUUUCAUCUGGUUUUUAGCUCAUCGUUGACUUUAACUUUUAAAAAUGGUUCUCAAUUGUUGUUUUUCAACGUUUACAGAUAAUUUCAUUGUACAACAUUGAUUGUAUACCACUUUGGGUUUGUUUUUUUUUUUUUUUUAAAAGCAACAACACACACAAUCAAGUGGCAUAUUAAUUUUAUGAAAUACAGUGGUACCUCGGUUUACAAACUUAAUCUGUCCCUGAAGUCCAUUCUUAAAUCAAAUCCGUUCUUAAAACGAGGCACGCUUUCCCUAAUGAGGCCUCCUGCCGCCGGUGCCCUUGCACUGUUUGGCUUCCGUUCGUAGACCGAGGUAAGUUUUGCAAACUGGGGCACUGCUUCCAGUUUUGCGGAGUUUGUAAACCGAAUAGUUCGUAAACAGGACUGUUCGUAAACGGAGGUACCACUGUAAAUGAAUAAAAGUCAAGCGGGUUGUUUGGUGACUGGGUUUGUUUGUGAGAAGGUGGGUUUAUUCUGGGUUGAGUUUUGGCUCCCAGCAGAGGGGGUGGGGGCAAAAAUAGGAGCCCUGAGCCUCAGUCAGAGGAUGCAGGAUUUAAUUUGGGCCAAAGCUGAAACUGAAGUUAAACCCCAGAACAAUUUUUGGGUGCCCCCUACUUCAGCGCUGCAUGUAAAGUGUGUGGGAUCAGGACUCUCCCCUCCCACCCAUUAGAUUUACUAUAAACAUUAGAGAAUAAGCUGUGCUAUUAUAAAGACUAAGGCCUUAGAAGCAAAUUAUAGAGAAUAUUGUAGAGAUUAAGACUUAAACCAUAUUUUAACCGCUGCCAUAACUGUAUUGUUUAUCGUUAUAUUGAUUGAUAACUUAAACUUAAUUUUAUUGUGUUUCUGAUUUCUUUAGUCCGGUAUGUGAGUCUGGUCUGGGACCGUAAUAAAUUCAGUUCAAAUUCAAACGUUAAGAACAUCGAAAGAGCCCUGCUGGAUCAGGUGUUGGGCAAAAGAUUCCUGCAUUUCAGGGGGUUGGACUAGAUGACCCUUGUGCUCCCGUCUGACUCUACAAUUCUAUGAUAUUUCCUUGAUAAUGUCAGGCCAGAGGCCCGUCUACGCCAGCAUCCCGUUGACCUGAGUGUGAUAGUGUUCUCUCUACUUGUCAUUUUCAGUAACUGUUACUUAGCGGCAAAUAUUUCUGGGGUGAGCUGUCCCUGGCAAUGAGUGGCGGAUUCUGGAGUUAACACCUGCCUGAGUUAAAGCUCCUUUAAGAUGCAAGGGAAUCCUUGCCAUGCAUGACAGAACUCUCCCUCUCCCCCCCCCCUUCGCUCUUUCAUUAAUUAGCAUUUCACUCUGGGCAAUUCCAAAUGGGUUUCCUCUCUGAAUUGCAAUGCAAUCCCACCACAGCCCCAAGAGAGACUUAAAAAGGGAGUGUUUGUGGUUGGGAAAGCCAGGCAGUUGAGCUUCUGGCAUGGAGUGUGGUGUGUAUUUAUUUAUGCCACUUGUUUUUAUGCAACGAGAGAGGAGGGGAGAGGUUGUUGGUGUGGGCAUGAGACUACCCAAUUGUCCUUGAUUUGUUUGGCUUCCAUUAUGCUUUGGGGGCAGGUGGGUGAUAUUGAGUAAGAUGCAUUUGGUAGUCCCUCCUCCUCUGUAUUAUUAUUAAUAAAUCAUCAUCAUCAUCAUCAUCACCUCCCCCCCUUAAUAAGAUUUUCAAAAAACAAAAUACAAUAUAAAACCAAACUAAUCUAAACAAAUAUGAAGUGGGGAGGGGAAAGAGUGCAGUGGUACCUUGGGUUACAGAUGCUUCAGGUUACAGACUCCACUAACCCAGAAAUAUUACCUCGGGUUAAGAACUUUGCUUCAGGAUGAGAGCAGAAAUUGUGCUUUGGCAGCGUGGCGGCAGCAGGAGGCCCCAUUAGCUAAAGUGGUACCUCAGGUUAAGAACAGUUUCAGGUUAAGAACAGACCUCCAGGACGAAUUAAGUUCUUAACCCGAGGUACCACUGUAAUACAAAGUCCUUUUUCACAGGUAAAUCUUAACUUGACCCACACAGAGAAAAGUGAAUAUAUACACUACCCAAAAAAGUUAUUGUAGUUAAGCAGACCUUAACCUAAUAUGGUAUUUAUCGCUGAAUUUGUCCAUGGAAAGUCUACGUUUGUCCACAGCUUGUUCAUCUGUAGUGAGCUUGUAUAUACCUUCAAUCUAUUUGUUAAAGGGAACUGCAUUUUUUAUUUUCCCUGUUCAUCAAUACCUCUCUUUUUCCAUAGUACUGUAAUUCUCCUGUAAACAGUCAUAGUUUCCCCCAGAGAAUUCUGGGAGCUGCCUUUUGUUGCACUUGCCAAGAGUCGUUAGAAAACCCCCGUUCCUCUCCCAGAACUACAUUUCCCAGAGUUCUCUGUGAAGAGGGACUAAUUGUUAAACAAUUAUGGAAACGAUAGCUCUGUGAUGGGGCCUAUUGGGGCCUCCUGACAACUUUCUGCACCCUUAACAGCUAUGGCUGCCCCCAGAGAAUUCUGGGAGUUAGCGUUCAUUCAGAUUAGGAGAGCCCUAAUUCCCAGAGUUAUCUGGGAUGAAGAGAAGAUCUAUGAUUUAACCUCUCUGGGGACUAUAGCUUUAGGAGAGGAACGGAGCGGGGGGUGAUUUCUAAACAUUUCUCGGCACCCUUAAACUACAGCUCCCAGAAUCCUUUCGGGGAAAGCCAUGAGUCUUUAAAGAGGUAUCAUAGUGCUUUAAAUGAAUGUUGUAGAUGUGGCCUUCCCCUCUGCUCUCUCUUCCCCUGCUGCCAACUUAGCAUCAGGGAAGACUAAUUAGGUACCUCUGGACUUAGGAUGGGGUUGCCAUGGAAACCCGGUGGCAACGCUCACAUGUUGUUGGGUGGAGAGCCCGUCUCCGAGAAAUAGAUCCAUUCUGUUGUUGUUUGGGGUAGAGGGAGGACGGAUGUCAAGAGAGAUCAAUGGCAUUUUCCCCCUCUGUGGGUUUCUGUGUGUAUGUAAUGGAGCCCCAGGCAGGAAGGGCCGAGUUGCUGGCUGGCGGUUGGCCCAAGGCCCCUGGCUCCCUUUAAAUAGACUACAGCUGCCUUGCAGGCAUGAAAACUUUCCAAGGGGGGAGCCCAGACGCGCUUCUUGGUCACGAUGAUGGUGGAGGGUGGGAAAUAAUAGUCUGCAUUUCUCACACACAAUCCCAUUAAUAUACCUGCAGGAAAUCUCAACUCCCCCCCCCCUCCAAUGGGGAAUAUUUCCUGCAGGUGUAUUAACGUGAUUAUCUGUCAGAAAUGCAGGAUUGAUUAAGCAUUGGUUUCCUAUACACACAAUGGAAGAUCUCCACCUUAUUGGCCACUGGGCAUCCUCCCUGCUCUGUGGGGACAAAGGUUGCCUAAGAGCCCACUUGAAUCGAGUCCCUGCUGUCUCUGGCCUUGCAUCCUGUUUCUCACACUGGUGCUCCGGCCCGAUGUCUCCAGGAAAUGGACAAGUAGAGACUAUUGAGGUGAAGAAGAAGGGGGCAGAGGCCGGAGAGAGAACUGUGAGUUGGAAAGGGUGUCUUUUCUUUCCAUCUUCUUCAGUAUCCUCUAGGAAACAUGCCAAACUUUGGUACUUAGGACUGGGUGUGGACUGUGCGGCUGCCUGAUGAAUGGGACACAGCUAUGGGCAGUCUUGAGGGUUCUGCAGAGAGCGGGUGGGGGGGUAGAUGGGGGGGACUAUGAGUGACAGCCAGGAGGCUGAAAGGGAAGGUGCGUCCAAAGUCAAUAACUGAAUAUUGGUUUAUAUUUAUUAGUAAUUUUGUAACAUUUUUAUAAGCUAACGAUGCAAUUUUUAAUACUUGUUGCUUCAGUUGUCUGUUGUUGCUUUACUCGGUACAUUGCUUAGAAUUACACACACACACACACACACACACACACACACUGCUUUUUUCUGGGGGUACACAUGCCAUUAACAUUUUGUGAAUCUAAGUUUGGCCUCAUUGAGGGGCAGUAUUUCAAUAUGAGUAGGAAAAUGAGAGUACUCCUAAACAUUUUUAAAGGAAAAAAAACAAAAACGGGUGUGUUUGUGUGUACAUAUAUACAUAUACAUACACACUUACACACACCCACACAUACACAUAUAUACAUAUAUAUGAAUGUAUAUAUAUGCAUAUGUGGGGCAGUAUAGAAAUGGUGUAAAUAACAAUAACAAUAGUUAUCCAGUAUAGCCCUAAGUUAAGGUCACUUAUGCUUGACCCCAGUGCUUUUUUUCUUAAAAAAUGUUUAGGGAUAUACUCAUUUUGACUCAAGAAAAUCACCAUUUUAUAGUUCAAAUUGGGAGAAAUAAGUACAGCAAAUGGACAAAAGUAGAAAAAGUCACAAAAUGUUUAGGGGGUAAUGCUUACCCCUGCGUUCUCCCCGCCCCCCAGAAAAAAGCACUGCUUGAACCUAUCCAAUCACAAAAGGGAGGUAUUGGCACAGCUUGAGGGAAUCCCCAGAAGAACAACAACAAAAAAUAAAAUAAAAUAAAUCCUAAACUCAGUGAGGAUUCAUCAUACUCAAUGUCCAUUGAAUGUUAAGCAUCUGCUGGGGAGAAACUGGGGCAGGACGGAAUGGAGUAUCGUGGAAUGGGGCACGGCUGGGUGACUGGCAGACAUCCUUUUACAAGAUGCCCCACACUGCGAUGACAUUCUGCUGCCAGCCCUGCCCACCCAUCUCUUCUAACCCUUGCCGUUUUCUCCCUUCCCUCCCCCCCCCCGCCAGCUCUUCGUGAUUGACAAUGGUGCCGACGACUGGCGGAUCGCCAUGACCUACGAACGUAUCCUCUACAUCAGCCUGGAGAUGCUGGUGUGCGCCAUUCACCCCAUCCCUGGGGAGUACAAGUUUUUUUGGACGGCCCGGCUGGCCUUCUCCUACACGCCUUCGCGGGCGGAGGCGGACGUGGACAUUAUCCUCUCCAUCCCCAUGUUCCUGCGUCUCUACUUGAUCGCCCGGGUCAUGCUCUUGCACAGCAAACUCUUCACGGACGCUUCGUCCCGCAGCAUCGGGGCCCUCAACAAGAUCAACUUCAACACCCGCUUCGUCAUGAAGACCCUCAUGACCAUCUGCCCCGGGACUGUCCUCCUGGUCUUCAGCAUCUCCUUGUGGAUCAUUGCUGCCUGGACGGUGCGUGUGUGUGAGAGGUGAGCUCGCGAGUCGCGCACGGAGACGCAGGGGACGUGCCGUAGGGAGGUGCCUCUUGUGUGUGUCCGGCUGGGGGCUGAUGGGAGUUGGGAUCCAGGAAUAUUCGUUGAACUACAACUCCCAUCAUCCCUGUCUAUAGGCCAUGCUGUCUGGGGCUGAUGGGAUCCAAGAAUAUUCAUUGAACUACAACUCCCAUCACCCCUGUCUAUAGGCCGUGCUGUCUGGGGCUGAUAGGAGUUGGGAUCCAGGAAUAUUCGUUGAACUACAACUCCCAUCAUCCCUGUCUAUAGGCCAUGCUGUCUGGGGCUGAUGGGAUCCAAGAAUAUUCAUUGAACUACAACUCCCAUCACCCCUGUCUAUUGGCCGUGCUGUCUGGGGCUGAUAGGAGUUGGGAUCCAAGAAUAUUCAUUGAACUACAACUCCCAUCAUCCCUGUCUAUAGGCCGUGCUGUCUGGGGCUGAUAGGAGUUGGGAUCCAAGAAUAUUCGUUGAACUACAACUCCCAUCACCCCUGUCUAUAGGCCGUGCUGUCUGGGGCUGAUAGGAGUUGGGAUCCAAGAAUAUUCAUUGAACUACAACUCCCAUCACCCCUGUCUAUUGGCCGUGCUGUCUGGGACUUAUGGGAGUUGGGACCCAGGAAUAUUCAUUCAACUACAACUCCCAUCAUCUCUGUCUAUUGGCCGUGCUGUCUGGGACUUAUGGGAGUUGGGACCCAGGAAUAUUCAAUGAACUACAACUCCCAUCACCCCUGUCUAUUGGCCGUGCUGUCUGGGACUUAUGGGAGUUGGGACCCAGGAAUAUUCAUUCAACUACAACUCCCAUCAUCUCUGUCUAUUGGCCGUGCUGUCUGGGGCUGAUGGGAGUCGGAGUCCAGUGAAAUCUGGAGGCCCAUAGGUGCGACCACUCCUGCCACAGGCAUCUGGGAGCCCAGGGCCUAUAUUUGUGUGGGGAGGGAAGAGGUUCUUCUAUGAACUGAAAAGAUGGAUGUUGCUGGGCUCAGGAAUGAGAGCAAAUCAUUCCUCCACAACCUGGGCCAUUCUGUACCAUACAGUUCAAGCACGUUGACAGCCAUUGUUUCUGACAAGGAUUUUUGGGAACUGCCAUUUGUUAAGGGCGCUGAGAGUUCCCUAUUCCCCUCACAGAGCUGCGGUUCCUAGAGUGGUUCUAACCAUCCGUCCUUCUUCCCAGGGAACUCUGGGAAUUGUAGCUCGGGUGUGUGUGGGAUAAGGGGCCUCCUGACUCUCCCUUGACAAACAACAGCUCCCAUGGUGCUUUCGGCGAAGCCGUGAUUGUUCAAAGUAGUACGGUACUGCUUUAAAUGUGUAGUGCCGAUGGGGGUCUUACUCGCCUGCCCUAGGCAUUUGAAACUCUUAUGAUACCACUUUGUCGUGGCUUUUCCUGUAGAAUCCUGGGAGCUGUAGUUUGCUUUUUUUUUUUUUUAAUGAUAUUUAUUAAAAUUUCAAAAAAUACAAGAAUUACACAAAAACAAAAAAUAAAAAUACAAGAAAAUACAAAAUACAGCAAGAAGAAUAAAAAAAACCCUUAUUAAGAUAUAACAAAGAAAUGAAAAAUAAAAAGAAACAUACAAAAUAAAAACAGUUAAAAACACAUUAAUUUUCCAUAGCAUAUCUUCCUUACACUUAUUUCCCCGGACCUCCUCGUACCUCCCUUUUUUGUAUUCCAGUUCAGUUUGUUAGUUCAGCAAAUCCUUACCAUUAAGCUUUUACCCAUUUAUAAACCUUUUUUCAUAUCUCUUAAAGCAUUACAGCUGGAAACCACUUAGUUUCUAUCCAACAUCCUUCUAAGAUUCAUUAAUUUUACAAUACUUCUGUAAAUAGUCUUUAAAUUUCUUCCAGUCUUCUUUCACCGACUCUUCCCCCUGGUCUCGGAUUCUGCCAGUCAUUUCUGCCAAUUCCAUGUAGUCAAUCACCUUCAUCUGCCACUGGGAGCUGUAGUUUGUUAAGGAUGCUGCAAGUUGUCAGGAGUGCCUUAUUCCUGUUCCAGAGCUACAGUUCCCAGAGUUCUCUGGGAGGAGAUUGUUAAACCACUGCGAAUUGUAAUUCUGUGAGGGGAAUGCGCACCUCGCCUAACAACUCUCAGUACUUUUAGGCACCCGGCACAGUACCCAGGAUUCUUUGCAGGAAGCCAUGACUAGUACCAGUGGUUUAUUUAUAUGGUUCUAUGUGUGCCAGCAUGCAGUUCUGCCACCCAGCAACUACAAAAAGGCAACAUUUGUGCACUCCUUUUGUUUCGUUGCUUUGCAUAAGUUCUGCUGGGGGUUUUUUGCUACUCACAAAGUGAUAAGGGCAUGGAAAGGAAGAGCUGUGGUUCAUGGGUAGAGCGCUUGCAUGCAAAAGAACCUAAGAAGAACUAAAAGCCCAUAUAGUCCACUGUUCUCACAGUGGCCAAGCACAUGCUCGGGGGAAACAUGCAAGCAGAACCCGAAUGCAAUAACACUUUGCGCUUCUGUGGCUUCCACCAGCUUCUUGGGCUUGCCGAUUGGAAGGUCGGUGGUUCGAAUCCCCGGGACGAAGUGAGCUCCUGUUGCUCUGUCCCAGCUCCUGCCAACCUAGCAGUUUGAAAGCACGCCAGUGCAAGUAGAUAAAUAGGUACUGCUGCGGCAGGAAGGUCAGCAGCAUUUCCAUGCACUCUGGUUUCCAUCACGGUGUCCCAUUGUGCCAGAAAUGGGUUAGUCAUGCUAGCCACAUGACCCGGAAAGCUGUCUGUGGACAAAUGCUGGCUCCCUCGGCCUAAAAGCGAGAUGAGCGCCGCAACCCCAUAGUCGCCUUUGACUGGACUUAAGUGUCCAGGGGUCCUUUACCUUUUUUCCUUAUUCAGAAGCACGGCUGCCUCUGACUGUGGAGGCAGAGCACAACCAUUGUGGAAAUCAUCAUCAUCAUCAUCAUCAUAAAUUUUUAUUUGUAUCCCGCCCUCCCCAGCUGAGCCGUGCUCAGAGCAGCUAACAUCAUAAAAACAACACAAUAUGCAUAAAAACAGACAUCGUUAAUUAAAAUACAUCUUAAAAUUAAUUCAGUCAAGUUAAAAUCUGGGCAGGUGGCAAUUACAGUGGUACCUCAGGUUACAUACGCUUCACGUUACAUACGCUUCAGGUUACAGACUCCACUAACCCAGAAAUAUUACCUCGAGUUAAGAACUUUGCUCCAGGAUGAGAACAGAAAUCGUGCUCUGGCAGCACGGCAGCAGCAGGAGGCCUCAUUAGCUAAAGUGGUGCUUCAGGUUAAGAACAGUUUCAGGUUAAGAACGGACCUCCGGAAUGAAUUAAGUACUUAACCCGAGGUACCACUGUAUCAGCUUGGAAUUGAGAGUGAUUCAAGCUGGUCCCAUGCCCAAUGCCCAGCAUUCCCAGAUUGGGCUGGAAAAGACUCCUGUUUGGGAAAGCUCUGGAGAGCAGCUGUCAAGUCAAUGCAGGUCAAGGGUAGCCAACCUGAUGUUCUGCAGAUGUUUCAGACUGCAACUCUGAUUAUACCUGACCCUUGUCAGUGCUGGCUGGGGGUUGGCAGGAGUUGGAGUCCAAUGACAUUUGUGUUUAUUCAGAUUUAGCUCCUUUUCUCCGGCAGCCAUUCAUGGGCCCAUCAGUUCUCCAGCCAAAAUUGGGUAGCAUUUGUUGGCCAGACCUUCCUGUCACAAAACCUCUGCCACAGAGAGAGGUGGCAUUGCCCGGCGACAGAUGACUCAGGACGAACCAGCUGCCUCCGAUUGGCAGGAGAGGCCUCUGGCGAGCAGAGCACGAGACAGGCGACCCCCGCCUUCAGCCGUCAGCCUGGUUCCCGUUUUGACAGGGGAUCGGUUUAAAGCGGCAACUGCAUUUCUGCUCUUUUCACCCGUCCCCAGAAAACCUCAGCCACCCACCCACCCAAAAAGACCUGUUGCCACGGGCAAAAGUCAACCCGCAGUUGAAGAAGACAAACAAAAAAAAAAACCCUCCCAAAGAUGCGAGAUUGUGUGUGCCAUUCUCCCAACCGUUUGCGAGGCUGGGUGCCAAGGAAGAGUCACCACUGGUGGGCAUUCCUGCAAAAAUAAUAAUUAAGGGAAAGGACUGACUAAGCCUUGCCCCCACCCCAAACGCCCACGACCUCAUUAGUGCCUGGCAAGCGAUGGGAGCGGCUUAGAGGGUGGAAUAUACCCCUGUUGCCAGGCUCCCUAGCAGCCAGGCUCCCUGGGAAGUGGAUGGAGAAGGGAGAGAAGAAUGAAAGACUCAGCGAGCGGCGGAUCUUUGCCAAGGUGGGGGAGGUUGGCAGGAUGCCAGCGGGUGCCCUGCGGAACGCCAGAUGCCAACAAUUCUCUAGCUGCCAGCUUCUUUUACUCCCCCUUCGCCUUCCACACUGAGUAAUCCGGUCCACCCUAAUUCCACGUGUGUGCGUUUAAGAAGAAGAAGAAAAACGAUUCAUUCUCCACAUUCUAUCUAUCUAUAUCUAUAUCUAUAUCUAUAUCUAUAUCUAUAUCUAUAUCUAUAUCUAUCAUCGAUCCAUCUAUCUAUCUAUCUAUCCAUCCAUCUAUCCAUCUAUCCAUCUAUCUAUCUAUCUAUCUAUCUAUCUAUCUAUCUAUCUAUCAUCUAUCUCUAUCUAUCUAUCUAUCUAUCUAUCUAUCUAUAGUGGUACCUCGGGUUAAGUACUUAAUUCGUUCUGGAGGUCUGUUCUUAACCUGAAACUGUUCUUAACCUGAAGCACCACUUUAGCUAAUGAGGCCUCCCGCUGCCGCUGUGCCACCGGAGCACGAUUUUUGUUUUCAUCCUGAAGCAAAGUUCUUAACCCGAGGUAAUAUUUCUGGGUUAGAGGAGUCUGUAACCUGAAGCGUAUGUAACCCGAGGUACCACUCUAUCUAUCUAUCUAUCUAUCUAUCUAUCUGUCUAUCUAUCUAUCUAAUCUGCACCCUGCCUUUUUUCUCCAAAGAGCUUGAGGUGGCCUACGUGGCUCUCUCCCUUCUCAUUUAAUCUCCAUGACAACCCUUUGAGGUAGGUUAGGCUGAGAGGACACAGGGACUGUCUUAAAGUUGCGCCCAGUGAACUUUUGUGGAUGAGAUGAAGGUUUGAACCCUGGUCUCCCGGGUCCUAGUCAGGUUGGAUAGCUCAGUUGGUUUGAGCGUGGUGCUGAUAACGUCGAGGUUGCAGCUUCGAUCCCCGCAGGAGACAUCUGCAUAUUCCUGCAUUGCAGGGGGUCAGAUGAGAUUAUCCUUAGGGUCCCUUCCAACUCUGAUUCUAGUCCGAUGCUGUAACCACCACACCAUGCUGGCUCCCCAGUGGAUAAUGUCUACCUGCCCUGUAGGAGGCAGUGGUAUGCUGGGCAUCGCAGGCUUGGUGUGUGUUGUGCUCAGGUCCUGCUUGCAGGCUUUCCAAGAGGCAACUGGUUGGCCACUGGGAGAACUGGAUCCUGGGACUAGAUUGGCCAUUGGCCUGAUCCAGAAGAGCUGAUCUAGGUUCUUAGGAAGCCCUUUAAGGGUCAACAUCAACAUCAACACAACAGUCAUUUUGCAGAUGCAAUUCAUGGCCACUUGUUGUUGUUGUUUAGUUGUUUAGUCAUGUCUGACUCUUCGUGACCCCAUGGACCAGAGCACGCCAGGCACUCCUGUCUUCCACUGCUUCCUGCAGUUUGGUCAAACUCAUGCUGGUAGCUUCAAGAACACUGUCCAACCAUCUCAUCCUCUGUCAUCCCCUUCUGCUUGUGCCCUCCAUCUUUCCCAACAUCAGGGUCUUUUCCAGGGAGUCUUCUCUUCUCAUGAGGUGGCCAAAGUAUUGGAGCCUCAGCUUCAUGAUCUGCCCUUCCAGUGAGCACUCAGGACUGAUUCCCUUCAGAAUGGAGAGGUUUGAUCUUCUUGCAGUCCAUGGGACUCUCAAGAGUCUCCUCCAGCACCAGAAUUCAAAAGCAUCCAUUCUUCGGCGAUCAGCCUUCUUUAUGGUCCAGCUUUCACUUCCAUAUAUCACUACUGGGAAAACCAUAGCCUUAACUGUACGGACCUUUGUUGGCAAGGUGAUGUCUCUGCUUUUGUUGUUGUUGUUAGGACGCCCAUUUAGGCUUCAUUCCUGCUGGUGAACAAACAGCAAUCUUUAAUCAGGACUACACCUGGUAGGAAGCAGAUGCUCCACCAGUGAACUACAUCCCUUCUGAGGAACAUAGGGAUCUGCCUUCUACUGAGUCCACCCAACUCAGUAUUGUCCACACUGACUGGCAGCGCCUCUCCAGGGUUCCAGGCAGGGACACUUCCCAGCCCUACGUGACAAUGCUGGGGAUUUUCCUUCAUGCAAGGACCGUCUGCACGCAAGGCAGAUGUUGUACCACAGGCAGAGAUGCAGCUGCAGGGAAAGGGUCAAGUUAAACACAGACAUCCCUUUCUACCUCUGUUUCUCUGCUUGCAAGGGGUCGAUCUGUUCAGUGGUAGGGGAGGGGUGGUGUUUAACUUGACCCUCAUCUCUUCCUCUUUGCAAAGGGGUGUGCGGACAGCCUAGCUCUAGGAGUCUAGCAUGCAGAAGGCUUGCUCUUUUUCCUUGGAAAGGAACCCCCACCCACUCAACACGCGCCAAACGCAGUGUGGAGAGAAACCGUUUGCCGGGGGCCGACAGUGAGGCAGUGUGCAUGUGCGUGAGAAUAUGCAUGCGCACGCCAAGGGUCCAGAUGUUUUCACCGAAAGCAGGAACAGCUCACAUGAGAGCAACAACUGGCCUCCAACCAGACCCCCCCAUAAAAAACUCCCAAAGGGACAGAACAGAAAUUUGGCCGCCGGUGCCAAGUGCAGAUAUCAUCUGCUCUCUGUGGACACCCAGCCUUGUUUGUUUCCUUGGUUGUCCUCCCCUCUUCUUCCCCACACCCAGCAAGAGGGAGGAGUAGGGAGGGAGGGAGUUUCCUUCCAUGGCUGUGGUACCCCAAAUUAACAAAUCUGCUAAGCGCUGCUAAACAGGGCAAGGCUGGCUCAGUUGAGGAGGCCUCUGUUCUGACUGUCACUGUCUGUUGUUUUGUGUUUUAAAAAAGGAAAAUACAGUGGUACCUUGGGUUAAAUAUGCUUCAGGUUGCAUACGCUUCAGGUUACAGACUCUGCUAACCCAGAAAUAGUGCUUCAGGUUAAGAACUUUGCUUCAGGAUGAGAAAAGAAAUUGUGCUCUGGAGGCCCCAUUAGCUAAAGUGGUGCUUCAGGUUAAGAACAGUUUCAGGUUAAGAACAGACCUCCGGAACAAAUUAAGUACUUAACCUGAGGUACCACUGUAGAGAGAUGGAGGGCAUAGAAAACAGGUGGGGUGGUGGGGAAGGGGUUAAGAUAACCGCCACUCGAAUUGGGGGGGGGGGGAGAGAAAGGGUUAUGUUAACCACCACCCAGAGAGGUGUGUAUGAGGGAUGGGGUGAAGUUAACCACCCCUUGAAUGAGUGUAUGUGAGGGAAGGGGUUCAGUUAACCACCACUCGAAGGACAGGUGAAGGAGGAGGCAGAGGGUUUAGUUAGCCACCUCCCCUUCCUGCCUGCGGUUUUUCCUCUACUAAAAAUACCCUUCCGCUGUGCUAUGGCAUUAUUCAGCAGAUACGGAGCUGGGAACCGGCACCCCAUGUUUGGAAUAAAUGUGCAGUUAGAGAGAUGCACAAACACACUCUCUCACUUUCUCUCUCGCACACACAUGGAGCCUUGGUGUUCACAAACAGCCUUGUACAGGAGUUGCAUGGGGAAGAAUCGUGAGGAAUGGGGGGGCAGAUAGCACGCACAUGGGGUGCAGGCGGGACUCCCUGGCAACUGGGGAAAAGAGCCAGGAAUAACCACCUGCCUUGCAGAGUAGCUCUAAUUUAGAAAAUGGGGAAUGAGCAGGGAUGCGGCGGGGACAAAAAGGCAUGUGUCGAUCGGUUUUUAAAAACCCGUUCUGCUCAAGGGAUCUCUCUUUUGAGUUGCUGCAGGAGACUGGCACUGGCCGGCACUCUGGCACCACAUUUCUUAUGCGCCCCCCCCAGGCAUGCACGCCCCCCCCCAGUCAUUGCCCCACCCACCCACUCAUUCAUGGCUUAGCAGCAGAGCUUGCCCUGCAGGAGAUCCCAGCUUCAAUCCCCAAUGGCCUCUCCAGGUCAGGCUAGGAAACCCUGCUUGCAACCCCGGGGAGCUGCUGCCGGUCAGUGCGGACCAUGCUGACCUGGAUGGACCAGUCCUCCGACACAGUGUAGUGCACGACUGUAGCUCAGCGGUAGAGCGUCGGUUGAUUGCAAGUCCAAGAUAUCUAAGUAGGGCUGGGAAUGCCCUUCGUCUGAAACUUUGGAGAGCUACUGCUGGUCAGUGUAGACAGUAUGGAGCUAGAUGGACUCAGUAUAAAGCAGUUUCCGAUUCUCUUUAAAAUCAGGUAUUGGUGCAAAAACAUGAGGACUGGUAUCUUUGUAGGAAGGGGCUUGUGAAUAGGGUGUACUGGGGGGAAAGUAGCUUGGAUCCUGGCCAGCUUUCUGGCUGCCCCUCAUUUUUAAAGGGUAGAAAGGCAGUGGGUGCCGCAAUAAAAUGUUUCAGCAGGAAAUGUUCCUGCCCAGGGUGCCAGCCACUUAUCGCUGCCAUUUUAUCCUCUUCUUUUUCCCCUAUGAAUCCAUCAGUCUUCUGUGCCUGCUGAACAUGCUCAGUCCUCAAUGGUUUGCUUUUUUGGAGAGGGGGUUCCCCUCCUUGUAGAAUUCCUUCCAAUUUCAUUUUUGUACUGUUGCAAAAUUUGGGGUUUCCCUCAAACCACUUCUGUUUCUCUUGCACCUAGUGUUGUUUUGGUUACAUGAGGAUACAGCUGGCAGAAUGAAUUUGCUUACAGUGGUACCUCGGGUUACAUACGCUUCAGGUUACAUACACUUCAGGUUACAGACUCCACUAACCCAGAAAUAGUGCUUCAGGUUAAGAACUUUGCUUCAGGAUGAGAACAGAAAUCGUGCUCCGGCGGCGCAGCAGCAGCAGCAGCAGCAGCAGCAGCAGCAGGAGGCCCCAUUAGCUAAAGUGGUGCUUCAGGUUAAGAACAGUUUCAGGUUAAGUACAGACCUCCGGAACAAUUUAAGUACUUAACCUGAGGUACCACUGUAUUAAUAUAUAGCAGCGGGGGUGGGGGGACCUUUUCCAAAGCCCAAGAGCUGAUUCCACCCCCUUUUUAAAAAUGCAUUUUCCAUUUUUCUAUUUACAAAUCAUACUUUACUAUCAAAUAUUCUUUCCAUAUAGCCUUCCAAGGCAUUCGGAAUACAUCCACUAUUGCUGCAUAUCCAUAUAUUAAUUCACCCUACUUUUUCCCUUCCAGUCCUUCUUUGUAUUUGUUGUUCAGAGGAUUACCCCUAUUUGUAGUUUCGAUUUAGCAUCAACUCCCCAAAAGUUUCCCCAUUAGCCCUUCAUUUGUUUUCCAUCCUGAUUCCUUAUUUUGGCUGUUGUGCUCGUGAGUUUGGCAUCUUCUGUCAAUUCAUACAGCCAUUGUUCUUUUGUUGAUAUUUGUUUUCCUUUCCAACUUUUAGCAUGCACUAUUCCAGCCGCCGCUGUUGCAUAAAGAAAUAAAUUGAGUACCCUCGAGGGGAGCUCAUCACCAAUUAUCGCUAAUAGAAAGGUUUCUGGUUUCUUUGGAAAUGCAUUUUUUUUAAUUUUUUUUUUUUAAAAAGCUCACCAUAGACCAUCUCUUAGUAUUUGGUGGCAUAGUAUUUGCCACCACCUAUGUAUAAUAAUAAUUUUUUAUUUAUACCCCGCCCUUCCCUGUUAAAAAACCGGGCUCAGGGCAGCUAACAACAAAUUUAAAACACUUAAUUAUAAAAGCAGCAUUAAAUACAGGAUAAAAACAUGAAUAACAAUAAAAUUCAAAAUUCAAAAAUCAAUUUAGGGGAAAUAAGCAUUAGAUAUGUAUGAAAGAUCCCUCAAUCUCUUCACAUUUCCAACACAGUUUGGACCCUCUCUUGUACAUUUUAACCAAUUGACUGGGUGUCAGAUACCAAGAGACUUUUUUGUAUGCUUUCCUUUAUCAAAUAGCAGGCGGAACAGUUUAUGGUUUUGUUCCAGGGCUUUUCCCAGGCUAUGAUUUCGAUGUUAUACCCCAGGCAUAGGCAAACUCCGGUCCUCCAGAUGUUUGGGACUACAAUUCCCAUCAUCCCUGACCACUGGCCCUGUUAGCUAGGGUUGAUGGGAAUUGUAGUCCUAAAACAUCUGGAGGGCCGAGUUUGCCUAUGCCUGUUAUACUUGAUACCUAUAGCCCAGUGUACCAUUGCGCCGGAGGCCUGCAUUCCCAUCUGGGCAACAUUCUGGGGGCCACAUGCCACUGACGGUCAGGACCGGGGCAGAAAUGGGCAGUUCAAUGAAUAUAAAUAAAACAAUAAUAGAUUGCAGCCAGGGCCAGCCACAACAGUUUUAUAAUCUCCACAUCCGCCUUUGAAGUUAUAUCUGUGAUCUAUUUCUCAGCUUGGUUUCAGUGACGUGCUGGCAGACAUCCUUGAGACUUCUCUUUGCAUUUGCGAGCGCCUCUUGAGGAUGUGCAGAGUGCACAGCUGAGCAGCCACACCGGACCGCCUUGUGGCUGUGCUUGGUUUAGGGUGGAAGGCUAGCGGUCCUGCAAACUGCAUUUCCAAGCACACUUGAAACCAUCAACGCCUCCCCUCUGGAAAAUGAAUGGUUUCCUUGUAGGAUCAGAAUAUUUGGGGAGAGGGUGGUUGUAUCCUGCGCGAGCCCUCCUCCGAGUUAGACCCAUUGAAAUGAACAAGCAAACUGAGGCCCUUGUGUCUACUUGUGAGCAGGAUUAUGCCCCCCCCCCCGCCUCUUUCAGAUGGGGAGGCAAGCAAUCCUUCCUUCUCUACUUCUACAGAGGCUGUGGGUUGAUUUGAGAUGGAUAAAGGGAGUUUAUUUGACUCAUGGGCGCCACCUGCUGAGUCCUAGUUUCUUUCCUCCGCAGCGCAGAAUAUUUCCUUGUCCAGGUUUUCAUUGAAUUGCUGAGCUAAGAACAUCAGAAGCUGCCCUGUUGGAGGCCCUGUUUUAAUCAGCCCUUGGUUCAGAACCAUGAGGAACUAUCAUAUUUAAGGAAAGAGACACACAGUUACCUCAAGCUAAACAUGAGUGGCACCUCCCAGGAGCGGCACCCCACGACCCCAGUGACAACCCUUUUCUCGAAGGAAAACCCUGAAAAACUAAAGAUUCCCACAGGCUGCUAAAAAAUGCUAAAAGGUGGAGGCCUAUGCAGUGGUACCUCGGGUUAAGAACUUAAUUCGUUCUGGAGGUCUGUUCUUAACCUGAAACUGUUCUUAACCUGAAGCACCACUUUGGCUAAUGGGGCUUCCCGCUACUGCUGCGCCGCGGCUGUUCUCAUCCUGAAGCAAAGUUCUUAACCCGAGGUACUAUUUCUGGGUUAGCGGAGUCUGUAACCUGAAGCGUAUGUAACCUGAAGCGUAUGUAACCCAAGGUACCACUGUAUGAUAUAUGGGGGUGAGAACCCAGGUGACACCAGCCACAGUCUGGCCGCCAUGGUCUAGACUAGGUAGGAUCCUGCUCGCACCAGGCCUGAUCCCCUUGGUCGAAACAACAAAUAUCAGCAACGUUAAGAUCACAGGCCAUGCUCCAGUAGAAGCUACCCUCAAACUAGGAGAGGAAAUACAAACCACCCCAUCAUGGUCCUUCAAGCACCUCAUACUGAGCACAGACCAAACAACAAGGGAGAGUCUCUUGACAGCAUAACCACCCACCUCCUCUGGGAUGCAACGAAAGCAGUUUCCAGGCGAGCUCGUAUAUAAAAAAAGGAAAGGGACACUGCAUGGUGUCUCCCUUGCAUGCAGAAGGCCCUGGGUUCAAAUCCAAAUAACAUUUCCAGAUAGGGUUGGACAGCCUUGCAAAGCCCUGUCUAGUCCAGCAUCCUCUUCUCGCAGUGGCUAUCUGGAUUCCUGCAGGAAGCCAAAAGGCAGAGUGUAAAGGGAAGAGCCUUUCUCUCCCUGUUAUUCCUGUUGUUGUGGUUUAGUCGUUUAGUUUUGUCCCACUCUUCAUGACCCCCUGGACCAGAGCACACCAGGCACUCCUGUCUUCCACUGCCUCCCACAGUUUGGUCAAACUCAUGCUGGUAGCUUCGAGAACACUGUCCAACCAUCUCAUCCUCUGUCGUCCCCUUCUCCUUGUGCCCUCCAUCUUUCCCAACAUCAGGGUCUUUUCCAGGGAGUCUUCUCUUCUCAUGAGGUGGCCAAAGUAUUGGAGCCUCAGCUUCAGGAUCUGUCCUUCCAGUGAGCACUCAGGGCUGAUUUCCUUCAGAAUGGAUGCGUUUGAUCUUCUUGCAGUCCAUGGGACUCUCAAGAGUCUCCUCCAGCACCAGAAUUCAAAAGCAUCCAUUCUUCGGCAAUCAGCCUUCUUGAUGGUCCAGCUCUCACUUCCAUACAUCACUGCUGGGAAAACCAUAGCCUUAACUAUACGGACCUUUGUUGGCAAGGUGAUGUCUCUACUUUUUAAGUUGCUGUCUAGGUUUGUCAUUGCUUUUCUCCCAAGAAGCAGGCAUCUUUUAAUUUCGUGGCUGCUGUCACCAUCUGCAGUGAUCUGUUAUUCCUAGGAAUAUAAUUAGAGGCCUGCUGGACCAGGCCAGUGGUCCAUCUGUUCCAGCAUCUUCUCACAGUGUCCAGCCAAAUGUAUCUUGGGGAGCCUGCAAUGGGAACCUGAGAGCAAAGGCAGCUCUCCCUGCUUGCGAUUCCCAGGGAUGGAUAAUUCAGAGGCACCUGCCUCCGACAGGGGAGGCAGGACACGACUCUCGUUCCUCACCCCUUUUUGCGUGAGCCUUGUCAUAAAUCAUCUCUGACCUUUCAGUUCCCUUCCCUAUUUAGCUCCGACCUUUAACAUGGGACCUCGUUUUCUUGACAAGGUUGUCCCUGUGUGCACAGUUGAUUGGCAGCUAACGUUUUAUUUGCAGGAGGGAUCACUUUGAAGUCAGUUGAUGGGCAAAUUUUCCCUCCCUCCCUGUAGGAUAGCUGGCAAAUCCCCAGUGCCAAACCAGCCACCCCUUAACUGCCAGAGACCUGUGCAUAGAGGUCUUCAGCAUAAAGCAAAUGUUCCGCAACAAAGAUGUUCAACGCAGCUCUGUGCGGUGGGAGUUUCACAAUUUAGUACAGUUGACAUGAGUCACCUUAAGCUGGGGCAAGAGUCCUGACCUCCUAGUCAAAGGCUUUAGCCUUAUUCAUCAUGAUGCAGAGCUCUGUGUAACUUCAAACCUUGUGUAUUCUAAGAGUUCUGUGUAACAUGGAAGAUGAUUUUUUUAAUAAAAAAACAACAACUACCCCCACCCUUCAACCUGGACAAAGUCCUAGACUUAAUCUAAAAACACUGAGAGAUUUUCAAGUGUUCUUUAAUCCUUCAAAUUCCCUGGGUUGAGCCUUAGCUUAGUAAAUGGGGGCCUGAGCUUUUGGUUGAAUUGGCCCUGCCCAAACUUCCUACACUUUCUGCAAAAUAGAAUUCAGGGAAGGCAAGUGUUUCAAGUGAACAUCGGAUGGGCCUGUUUGUCUCUGUGUACGUACAUCAUAUUUCACUUUUAUGUUCCCAUACUUCAUGAGCCUCUUCACAUCCAGGAGAUGUUGGGAAUUAGAUUUCCUCCCCCCCUUCUCCUUCUUUGGGAAGAAGAAAAAAAUUGCAUGCCAAAACCCCCAUAAUUCUGAGAGUGAUGGUUUGAGAAACUUGGAUCCCUCAGAAACCAAGCCAAAAUAACCCCAUCUGGCUUUUGCCUGUUUAACGAUCUGGUAGAGAGGCUGCGAAAGAGGAGGGAGACGUACUUUGGGAUCCCGUUGCUGACAGCUGGGCCCUCUGUCCUCCCCCAAAAGCAAGACGAAUCCCAUCUUUAAGAUGAGAAUGUCCAGCGUUGUCAACUGGCCGGCAACUUGAUUUUAUGUUGCUGUUGUCCGGCCGUGGCACCAGGGUAUUGAUAGGGGUGGGCCCGGCUUCAGCUGGGGAGGGCGGGAUAUAAAUAAAUUAUUAUUAUUAUUAUUAUUAACCCUGUCUUUUCCUGCCUGGUUCAAGUGCUUCUGGGUAGGUAGUGUGUGUGUGUGUGUGUGUGUGUGUGUGUGUGUGUGUGUUGAAUUAGAGCGGGGAGGAGGGGGACUUCAGGCAUUUGGGCUGAAUGUGGCCCUCCAGACCUUUCUGUCUGGCCCUUAGAAUUCUCUCCAGAGACCACCUCCCCAGUGUUUUCUUCCUUGGCUGCCAAAAUAUGCCUUUCUAGUCAAUAACCUUCCUGUUUGCAAUUUUAACCUGUUGGUUCUCUAAUCCUGCCUUCUAGAACAUCAGAGUACAAGUCUACUGUUUCUCCUGCAUGCAUUGUAACAGGAUGCAAAUGAUUCUUGGCAGUGCUUUUUUCUCUUUUUAAAAAAAGUUUAGGGGUACCCUCAUUUUGACUCCGGAAAAUCACCAUUUUAUUUUUCAAAUCGGGAAAAAUGAAUACAGUAAAUGGACAAAAGUAGAAAAAGUCACAAAAUUUUUAGGGGUAUGUGUACCACUACGCCCCUCAUCCCCCCGAAAAAAAGAAAUGUUUGGCAUCUUCCAAUGGAAUAAGAGUGAACAGGGUUGCAGCGUUAGUGUUUUUGCCAGGGGUGUGGAAACUCUGGCCCUCCAAACCCCUUUUCUUGGCGCUGGGGGCUCCCCCCAGGCCACACCCACUCCCUGGCCUUCCUCUGCCCUCUCCUGGAGUGUUUUUGCCAGGCUGGCAUUUGUCCUCGAACUCUGAUCACGGCCAGAUGAGGGAUAGAGAGGGGGCGCAAAAGCAUCUAUAGAAAUGAGCCUAUGGUCCUGAUUGGUUUGCAAGGAGAUCAGGCAAUGUUGUAUCAAGUAAAGGGAUAGCUCAGUCGAUAAAGCACGAGACUCUUAAUCUCAGGGUUGUGGGUUCGAGCUUCCUGUUGGGCGAAAUAUUCCUGCAUUGCAGGGGGUUGGACUAGAUGACCCUUGUGGUCCCCUCCAACUCUACAAUCCUAUGACUUUUUGCCCUUUCACUGCAUCUCCUCCCCUCCAUGACUUUCCUUAUUGUAAUUUGUCCAAUUUCUUUUUUGGGGUGGGGGGUGGGGGUGGAGAGCAGGUUUGUUGUGCAAGACUUUCCCCAUUGACUAUAAUUGCUCACCCUGCCUUUUCCAGUCCAUGAUUGGAACCCACCCUCCAAAAAAAGGAAUAGCUUGGUUGAGGAUGCAAGGACAUAAGAAGGACAUGGAUCAGGCCAAUGCCCAUUCAGUUCAGCAUCCUAUCCUCACAGUGGCCAACUAGAUGCCUGCAGGAAACCUUCAGAGCAGGACCCCCCAAGCACAAGAGCCCUUUCCCAACUCGGCCGUUUCCAGCAGCUGAUGAUUCAGGGGGGGAAAUUGGCUGCUUCUGACUGUGAAGGCAGAGCAUAACCACAGUGGUUUGUUGUUUAGUUGUUUAGUCGUGUCCGACUCUUCGUGACCCCAUGGACCAGAGCAUGCCAGACACUCCUGUCUUCCACUGCCUCCCGCAGUUUGGUCAAACUCAUGCUGGUAGCUUCGAGAACACUGUCCCACCAUCUCGUCCUCUGUCGUCCCCUUCUCCUUGUGCCCUCCAUUUCCCCCAACAUCAGGGUCUUUUCCAGGGAGUCUUCUCUUCUCAUGAGGUGGCCAAAGUAUUGGAGUCUCAGCUUCAGGAUCUGUCCUUCCAGUGAGCACUCAGGGCUGAUUUCCUUAAGAAUGGAGAAGUUUGAUCUUCUUGCAGUCCAUGGGACUCUCAAGAGUCUCCUCCAGCACCAUAAUUCAAAAGCAUCCAUUCUUCGGCGAUCAGCCUACUUGAUGGUCCAGCUCUCACUUCCAUACAUCACUACUGGGAAAACCAUAGCUUUUACUAUACGGACCUUUGUUGGCAAGGUGAUGUCUCUGCUUUUUAAGAUGCUGUCUAGGUUUUUCUCCCAAGAAACAGGCAUCUUUUAAUUUCGUGGCUGCUCUCACCAUCUGCAGUGAUCAUGGAGCCCAAGAAAGUAAAAUCUCUCACUGCCUCCAUUUCUUCCCCUUCUGUUUGCCAGGAGGUGAUGGGAGCCUUAUUCCCCCUCCGUCAAUUUGCCCAAUCCUCUUUAAAACCCAUUGUUUUGGGGGCUUAGUUUCAAUCUCGGUGCAAGGCAAAGCCGGAUUCUCAGCUGCCUGCCCAAGUGUGCUUGUGCAGAUGUGAUGCAGGAGCGUUAAAGAGUGUUGGCACCAUUGGCAGCCCGGCGCCUGGGUUUGCCCGACAGCAGUUUUGCUGCCCUCACAGGUCAUCAUCACCUGUCAGAAUCUGAAGCCUGUCUUCAGCUGAGCUCCCUCUCACUUCUUUCCCGCUCAGACACUUCCAGCCAGUGGAGGCCACUCUGUUAAGGCAAACAGGGCACCACUGCCUCAAACUCUCCACCAACGCCUUCCUACGUUUUUAUACUUAAAACCAAUGGGUUGCACUGUGACCUCCUUAGUGGCUGUGUUGCACUUAUCCUUGUGUAAAUUAAACAUUAAUAAAUAAGGGGAAAUGGUACGAUAUGUCAUAAGAAAGUGUUAGAAAAUAUAUUAAGUGUAAGCUAAUAAGUACAUUCAAUGUAAAGGUAAAGUACAUCAGGAAAUGAUGGGAAGUCUGUCUUGACAUAGUUUAGUUUAUUGGAUUCUCCUUUGGUUUAUUUUUGUUUAGUUAGAAAGUAUAAGAAAAGAGCACAUAUAAGAGCACGUAUAAGUACAAGUUUAAAUCAAUAUUUAAUGGUAUAAGUAUUUAAGGUUAUUAUUAUUAUUAUUAGUUUUACCUUUUCUUUGUAUGUGUAUUUAAGAUUGUGUAUGAUAUCCUUGGAUGUGUGUGUGUGUGUGUGUGUGUACACACACACACACACACACACACACACACGGUAUAUAUGAAGAAGGAGAAUGGGGGACAAAGCUGGAGUUGGCUCUGGUGCCCCCUGCUGUUGGUCUCCUUGCCUUCUGCCCUACCAGCACUAUCCUUUGGUGAGACUUUUUUGAACAAGUCCUGUAAGGAAAAGCUGCGGGAUUUGAGUAUGUUCUGUUCCAGAGAAGAGAGGCUGCACAUCAGUGUGGUGUGUAAUGGUCAGAGCGCUGGACCCAGGACCCAAGAGAUGUGUGUUCAAAUCCCCACUCAGCCAUAGAGCCAUAUGCAAAUUGUCUUGAGGCGGUGAUUAAUAAAUAGGAGGGGAUUCAUAAACUGUUUUUGGCCUACAACUCCCUUCAUCCCUAGCGAGUGAGGCCAGGGGUCAGGGAUGAUGGGAAUUGUAGUCUGAAAAAAACAAAAGACCCUGAUGUUGGGAAAGAUGGAGGGCACAAGGAGAAGGGGACGACAGAGGAUAAGAUGGUUGGAUAGUGUUCUCGAAGCUACCAGCAUGAGUUUGACCAAACUGCGGGAGGCAGUGGAAGACAGGAGUGCCUGGCGUGCUCUGGUCCAUGAGGUCACGAAGAGUCGGACACGACUAAACGACUAAACAACAACAACAACACCCAAAUUUGGGAAAACCCUGAUCUAAAUCUGUAUCUUUUGGGGGUAUAAAAGUUGGGAUAAAGAUGUACAGUAGUACCUUGGUUCUCAAACAACCUGGAACCCAAACACUGCAAACCCGGAAGUAAAUGUUCCAGUUUGCAAACUUUUUUUGGAAGCCGAACAUGUUCCGUUUUGAGUGUUAUGCUGAGGUCUGUCUGUUUUCGCUGUUUAUUUUGCAUUUUUGUGGCUCUUUUUUUGUUGUUGUGGUUGUGUGGAACCCAGUUCAACUACUGAUUGUGUAACUGCAGUACAUUGUUUAUUGCUUUCAUUUUAUGGAUCGAUGGUCUUGUUAGUAAAAUUCAUUUUAAAUUGCUGUUUGGGGGAUGGUUUUUAAAAGUCUGGAACGGAUUAAUCCAUUUUGCAUGACUUUCUAUGAGAAAGCGUGCCUUGGUUUUGGAACGCUUUGGUUUUGGAACAGAUUUCCGGAACGGAUUAAGUUUGAGAACCAAGGUACCGCUGUAAUUAAAAAUAAAAUGAUUGAACCCACUACUCUUCAGAAAGUAAGCACCCUCCCUCCCCCUUUUAGUGUAGUCAGACACGAAGUUUUUCGUUUGGGGUGGGGAACAGUGGAUAUAUGCAGCACCUCAAGGCAGUUCCCAGAUUCUCGGCAGGGGCAUUUUUGAGGACGUGGGUUUCUUUGAUUCACAGAAAUGUCCUUUUCCAGCUGCACGUUUUCUUGCUGCCCCAGAAUGGUACAUUUGAUGUCUGGUUGGCGUUCUAGGAAAUAAAAAGUCCUGGGCUGCUUCCCCUUGAGAAUAUUUUGAGAACGCAGUACCCGUUUUUCGGUUUGAAAUGUUUUAUGGUCCCUGUCUAACGUGCAGCGAUACUUUUUGCGCAAUGGCAAGAGUUGAUUACAGCUCCUGGAGGUCUCUCUGCACUAGCCUGAAACUGUCUCACCAUUCCUGUUCAUUCUCACCACAGACAUAUUUUAUCUUAUUAAAAAAAAACACCCUCUAAACGGGUUUACAUAAAAUGUAAUAAUACAGAUAAAAAUUGCCAAUGAAAGUCAGAAGCUAAAAGCUGAGGUUUGCAUUCAGUGCUAUUCCUACUCAGAGUAGACACACUGGAAGUUAAUAGACAUGGUUAACUUAGAUUGGUUCAUUUUGAUGGGUUUACUCUGAGUAGGGCUAGCAUUGGCUACAAUCUAGGUUGGCCUUAUUCCCCCCCCACCCUACCUCCCAUUAUAAUUAAAAUUGGAUAAAAAUAUAUAAAAAUGCACAUCAGCUUUACAUAGCUGGGCAGGCUUGCCUAAGCAAAAAAUAUUUUUUUUGCAGGCACCGAAAACUAAAGCAAAGGCGCCAGCCUUAUCUCAAUGGGCGAAUUGUUCCAGAGAAUAAAAGGUUGAUUCUGUACACAAUAAACAAUUAUACGACACCUGAAGGCAGCCCUGUACCUGGAAGAUUUUAAUGGCUGUGAUGUUUUGCUGUGUUCUGUUAUAUUCUGUUGGAAGCUGCCCAGAGUGGCUGGGGCAACCCAGUCAGAUGGGCAGGGUACAAGUUAAUAAUAAUAAUAAUAAUAAUAAUAAUGGGGUAGCCUCUCUGUUUGGCCCAUGGGACUUUGUAGGCCCCACCCCUUCUCCCUAGGCCACACCUUUCCCUGCUCCUGUUUUGACUCCUUGAGUGUUUCUGCAUCUUUCAAAUCUGAUAUAUCGCCUCUUGUUUCUAUGGAUGUAGUCUUGCGAGAAUUGUGUGUAGAAACCAGCCUACUGUAGGAAGGUAAAGUUUGCAUAUCUUGCUCCUCCCACUUUUGCUGCUGGCCCCUCCCCCUGCUGCUUCAUGGCCCCCAGAAGAUUGCCCUGAAGGCAAUGUGGCCCUUGGCUGAAAAAGGUUAUUUAUGUAUGGAGCUGAGGCUCCAAUACUUUGGCCACCUCAUGAGAAGAGAAGACUCCCUGGAAAAGACCCUGAUGUUGGGAAAGAUGGAGGGCACAAGGAGAAGGGACGACAGAGGACGAGAUGGAUGGACAGUGUUCUUGAAGCUGCCAGCAUGAGUUUGACCAAACUGCGGGAGGCAGUGGAAGACAGGAGUGCCUGGUGUGCUCUGGUCCAGGGGGUCACGAAGAGUCGGACAUGACUAAACGACUAAACAACAACAACUACUACUGCGGCCCGUGUUUUGUUAGCCCAAAAAAAUGGAAAAUGAGCGAGGUCCCAACUAAAGAAGAAUGGCAACUUAAGCUGACGGAAUAUGUUCAGCUUGCAGGUUUAACAUAUAGAAUUAGAGAACAAGAAGAACAUAGGUUUAGAGAAGAUUGGAAAACGUUUAUUGAAUAUCUGGGGAGGGGGAAUUGUGCACACCUGAAAACGUUGGCAGCGUUAAGAUAAACUCGACAGUGUAAAUAAGGUUUGAUGGGUACAAUAGUGGAAUACUGAAUGGUUUAGUUUUUGAAAAAUAAGCAGGAAUCUAUGGUAUGUGUUAAGUUGUGGGUGAACAUAUCAGACGACACAGCGAUUCUUCAAACAGCUCUUGUUUAUUCACAGGCCAGGCCAGAACUGAACUGAAGGUUUCAGCCAGCCUGCUUAUAUAGAGCUCCACUAGAACGCAACAGUAACCAUUUUCUCUAACUAUCCAAUCACUGAACGUCACUUUCAAUCCCUUAUUUGCAUAUGUGGACCUGAGUGAAAACCGAGAACUUCAGUACAUAACAGUAUGCAAAACGAACAAUGGAAGGAGAAGAAGGGAAGUCACUGAUAUUUUCAGGAUGUUAAAAUGAGUGUUUUAAACUGUGUAACAUAAAAUUGAAUGAAAAUUUUAUUUUUUCAUAAAGUUCCUUACCUGUGCUUGUAUUUCCUCGGCAGGUACCAUGACCAGCAGGACGUUACCAGCAACUUCCUGGGUGCCAUGUGGCUCAUCUCCAUCACGUUCCUGUCCAUCGGCUAUGGCGACAUGGUUCCACACACAUACUGCGGCAAAGGCGUCUGCUUGCUCACAGGCAUUAUGGUAAGAUGGAACCUCGUGGGGGCAGUCCUGGGGGAAGAUUAAACAUUCUGUGUCUCGUCUGAAGUCCUGUUUCAGGGCUGGCAGCCUCCCGAUGCUGUUGGACUCCAACUCCCAUCAGCCCCAGCAGGCACUGGCCAAUCCCUUUGUUCCCCUCGGAGAGCUACAAUUCCUAGAGCGGUUUAACAGUUGGGCCCCUCUUCCCAUGGAACUCUGGGAACUGUAGUUCUGGUAGGGGGGAAUAGGGCAUCUCCUAACAGCUCGCAGCUCCCUUAACAAACUACAGCUCCCAGAAUUCUUUGGGGGAAGCCACAACUAGUUUUGUGCUGUAAUAUUAAAGGGACCCGGGUGGCGCUGUGGGUUAAACCACAGAGCCUAGGACUUGCCAAUUAGAAGGUUGGCGGUUCGAAUCCCCGUGAUGGGGUGAGUUCCCGUUGCUUAGUCCCUGCUCCUGCCAACCUAGCAGUUCAAAAGCACGUCAAAGUGCAAGUAGAUAAAUAGGUACCACUCCGACGGGAAGGUAAACGGCAUUUUCGUGCGCUGCUCUGGUUCGCCAGAAGCGGCUUAGUCAUGCUGGCCACAUGACCCGGAAGCUGUACGUCGGCUCCCUUGGCCAAUAAAGCGAGAUGAGCGCCGCAACCCCAGAGUCGGCCACAACUGGACCUAAUGGUCAGGGGUCCCUUUACCUUUAAUAAGAAUAAUAAUGCAUUGGGGAGGGGGCAUUAUUGCGUUCUUCUUGUUUCUAUUUUUAUUAUCUACCUUGUGUUUUCCGGUUGUGAUUUUAUGCGGUGAACUGCCCUAAGACCUGCGGGUGUUGUGCGGUGUACAUAUUUAAUUAAUAAUAACAAUAAUUAAUAAAUGCAGGCAAGUGGCAGCAGCCUCCACUGCUUGCCGCUGUGGGAUGCAGAAUGAAGAUGGCCGUUCUCACCUGAAUCGGCGGAGCCUCUUUGAUAACCUCUGCUGGUUAGGAAUGGAACCUCCAUGUCCAGUGGCAACCUGCCUCUAAAUACCCAGCUGCUACCAGCUGUAGAGGACAAAGCACAGGAAGGGCUGUUGCCCCCGCGCCCUGCGGGGUGUGAUUUCUCAAGAGGAUCUGGCCCAAGACUGUGGGAAACAGGAUAUUGGACUGCUGGACUGGUCUUUGCUUGUCCCAUCCAGCAAGGCUCUUCCUGAACACUUUCUGCCGUGGUUCCAACCUCUCCAGAGUUGUCCCAGAUGUCUUCCGGAGCCAGCUGUGGAGCGUUCUCGCCUGCCCACCCCCAGCCCACUCCAUUAAUCCAAGCUACUUACACACACAGCACCAUUUCUGGUUUGUUUAUCUCUCUUUUAAUUAAUGAGCUGGAUUGGGCUGCCCUACCCCACCCAGGGGAAAUAUACAGCAGCGGCAAGUCCUCUCCGCUUCCGAAUGUUGCUGAAGGUUUGCAACUGGGUGGAGAUAUUCCUUUGCCAGAUUUAUUUCUCGGAAGCCGGAUCUACAGCCUGGUGAGAAUCCCAGAGCUUUAUGAGUCAACGAGCGACGGUCCAAAACUUGUGCGCAUUCAGGGUUCAGGAAAGGAGCACAGGCUCUGCGGCAAUGUCCAGCUCCCUGAGAGGCAUGGCUUUAAUUUCAAAACCAUGCCUCAAGGCCUCAUGGUGGAGAAGAAGCUCUUGAAUUGCCUGCUUUGGAUACCAUUCCUAUAGGUGUCUACCAAGAACUGAGGAUCAACUUUAUACAUUUAAAGCACAGGGUUAUGUGGCUCCCCCCCAAAGGAUUCUGGGAGCUUGUUAAAGGUGCUGAGAGAAGACCCCAGUGCCGCCCCACAUAGAGCUACAGCUCUCAGAGUUACCUGUAAAGUAGGUUUGAUUAUUAAACCACUCAAGAGAACUGUAGCUCCGUGGAGGAAACAGGGCUCUUCAAAUAACUCUCAGCUCCUUUAACAAACUACAGCUCUCAAAGUUCUUUGGGGGAAACCGUGGCUGUUUAAAAUGGUACCAUGAGGUGUUAAAUGAAUGGGGUAAAGGUAAAGGGACCCCUGACCAUUAGGUCCAGUCGUGGCCGACUCUGGGGUUGCGGCGCUCAUCUCGCUUUACUGGCCGAGGGAGCCGGCGUACAGCUUCCGGGUCAUGUGGCCAGCAUGACUAAGCCGAAGCCGCUACUGGCGAACCAGAGCAGCGCACGGAAGCGCCGUUUACCUUCCCGCCGGAGCGGUACCUAUUUAUCUACUUGCACUGGUGUACUUUUGAACUGCUAGGUUGGCAGGAGCAGGGACUGAGCAACAGGAGCUCACCCCGUCGCGGGGAUUCGAACCGCCGACCUUCUGAUUGGCAAGCCCUAGGCUCUGUGGUUUAACCCACAGCGCCACCUGCGUCCCAAAAUGAAUGGUGUAAAUUAGCCUAAAUCCCAUGGAAUUUGGUGGGUCUUACUCCCAAGUCAGUGGAUAGAGGAUUGCGGCCUAUAUCUCAGAAAAGGCAGCUGAAUAAAGAUUUCCCAGCAGUUGCUGGGUUGCUUGAAAACCUUUUUCCCUUGCUGGAGAAGGUUUGGAAAAGGCCAACCAAAAUCUUACAACGUUUGGGGCUUUGGGGUUUAGAGGAAAGGGGGAAUAUGACAUGAUAGAGGUAUCUAAAAGCAAGCACAGCAUGGAGAAAAAAAUUCAGAGAGAGAAGCUUCUCUCUUUCAUGAUACUUGGAGCCAUCCGAUAUAGCUGAAUGUCGGAAGAUUUGGGACAGAUUAAAAGAAGGCACUUCUCCACUCCACAUGGUUACUCUGUGGAACUCUCUCCCACAAGGUCUAUUGACGGCCACCAGCUUAGGUAGCUUCAAGAGAGGAUUAGACACAAUUCAUGGAGGAAAAGAUUAUCAGUGGCUACCAGCCACAAUGCCUAUUUUCUGAUUUCACUGUCAGAGUCCGCAUUGUUGGGGCUCGGAGGUGGGGAGAAUUGCUGUUGCUCUUGGGGUCCUGCUUGGCCUUUGGGGCAUCUGGGUGGCCACUGUGAGAACAGGAUGUGCUAGACCGGAUGGGCUAUUUUCCUGAUCUAGGAGUCGGGCUCUUCUUAUGAGCAAAAACCAGGAAAACGAUUUGUGCAAAUGGGUAAGCCUUCCCCUCCUUUUGCAAGAAAACGUUCCUGUUUAUUUAUUUCACUAUUCAGAAGCCUGCCAGCACAAUGUUUAAGAACACCAUUUCGCUGACUCCCCAGAGGUCAGUUCUCUGGGAUGUGCAGCGGUGCCUUGGCAAUUCUUCGCCAUCAAUCAGUCGUCAAUAAAUAAAUACCACGUGCUUUAUUUGGAAGGGCUUGGCCAGCCUAGAACCUUUCCUUCUGUCCUGACCUCUUUUCUUCUUCUUCUUGGGAACUCUUUUUUUUAAAGACCCAUCAUUAAUCUGAGACUAGGGAGGUUUCCACACAAUUUAUCAGUGCUCUGGCACGGCAGCCUUCAAGGAUCAUCUCCACUCCAGCUGGAGAAUCAUUAAUUCAGCGACACCCAAAUAAUCCUGGUGUGACCUCUUGAUGCAUGCUGGGAUGGAUUCUGGCAAGCUUCUUUAAAGUUUCCAGGGUUCAGCCUGGCUUCCUUUUGAACUUUAGCAGAGCUGGGGAACAAUUUGCAGCCCGGAGGCCACAUUCACUUCUAGAAGCUGGUGUGGGUCUAUGGUAGGGUUUCCAACUUAAAUAAAAUACAGUAUUGGGAUGUGUGUGUUUUGUUAACGCUUUUCACAGUACGGUCGUACCUCGGGUUACAGAUGCUUCAGGUUGCGUUUCUUUGAGUUACGGACGCGUCGAAACCUGGAAAUACCGGAAUGGGUUACUUCCAGGUUUUGGCGGUCGCACAUGCACAGAAGCGCUAAAUCGCGCUUUGCGCAUGUGCAGAAGCUCCGAAUCGCAACCCGCAUGUGCGCAGACGCGCUGCUGCGGGUUGCGAACAUGCCUCCUGCAUGGAUUCGCAACCCGAGCGUCCACUGUACAAUAAAAGACAACCUAAUCUACAUAAAAAAAUAAGAGGAAGAAAUUAAAUGAAAAGAAACAGAAGAGACAGAAGUAUGCAAGAUCCCCUCUUACAAAUAUUUCUUAAACUUUUCCCCAUACAGAAAAAGGUGCGUACCCCCAGCUCUCACCUGGGAGCAUCCCUCUCUUCUCCCACCUGUCACCCUGAGAGAUCUCGCAGGGGGUUGGAUCCCUUCCAACUCUCCUAUGAUUCUAUGGACCCAACAGUUGGAUCCCAGUGGUGCUGGGUAGACCAAGUGUCCUUCAGCUUUGGGUCGCCCAGGUGCUACUGGACUACAACUCCCAUUGUCCCCAGCCAGCUUAGCCCGAUGAUCAUGGAUGAUGGGGAUUGCGGUCCAGCAAUGUGUGCUUGGGUCCUGCACGCUUGCUGGUUUCCUGGUUGGCCGCCCUGAGAACAGGAUGCUAGAUUAGGCGGGCCAUCACCCUGAUCCAGCAGCGCUUUUGUGUUCUCAACAUCCCGAGACCCAAGAUGAAGAACGACACUAUAAAUACUGAGCUUGAUGUCUUUGGUUGCAGCAUAAGGGAACUUCCUGCAUUCCUGAGAGGGGCAAUUGCUGGGCCAUCUGUGCUGGUCCUGGGGGGGGGGUUACCGUGAGGCGUGGUCAGAGUCCGGUCCUGGGUCGAGGGACUGGAGACUGUCCACCAAGGGCGAAGCGGGGUCCAAAGCAAGAAGCCAGGCGUGGUUGGGAACUCCGGAAAAACAGGUCUGGGUGCUGGCAGAAACAGGUUUCCAACGACGUUGCUCCCGCAACCUGGGUCUGGGCUGACUGGCCUUUAUCUCCUCUGGGGCCUAGGAGGCGAGCGCUCCUCCUGCGGGAACUUAGUUCCUUCCGCCUCUCUGCCCUGAGCCUCUGCAGCUCAGGAGAGGCUGGAGGGUUACCAGACCCAGAGGCCGCCUCACCUUCCCCUGACGGGGCUGAGAGUGGAGCACCUGCAGGCAAUGGGUCCUCCAUCCCCUCAUGGGCCAGAGCAGACUCAGCUUGUGCCUGCACCUGAGGAUCCAGCACAGAUGAGGACCCUUCAGGCUCAGGCCCCAGCCCCGGCUCAGCUGGUUCUGGAGGCGGGGACUCCUGUGCAGGCUGGGAUUCCUCCGGUUCAGCCUCUGAAUCAGAUUCCCAGGCCAUCACACCAUCUCACUGAACCAGAGGGUCCCUCCCUCUCUUUCUGACUGGUGGCUGCCUCUUGCUACUUUCUGACCCAUACCAAGUGGAGAUGAGAGACAAAACAGCGGCUUCUCUGCCUCCUGCCCCACUGGAAACCUUGGAAGCUGGAUUCCACCCCGCCUCAAGACCUGCCGUUUGUUCUCCGAGGUUCCCAUCCCUCUGAGCUUGGCACCUGCUCUUGUUUAUUUUCGCUAACCCUCCUUCGAACACCCGCCGCUGGAAAGGGUUGAUCAGCCAUGUGCUUUUCCUUGGGGCACAUAAUCGGGAUCUCUUAACGCAGAUUGAUUUCCCCUUAGUGCUGGUUAACAGCCUUGCUGUCCACAGUCAUGUAGGUUUGUGUGUGUGUGUGUGUGCGCGCGCGCUUUUAACCCAAAGGAGCAGCCUUUACUGAGUCAGCUCAGCUUUCUCUCUCUCACACACACAGCCUUUUUUUUCUUCCUCUCUGUGAUCCAUUUACUGGUGAUUCCAGGAAUUGAACCAGCAGCCCUUCUGUAUCCAAGGAGGCCGCUUUGUCAGUGAGCUACAGCUCCUCCCCAGGAUCGCCAAUCUCUUUCCAGUCCUCAUCUGCACAUGGAGCAGAAUGAUGAAAUGGAUUGAACCACCUUAGACUGCAGGCAAAGAGGAAAUAUUACUCCCUCUUCGAAAGAAAAAAGAUGCUCUCUUGCCUUUAAAAAGCUCCCUACAAAUAGUCAGCCAGCAUACAUGUCCUAGCUCAGGCAUAGGCAAACUCCGGCCCUCCAGAUGUUUGGGACUACAAUUCCCAUCACCCCUAGCUAACAGGACCAGUGGUCAGGGAUGAUGGGAAUUGUAGUCCCAAACAUCUGGAGGGCCGGAGUUUGCCUAUGCCUGUCCUAGCUAUUUCCCCCCCUACUUGUAAGGCUUUUCAAACAACAACAACAACAACCUAACAACAUUUAUUAAGUUUUACUUACAUACACAAAAAGCAAAUUAUGAAAUAAUUUUAUAGAAAGGAAAUGAUAAAUACUGUAACCAGCAACAUUAACUCAUGGUUCUCGGGCUUAAUGCAAUAAGGUAUAUUAUUUAUAUACAGUGAUUUCUUCUAUAGCUAGAGCAAAUUUCUGCUGUUCCUUCCCCUUUUAUAUUUGCAGGGAAUCCCAUGUGGAUAGGAACCACAUGCACAACACAAUUUCCAAUUACAUUGCAGGAAUAUAUGGAGUUUUUAAAUCUGGAAGAGCACUCUGAAGUGGUGCAGUCUGAAAUGGUGCCAUUCAUUUUAUUUACUUGUUCUGUAACAUAUGUUGAUGGAGAAUGAUGGCCGACCAACGGUGAUAUCAGCUGAUUGACAGCUGGGAGUGGGUUGGGUUUUUUUGGUGGGGGAAAGGCCUCAUGAACCAAGAUUGGCAUAUAGGUCAAUUACUGUUACAUCGCUUCAAAUUUCAAGCUGAAAUCUGCUUCCCUGCCAUUUUAAGUCAUUGGUUCCAAUCCUGCCCAGCUAACUUCUACUCAAAGUAGAUCCACUGAUAUAUAUAUAUAUUUUAAAAAGGUAGCAAAACACCUAAAGUUAGUCAGGCCCAUUACUUUCAAGAGGUUUGUUCUGAGCAGGCAAUAGAUACAAAAACAAGAGGCACACAUGAGAGUUCUUCUUAUUUUAAACAUGCGGUUUAAAAAGUAAUGGACACACCACAUUAAUGUGGGUAAGUGCGUGCACACGCACACACACACACACACACAGAUACUGUACACCUCAUGAACACAGACACACCCAGCUGUCAGGCUUGAAAUUAGCUAUUAAGCCAAAUUUUGUGUGUGAGAAAGAGAGAGAGAGAGAGAGAGAAUGUGAAUGAAUGAAUGAAGUUUUCUGCAGGUUGCAGCUGGGGAGAGGAGGAUUAACCCACGGGUCAGCAAACUUUUUCAGUUGUGGGCCAGCCCACUGUCCCUCUGACCUUGUGGGGGACUGGACUAUAUUUUGAAAAAAUAAACAAAUGAAUUCCUAUGCCCCACAAAUAACCCAGAGAUGCAUUUUAAAUAAAAGUGCACAUUAUACUCAUGUAAAAACACCAGGCAGGCCCCACAAAUAACCCAGAGAUGCAUUUUAAAUAAAAGGACACAUUCUACUCAUGUAAAAACACGCUGAUCCCCAGACCGUCCACAGGCCUGAUCCGGCCCCCAGGCCUUAGUUUGCCUACCCAUGGGUUAACCUUUCCAGGAAGAUCACAAGCCCCUUGCCCUGCAAUUAGACUGCGGGGUGGGGAGCCUUGUAUUGGAGCUGAUGUGAAAACUUUUUAAAAACCUAAUUGCAUCAGGGGAGGGGAGGAACGCCCCCCAGGGGCCACAUUUGGCCUGCAGGUUACCAGUUCCUCAUGCCUAGCUUAAGGGCUAGCCUCUUUAUUCUUAUUUUUUGUUCUUAGAAGAAAAACGGGUUUUUCAAGAUGCCAGAUUGUUGCGCUCCAUGCAAUAUUCCGCGCUUACACGGUAACACUUGUGGGAUUGCGGGACACAGCCAGGGAUAAGCAGGAACAAGGCAGGGCGGUAAUGGAGACGCAGCCGAGCUGCGCAUUGGCUGCUAGGAGAGCUCAAGCUGAGCUGGAGAGGAAAUCCCCUCCAGACCUGGCAAGAGUGACCUUUCUACGCCGUUCAUCCAGAAAAUGAGUCUUUUAGCACCUGAGGCUUCUUCCCUGCCAGGGCUGGCAGAUCUCAGAGCACAGAGGUAUUAAAAAACAACAACGAAAUCUCCCGCUAAGUAGGAUCCUGCCGCUUCAGGGCCGAGUGGGCAGGAGGGAGGGAGCGGAUAACUGCAGAGUUCCUCCAGAGCGGCAGGGCUCUGCUUAAUAUUUAAAACCAGGGCUCGGUUGGCAAGUUACCGUAUUUUUUGCUCUAUAAGACUCACUUUUUCCCUCCUAAAAAGUAAGGGGAAAUGUGCGUGCGUCUUAUGGAGCCAAUGCAGGCUGCGCAGCUAUCCCAGAAGCCAGAACAGCAAGAGGGAUUGCUGCGUUCGCUGCGCAGCGAUCCCUCUUGCUGUUCUGGCUUCUGAGAUUCAGAAUAUUUAUUUUCUUGUUUUCCUCCUCCAAAAACUAGGUGCCUCUUGUGGUCUGCUGCGUCUUAUAGAGCGAAAAACACGGUACUUUUUAUGUGAAUGCUUAAAUGAAGAAUGAUAAAUUUUAGUAGGGCAUCUCCAGGAGUAUUGGGUGGGUCUCACCAGCUCAUCCUUUAGUUUGUCAAUUUUGUUUUCUCGCUGUUCCCCCUUUCCAUAAGCUUUUUUUUGUGUGUGCAUCGGCUUGCAUUUUGGGGUGUAUUUCUUCAAAUACCCGUGACCCUAAUGUUUACAUUUUUGCAAGCGCUUUCCCAGUGGUGGUGUAGCAAGUGUUUCCCAAACUUUGGGGGGCCACCACCCCCCUCUUUGUGCCGUAUACUCCCCCCUACCCUGUAAAAAACAACAACAUUUGGAAUUAUUCAGAAUUAAAAAGCAUUAUUCCAAGCAACGUUCAAAAUUUGCUGGGUGCAAGGUGCAUUUUGCAACCUAGUGAAGAUGGUAGGAUGGCGUCUGAAGUCUCCACCAUCUGAAGGUGUAUGCCUGGGGAUUCUUGGAUCUUGGCUGCUUUCACACACUAGCAACACAUCCUGCAGAAUUCUACCAGUUAUAUUUUAUCGGCACAAUCAGAGUGAAUUUCAGGAACCAAAAAUGCCGUUUUGAAAAAUACGACUUUCGAGCCCCAAAAUGGCCACUAGGCAUUCCGUUUCAGCAACUGUAACCUUGGUUUAAGGAGCCGUUCGGCACCUGGUUUAUAUAUCUCAAUUUCUAACGCUGGUUCUGAGUUACCGUGGAGCAGGCUUCUGAAAUCUUUGAAGCUUGGCAGAGCAUCUCUCCCGCAGAUUCCAAUUAGCAGAUGAUGCAUCAUUGACCAUUCCUUUCACGGAUAUGUGUAUUUUUGGCUGGAGAAUUGCAUUUCAAAAUUCAGGGCAGCUUUUCAGAGGAUAAGUGUGUUUCGGUUCAUGCAUUGGUUUCGAGAAGGGGCACAGUUAGUAGGUUUGCAAGGUAAAUUAAUCCCCCUACUUCUCAGAGAGCUGGGAUAGCUUUCGCUUCCCCGCUGAGUGCGCAGCUGGUAGCAAACCCAGGUUUAAUAUGUGGAGUGACACAUAGGAGUGUUAAGAUUUUUCCUGAGUUGAAGUACGCUUCCUGUUGGAGUGCAACUCUGCUUGUAUUGAUGCUGAUGGGAUUUGCCUUGGAAGGAAGGUGAUAGAGAGGAUAACCUCCCGACUUCCUAGACUGUGUUUCUGACCUAACUUGUGCUGACCUUCCUUCUGCUUUUGGACGGAUGCUCUCAGGGUUGCUGACCUCACUUCCUCCUUCUCAGCACCACCUUAGGAGAGAAGACCGUUAUCCUUUGUUUCUCCCACCUGCACAUAUCAAAGAGCAAGCGUGGUUCUAUGCAUCUCCAUCUUGCAGCGUUUGAGAACUUUAAGUUGAGAGAAAAGGCGAAGGUGGCAUGAAAGAAGUUUAUAAGAUUAUAAAGUUAUGAACUCUAGAGGACUUGUGGACAUCCAACAGUGGAAGCAGAGCAGAGCCACCAUGGCUAGUAAUAAUAAUAAUAAUAAUUAUUAUUAUUAUUAUUAUUAUUAUUUUUAUUUAUACCCCGUCCUCCCCAGCCAAGGCCGGGCUCAGGGUGGCUAACAAGCAAUAAUAAAAACAAGUUGAAUGAAUACAACUUAAAAACAAGAUUAAAAUACAACAUUAAAAUAUUAAAAUGCAGCCUCAUCACAGGAGGAGAAAGGAAAAAGAAAGAGGGGGAGGGAAUCAAAUUGGCUCCAAGCCAAAGGCCAGGCGGAACAACUCUGUCUUACAGGCCCUGCGGAAAGAAAUCAGAUCCUGCAGGGCCCUGGUCUCAUGAGGCAGAGUGUUCCACCAGGCCAGAGCCAGUGUUGAAAAGGCCCUGGCUCUGGUUGAGGCUAAUUUGACUUCCUUAGGGCCCGGGAGCUCUAGGGUGUUGCUAUUUAUGGACCUUCAGGCUCUCCGUGGGGCAUACCGGGAGAGGCGGUCCCGUAGGUACGAGGGUCCUAGGCCGUGAAGGGCUUUAAAGGUCAAAACCAGCACCUUGAACCUGACCCUGUACUCCACCGGGAGCCAGUGCAGCUGGAAAAGCACUGGGUGAAUAUGCUCCCAUGGUAGAGACCCCGUGAGGAGCCUCGCUGCAGCAUUCUGCACCCGCUGGAGUUUCUGGGACAGCUUCAAGGGCAGCCCCGCGUAGAGCGAAUUACAGUAGUCAAGCCUGGAGGUGAACAUUGCAUGGAUCACUGUGGCCAGGUCGGGGCGGGAAAGGUAAGGGACCAACUGCUUAGUAGACUUUGUUGGGGGCAGCGAUGUUUCUGAAUACCAGUUUCUGGAAACCACCAGAGAAGAGAGAGCUCUUGCGCUUGGAUCCUGCUUGUGGAUUCCUCACAGGCACCUGAUUGGCCACAGUGAGAACAGGAUGCUGGACUAGAGAGGCCAUUGGGCUGAUCUAGCAGGUCCUUUUUCUCUAUUCUUUAUAUAUAUAAUUUUUUAUUGAAUUUUAUAAAAAAAAUUGACAAAACAUCCAUCUUACAUAUAAUACAUAAAGACCACUUGGCCAUCUUGGCCCGAGACUUCCCUCCUCCUCACCUAAUGGUUUUCCUAAUUAUGCUCUGAUAUUGCAUUUUGUUAUUACAGUGGUACCUUGGGUUACAUAUGCUUCAGGUUAUAGACACUUCAGGUUACAGACUCCGCUAACCCAGAAAUAGUACCUCAGGUUAAGAACUUUGCUUCAGGAUGAGAACAGAAAUCGCGGCACGGCAGCAGGAGGCCCCAUUAGCUAAAGUGGUGCUUCAGGUUAAGAACAGUUUCAGGUUAAGAACGGACCUCCAGAACGAAUUAAGUUCUUAACCCGAGGUACCACUGUAUUAUUAUUACCUUUAAAUCCAGAUCUUAAAUACAACAUUUAAACAUCAUAUUGAUAAUGAUUGAUAUCUCUAACCUUACAAAACUUCUUGUAGCCCUACUAACGAUGUCAAUUGUUUACAAUUGUCUCUCAAAUACAAUGUAAAUUUAUUCCAGUCUUUCAAAAAGGCCUGGUCCUGCUGGUUCCGAAUUUUCCCGGUUAGUUUCGCCAACUCGGCAUAGUCCAUUAACGUCACCUGCCACUCUUCUUUUGUUGGGAUCUCUUCCUGUAGCAGGUCCUUGUUCUCUUCCUCCCUUGGAUAGAACUAGAAACUUUUCUAUCAAGCCUGCAUUUCCUUUAGCAAGCUUAGCUUUCUCAUUUUCAUACUCAAAAGUCUCAGUGGGGCUGCAUAUCACAGGGAACUGAAGUCUAUUGUGCAACAGCAUGUGUGAAGGUCACGUGCUUAACAGCUCUUAGAAAAACAUCAGUCUACCCACACAUGGAGGACACGGGUGGCGCUGUGGGUUAAACCACAGAGCCUAGGACUUGCCGAUCAGAAGGUCGGUGGUUCGAAUCCCUGUGACGGGGUGAGCUCCCGUUGCUCAGUCCCUGCUCCUGCCAACCUAGCAGUUCGAAAGCACGUCAGAGUGCAAGUAGAUAAAUAGGUACUGCUCCGGCGGGAAGGUAAACAGCGUUUCCAUGUGCUGCUCUGGUUCACCAGAAACGGCUUAGUCAUGCUGGCCACAUGACCCGGAAGCUGUACGCCGGCUCCCUCGGCCAGUAAAGCAAGAUGAGCGCCGCAACCCCAGAGUUGGCCACGACUGGACCUAAUGGCCAGGGGUCCCUUUACCCUUUACCUUUACCUACCCACACAUGGCAGCAGGCACCUACAACUUGCUGCCCAGUCUCCUGGCAAUUGGAGAGAUGCCUUUUUUUGAAAACGCCCCCUGGCCUUGGGUUCAGACUCCAACAUCAUCCUUGACCAAUGGCAUUGCUGGAUGGGACUGGUGGGAGUUGGAAGUCCCACAUCUGAACGGCCCCAGGUUUUUUUGAGGGCUUCUCCGGUUUAGCUGACACCUCUCGCAUCCAGCUCACUUCAGGUGGCUGCUCAUUCAGAGUCUCUCUGAAGAUGAUUUCCUCAAAAGGUUUGUCGUUUACUAUCACUCGAAAGCAGCAGGCUCACCAUUUUCCACACCGCUUGGGUUUUGGGUUUCUUUCUUUUGCUGCAAUAGGAUUUUGCCUUAAAAGAGCAGCCUUAAAAAGAAAACCUUUGCAUAUUCAGGGAGAGAGUGUGGUGUGAACGUGUGUGUGUGUGUUUGGAGAUAACAAAAGCCCUAAACCCCACCAGGCCAGGGCUUAUGGGAAUGCUUCAGAAUUGAGAUCGGACCAGGCUUGUUAAUUAAAGACUGAGAUGGGCUUACUGGAGUGUCUAAUCUCCAGGGUGGUGGCAGGGCGGGGGGAAAGCAGAGAGAGAGAGUGAGAGAGAAAGGGCAAAAAUAGAUGUGUGUUUCUGUCAAGUUGGACAUGCGUUCAUAUGCCAAACACCUGCUGUGGACAUGUACACAGACACACGCCAUGACACACAUAAAACAACGCUUCUACCUAAAGUGUUUGGAGGUCUGGCAUCUGUCUGCAUUUAGCAGAGGAAGCGGCUCCUCUGCCCACCGUCCCUCUGCCAGAUGCGCCGUUCUGCAGCCCCAGCAGGUCCUGAUUGGGAUGUAAUCACUCGGAUAAAGAGAAAAGACACAGCCCAGCUGUCAUUCUUCUGGGCCGGCAAGGGGGGAAGGCGGGCAGGGAGGCACAGGCUACAAUCUCUCUACGCACCCGGCCUCUGUUUUGUAACCCGGAGCUUAAGAACCUCUUCACUCUUUACAUGGCAAUUUGUGACGGCUUUGCUGCUCCCUCCCCUUUGGCCAGUGGGCCAAGGGGGGAGGGGAGGGGUGGGGGAUGGGGAGCCUUUGAGGGGCUGACGGCUUCAUUCUCUUCUGGUCCACCUUCUGAGGGCCGCUGGUUUAUAGCAGGCAAAAGGGGGCAGAGCAAAAUGUAUACACGUUUUAACCUUUAAAGCCCUUCACGGCCUAGGACCCUCGGACCUACGGGAUCGCCUCUCCCGGUAUGCCCCACGGAGUGCCUCAAGGUCCAUAAAUAGCAACACCCUAGUGGUCCCAGGCACUAAGGAAGUUAGAUUAGCUUCAACCAGAGCCAGGGGCUUUUCAGCACUGGCUCCGGCCUGGUGGAACGCUCUGCCUCAUGAGACCAGGGCCCUGCAGGAUCUGAUUUCUUUCUGCAGGACCUGUAAGACAGAGUUGUUCCGCCUGGCCUUUGGCUUGGAGCCAAUUUGAUUCCCUCCCCCUCUUUCUUUUUCUUUUUCUUUUCUCCUCCUGUGAUGAGGCUGCAUUUCAAUAUUUUUACUGUUUCAAUAUUUUAAUGUUGUAUUUCAAUCUUGUUUUUAAGUUGUAUUCAUUCAACUUGUUUUUAUUAUUGCUUGUUAGCCGCCCUGAGCCCAGCCUUGGCUGGGGAGGGCAGGGUAUAAAUAAAAAUUAUUAUUAUUGUUAUUAUACACGUUUUACCUUUGCACGACAGGCUAGUUCCAGCGUUCACUCACACAUUCUCCUCUAUUCUCGCCAAGGGAAGCGAGGUCCACAAACAGAGCUCCAGGGCAUCUUCCAGCCAGGCAGAAACACUCAAGGAGGGUGACAAAAGCAGGGCUGGUCUGGGGAGAGACUGGCGGGCCAGAUGGAGAGGCCUGGAGGCCACAUUCAGCCCCCAGGUGUGUAGUCCCCCCCCCCCGUGCAGGUGGCUGUGAUAAGGUCAUGGCAGCAAAGGGUGUGGGAACCUGUGGUCCUCCAAAUGUUGUUGGACCACAACUCCCAUCAUCACUGACCAUUGGCCCUACUGGCUGGGGGCUGAUGGGAGUUGGAGUCCCAAGCACUUCUGGAUUGCCCUGGAUCAGGGAGGGCUGCCUUAGGUUGUAAGCCUGCAGUCUAGCCCGACUGUGUUGGUUUACAGUUCCUAAGUGCUUCUUGUUGCUUGUAACAAUACCAAUAAAAGGCAUUUAUCCUUAAUGUUCUCAUUAAUGAGCAAAUUAAUUUAAAAAACCCAGUUCUUUUAAGGCAAUUUCUUGCUUAACGGGGCUUGUGGAUGAACAGCAGGCACCACUGUCCACUUUUGGAGCAAGCAGGUGCUGUUUCAGCACCAUGGAUAGCGGCUCAGAUGCAAAUCUUUAGGGCAGAGGCUGUUGUAUACCCUUGUCUUUUUCUCCUUGCUAUGUGGCUUUGGGGAGUUUUGAAGUCCCAGUGAGUGGCAUAUUCUGUCUGACACUCCCCCCCCCCCGCCCUUGAUCAUUCACCUGCCAAAUGGUGGCGCUGGAGGGAACCAGGACAUUGCAGCUGCCUUGGACGCUGAUGACAAUAAUAAUAAUAAUAAUAAUAAUAAUAAUAAUAAUACAGUGGAUGUUCAGGAUGUGAACGUGAUUUGUACGGGAUGCACGUUCACAACCCGCAGCAUUCACAACCCGCGUCUGCGCAUGUGCGGGUUGCAAUAUGCGCAAAGUGCAAUUUAGCGCUUCUGCGCAUGCGCGGCCGCCGAAACCCGGAAGUAACCUGUUCUAGUACAGUGGUGCCUCGCAAGACGAAAUUAAUCCGUUCCGCAAGAGUCUUCGUCUAGCGGUUUUUUCGUCUUGCGAAGCAAGCCCAUUGACGGAUUAGCGCUAUUAGCGCUAUCAGCUGUUUAGCGGCUAUUAAAGGCUUAAAGGCUUAGGGGAUUAGCUGCUAAAAGGCUAUUAAAGGCUAUUAAAGGCUUAGCAGAUUAGAUAAAGGGGGGGAAAAGCAAAAAAAAUCUCAGGACUCGCAAGGUAUUUUCGUCUUGCGAAGCAAGCCCAUAGGGGAAUUCGUCCUGCGAAGCAACUUCAAAACGGAAAACCCUUUCGUCUAGCGGUUUUUCCGUCUUGCGAGGCAUUCGUCUUGCGGGGCACCACUGUACCUUCAGGUUUCUGCGGUCCGCAACCCGAAAAGACACAACCUGAAGUGGCUGUAACCCAAGGUAUGACUGUAUUGAGGACAACAAUAGCAGCAGCAGCAGCAGCAACAACAACAACUGUACCCUGCCCAUCUGUCUGGGUUGCCCCACCCACUCUGGGCAGCUUCCAACAGAAUAUAAGAGAACACACAAUACAUCAAAAACUUUCCAAUAUAGGACUGCCGUCAGAUUUCUGUGGCAGGUUGUAUAAUAGUUUCUGUCUUUGAUAUCUGAUGGGAAGGCAUUUCACAGGGCAGGCGCCCUGUGCUGUCUAUUAUUACGCUUUGUAUUAUGUUUUUAUUAUUAUGGUUGAUAAAAUGUCUUCUUAAUGUUGUACACUGCCCUGGGAUCUUUUGAUAAAGGAGGAUAUGUCAAUCAAAUCAAUCAAUCAAUCAAUCAAUCAAUCAAUCAGGGCUGAAGAAUCUUUUAUGUCUGUGAUUGCGGGGGGACAGAGAGGCGAGAGUGGGCAGAGAUAGGUUUGUGUCUACACACCCGUUCCCCUCUCUAUCCUCCCCUCAAGACAAGCCAGAGGCAGUAUCAGAGUUCAAGUGUUGGUGCUGACCUUUAAAGCCCUAAACGGCCUCGGUCCAGUAUAUCUGAAGGAGCGUCUCCACCCCCAUCGUUCUACCCGGACGCUGAGGUCCAGCGCCGAGGGCCUUCUGGCGGUUCCCUCACUGCGAGAAGCAAAGUUACAGGGAACCAGGCAGAGGGCCUUCUCGGUAGUGGCACCCUCCCUGUGGAACACCCUCCCACCAGAUGUCAAAGAGAACAACAACUACCAGACUUUUAGAAGAUAUCUGAAGGCAGCCCUGUUUAGGGAAGCUUUUAAUGUUUGAUGUAUUACAGUAUUUUAAUAUUUUUUUGGAAGCCGCCCAGAGUGGCUGGGGAAGCCCAGCCAGAUGGGUGGGGUAUAAAUAAUAAAUUAUUAUUAUUAUUAGGACACGCCCAAGCAAGAAAAAACACACAACGAGGGUGCAGAGCAAGGCCAGCAGGAGUGUGUGGCCUUGGGGAUAGAGGUGGGGUUGAGGAAGGGGCUGUGGCCUAGGGAGAGUUCCGAGGGCUAAGAUUGAGAGGCCCGGAGGGUCACCUUGGUCCCCCAGGCCUGAGGUUCCUUACUAUACAAAAUGGUUGGAGGUAUCAGCCAGAAACAAAACCGUGGGCUAGAAAACAAAAAUACUAAUGGUAGUAGCCGCAAGGGCAAGGAUUUCUGUCCUUGGGGAAAUUCAAAACAGCAGCCACGGGGAUUUGAAAGCGGCUGCAGCAGCAGUGCAAACAGGAAGCUGAGUUAAUAUUUGGGUUGGAUUUCUGGCUAACUCUCAGUGUUGUGUUUUGUUUUUGGUUCUCUCCUUCGCCUGCCAGGGGGCUGGCUGCACCGCCCUGGUAGUGGCUGUCGUGGCACGGAAGCUGGAGCUCACCAAAGCUGAGAAGCACGUCCACAACUUCAUGAUGGACACGCAGCUCACCAAGCGGGUAAGCGGACUGCGAGCAUGUGGAGGGAGACCCUCCCGCGAGACACCCCGUGGUUCAGUGCAUGCACAAGGUCCCAGGUUCAGGCCCCAGCAUCUCCAGGUCAGACUGGGGAGCUGCUGUCGGUCAGUGUAGACAAGAUUGAGCUGGGUGGACAGUGGUCCCAGGUUCACUUAAGAAAAGCUGGUAUUCAGGGGUAGACUGCCUCUGAUGCUGGAGGUUCAUAAGAAAUCACGGCUAAGAGCUGCCGAUAGACAGACCCUCCACAAAGUUGUCCAGCCUGGGACUUGAGUACCUGAUAUUACAGCAAUGCUAAUUGGCAAUGGAACGGGUCCAAUGUAGACAUUAAAAUAUUCCAGUUUUGUUCCUCCUUAUGCUUGGAUUUGGCGGAAAAGGCUGCAUCAGAACCUUCUUUUUUUAGGCUGUUGCUUUUGCCUAGCAACUUCCUCGCACUUCCCUUCUGGUCCUCCGGGGCCACCUCUCUCCCCCCCUCCCCCUUCCGCCAGAUUCAUUAUCUAAAUUGCUUUCUCUCCGGCCUCUCUGGAUAAUUUUGCUUGCUUAUGGAAGGCUUUUUUUAGAUGAGGCGGAGAACAGGAGCUCUUGUUCCCCAGGGGCAGGUUUUGCAAGAUCCCUGAGCUGCCCGAGGUUGGAGCCGGGAGAAAUGUCAGAGGUGUUUUCUUUGAAGGGGAGUGAGAAAAAGAGGAGAACGGCCUGAAAGGCUUGUUCGGAGCAGGCAGGGACUGUGUGCAUGUCCAUCAGGGGAGCACUAGAGCAAAUUAAUGAUUCGAGAAGCUGUUUCUUCAGAGGCCCCAUAUCAUGACAAGUUCCCCAACACUUCCAGGCCUGCGUGAAGAUCUCCCAGGUCUCGUGCAUGUCAGACAACUGGAGGGGGAGAGAGAUUUAUCUGGCAAGGCAGCAUCAAGGUGUUAAUAAGGAUUUUGUGUGCCAAUUGUAUUUUAUGUAUUUGUUUCUUCUGGGUUUUGUUUUUAAAGUACUCUUAAUUGGAUCAGAUCCCAGAGCAGGAUACAUUUUUCAAAGCAUUCAACAUUUUGGGGGCGAAGGGGUGUCAUCAAACAACUCAUUUCCCUUGGGGGUAAUCCUUUGGGGGCUGCAUGAUGAUUGUAAAGGUAAAGGGACACCUGACCAUUAGGUCCAGUCAAGACUGACUCUGGGGUUGCGGCGCUCAUCUCGCUUUAUUGGCCGAGGGAGCCAGCGUACAGCUUCCGGGUCAUGUGGCCAGCAUGACUAAGCCGCUUCUGGCGAAUCAGAGCAGCACACGGAAACACCGUUUACCUUCCCGCCGGAGCGGUACCUAUUUAUAUACUUGCACUUUGAUGUGCUUUCGAACUGCUAGGUGUCAAGAGCAGGGACUGAGCAACGGGAGCUCACCCCGUCGCGGGGAUUUGAACCACCAACCUUCUGAUCGGCAAGUCCUAGGCUCUGUGGUUUAACCCACAGUGCCACCCGCGUCCCUUAUGAUGAGUGUGGGUAGGGCCAAAGUCAGAGGCAGACAAGAUGAAACCCAAACCAGGACAGGGCCACCCCCCUUUCGCUCUUCCCUACAUCCUUCCCAUCUUUUUCCCCACCAGGUGGGAUGCUGGGGGGGAAGGAACUGGCUGUUUUCAGAAGGAACCUGAACUGAUUGCUUGCAGAAAGCUUUUAAGAGUGGGCCAGUGGCCACCUCAGACAGCCAGAAGUGGAGAACCUUACAAAAACACACACACACACACACACAUAUCAUCUACAAGCAAGAGUUGUAAGUCACUAUAGAAAUAAAUUAUGGGGAAACUGUUUGUCCCAUCUCACGAAAACAAAUUCAAGUAGGUUUUGAGGAUUUUAAAAUGACAGAAAUCCUGUCAUUUUUAUGCUAAAUAAUAUUUUCUUGCAGAAUGUUACGACCCGGUGUAUUUUUUUCCUAGAGCAGCUUUGUUAAUAAUUGUCAAAUGAUUUAUUUGUUUUAUUUAAAAGAGGGUUGUGCCAGCCACAAUAAGGAAAUAAACCCCUCCAAAAGAAUCUCCCCAGAAGAUCCAAACAAACUGACAGAUCUGUAAAGGGGCAGACAGCCUUCCAGGUAAUAGGGAAAGAAAACCUCUCCCUUAAACUAAACCCAGUACCAAAUCUACAGAAGAUCAUCCCAGGAGAGUUCUUAGUAUGAGGAAGCCUAUCUUCAAUUUUACACUCACUGAGAUGCAACAUGCAAUCAGCCAGCCUCUUCCUUCUCCAGCUCCACCCAGGCACGGACAUAAGUUUCACAGGUGAUGAGCAAAGCACAGCUCCCAAUCCAUCAUUUUUAUGUUACACAUGCAUGGUGGGUUUUCUGCCCUCCCAGGUUGCUAAUUCCAGGAAUCCAUUUUCUUUGAGAGUUUUUCCGAAGGAGCCCUUGUGCGUAUCAAGAAUGAUUCAUGGACAGAACCGGCUUUCCCCGCCUCAAAGCUGCUUCUUUUUAGCUCCUUGAAAAGAAAAAGAAAAAAGACGAACUGUGAAGGGGGAGUCGAGAGAGCAAGGAUUGCUUUUUCACAUCUCCCUAGACAUGGGGGUGGCAAGAGACCCUUGCCCUCUGAAAGACCGGGUACAUAGCUUGCGGGUACUUCUGAGUCCUUUGCUGUCAUUUGAGGUUCGGGUGGCCUCAGUGGCACAGAGUGCCUUCCAUCAGCUUCAGUGGUAGAGAAUCUUUGCCUUGCAUGCAGAGGGUCCCAGCUUCAAUCUCUGACAUCUCCGGGUAAGGUUGGGAGGGACCCCCAACCCUGGAGAGCUGCUGCCAGCCUGUGUAGGCCACAAGUGGGGAACCUUUUGCCACCCCCAGAUGUUACUGAAGUAUAACUCCCAGCACUCCUAGUGAACAUGGCCAAAGACCAGGCAUGAUGAUGAUGAUGAUGAUGAUUACUUAUACCCAGUGCUUCCCCCCCCCCCAAAAAAAUGUUUAGGGGUACUCUCAUUUUCCUACUCAUAUUGAAAUACUGCCCCUCAAUGAGGCAAAACUUAGAUUUACAAAAUGUUUAGGGGUAUGCGUACCCCCAGAAAGAAACAACAUUGCUUAUACCUACCCACCUGGCAAGGAAAUCAGCCCUGAGUGCUCCCUGGAAGGACAGAUCCUGAAGCUGAGGCUCCAAUACUUUGGCCACUUCAUGAGAAGAGAAGACUCCCUGGAAAAGACCCUGAUGUUGGGAAAGACUGGGGGCACAAGGAGACGACAGAGGAUGAGAUGGUUGGACAGUGUUCUCGAAGCUACCAGCAUGAGUUUGACCAAACUGCGGGAGGCAGUGGAAGACAGGAGUGCCUGGUGUGCUCUGGUCCAGGGGGUCACGAAGAGACAGACAUGACUAAACGACUAAACAACAACAAACAACCCAUCUGGCUGGGUUGCCCCAGCUGCUCUGGGUGGCUUCCAACAGAAUAUAGAAAACAUAAUGAAACGCCAAACAUUAAAAACUUCCCAAUAGAGGGCUGCCUUCAGAUGUCUUCAGAAAGCUGUAUAAUAAUUGACUGAGUCAGACCACCAGUUCAGUACUGUCUACACUGACUGGCAGCCGUCUUCCCAGGUUCCAGGCAAGAUUCUCUUUCUUUGGGGCAGGAAACUGCACUGCUGCUGCUGUGAGCUGCCUGUCUGCCCCUUCCGCCAGUUGCCAGCCCCACCCCCACCCCCUUUGCAAAUGUCUCCAUAGCCCUGUAAAUUAAAAAGGUAUUAGCUGCUCGGUGUGGCAUCUCCAGGGCUGGGGAAUCAAAGUGGAAAUUGAGUUGUUAUUGGCAUUAGCUUAACCACACAUUGCAGAUAAUUUAAUUGGAUCCAGAAGGAAGCUCCUUUCCUCCAGAAGGAGGGGCUCUGCCGCUUAGCGGGCAGGUCACAUGCUUUGCAUGUAGAAGGUCACAGCUUGAGUCCUCAGCGUCCUCUGUUAGAACAGGGGCAGGGGCCCUGUGGCACUCUGGAUGUUGUCGCUGCCCCCAUCAGACCUUGCCAGCGAGGCCCAGGGUUCAGGGACAGGCAGGAGCCAUCAUCCAGCAGCAGCAUCUGGAGCAUAGGUAGGCAAACUAGGGGCCAGAUCCGGCCCAAUUGCCUUCUAAAUCCGGCCCGCAGACGGUCCAGGAAUCAGCGUGUUUUUACAUGAGUAGAAUGUGUCCUUUUCUUUAAAAUGCAUCUCUGGGUUAUUUGUGGGGCAUAGGAAUUCGUUCAUAUUUUUUUCAAAACAUAGUCCAGCCCCCCACAAGGUCUGAGGGACAGUGGACCAGCCCCCUGCUGAAAAAGUUUGCUGACCCCUGAUCUGGAGGGUCAAGGAUUCCAUGCCCGUGAGUUAGAAGAGGUGUUCAGAUCUUAUUUUUGCUUACUGUAUUUUUCGCUCUAUAGGACGCACCAGACCAUAGGAUGCACCGGACCGUAGGAGGGGGAGAACAAGAAAAAACAUUCUCCCCCUCUCUGCUCAGCGCCCCUUCAGUGAAGUGGCAGGAGAAACGGCGCCCCUUCCAUUUCUCCUCCCGCUUGGCUGAAGGGGCGCUGCGCAGCUCUCCCUCUCUACUGAAGCCUGGAGAGCCUUGCUCUCCUGGCUUCAGCAAAAGGAACCCGAAGCCUCCGGAGCACAGCGCGAGUUCCUGCUGCGCUCCAAAGGCUUCAGGCGGCUAUCCCUGAAGCCUGGAGAGAGAGAGGGGUCGGUGUGCACCGACCCCUCUCGCUCUCCAGGCUUCAGCAAAAGCAACGCGAAGCCUUGGAGCGUUCCCUCUGCGCUUCGGAGGCUUCGCAUUGCUAUCCCUGAAGCCAAGGAGCCUGCAUUCGCUCCAUAGGACGCACACACAUUUCCCCUUAAUUUUUGGAGGGGAAAAAGUGUGUCCUAUAGAGCGAUAAAUACGGUAACUACAACUCCCAUCAGCCCCAGAGAGCAUAACCAACGGCUGGGAGUGAUGGCAGUUGUAGUUCACCAACUCCUGGAGGGCCAACCGUUCCCCACACCUGCUCUAGGGUAGUGGUUUUGGGACACCUGGGUUCUUGUCCACACUCGGCCAUGAAGGUGACCUUGGGCCAGUCUCUGACUUAGCUUAGCCCACCUCCCAGGGGUGUUGUGGCUUAAAACAGGGAGAAGGACAAGCAUGCAACUGCCUUGAGCUCCUUGGUGGAAAGCUGGGAUAUAAAUAUGAAUGAAUUAAUCAUUAAUAUGAUGAUAAUAAUAAUAAAAAGCAGAGACAUCACCUUGCCGACAAAGGUCCGUAUAGUUAAAGCUAUGUAUGGAAGUGAGAGCUGGACCAUCAAGAAGGCUGAUCGCUGAAGAAUGGAUGCUUUUGAAUUAUGGUGCUGGAGCAGACUCUUGAGAGUCCCAUGGACUGCAAGAAGAUCAAACCUCUCCAUUCUGAAGGAAAUCAGCCCUGAGUGCUCACUGGAAGGACAGAUCCUGAAGCUGAGGCUCCAAGACUUUGGCCACCUCAUGAGAAGAGAAGACUCCCUGGAAAGGACCCUGAUGUUGGGGAAAAUGGAGGGCACAAGGAGAAGGGGACGACAGAGGACGAGAUGGUGGGACAGUGUUCUCGAAGCUACCAGCAUGAGUUUGACCAAACUGCGGGAGGCAGUGGAAGACAGGAGUGCCUGGUGUGCUCUGGUCCAUGGGGUCACGAAGAGUCGGACACGACUAAACUAUAAACAACAUAACAAUUAUAAUUACCGUAUUUUUCGCCCUAUAGGACGCACUUUUUCCCCUCCAAAAAUGAAGGGGAAAUGUUUGUGCGUCCUAUGGGGCGAAUGCAGGCUUUCGCUGAAGCCUGGAGAGCGAGAGGGGUCGGUGCGCACCGACCCAUCUCACUCUCCAGGCCGCGCACUCUCCGCAAGCAGCGGGAGCCCAGCGCUGGGCUCCCGCUGCUUGCGGAGAGUUGCCUGCAUGCUGAAGCCCGCGCACGCUGAGCUCAGCACGUCCAGGCGUCGCGCACCUCUCAGCAAGCAGCGGGAGCCAGCGCUGGGCUCCCACGGCUUGCAGAGAGCUGCCUGUUUGGGGGCUGGGGUCGGGGGAAGCUCGGGCUUCCCCAGCCCCGCGCCUGGGGGGGAGGAAUAAUUUCCCCCCCUUUAUUUCCCCCCCAAAAAACUAGGUGCGCCUUAUGGGGCGGUGCGUCCUAUAGGGCGAAAAAUACGGUAAUACUGCUAAUAGACAGGGGUAGGCUGCAUGUAACUGCCACACAACCCCAGCCAGCAUGAUCGGUUUAGGCUGGUGGCCCAGCUACAACCAGACCGGGGCUUGGGGUAACUUGGCUACAGGAAUCUGUGGCCCCAGUGGUAACUGGAAGGUCGGACUACUCCAAUGUGCUUUAAAAAUGACUCAGAAGCCUCAGUUAGGACCGAAUGCGGCUGCCCGACUUGUUGACAGCUUCGAGGCAAACAAGAUCGCAUGACACCAAUUCUGUUAACAGCUACAUUGGCUCCCCAUGCAAUUCAGAGUGCUGGUUUUGACCUAGAAAGCUCUUUACAGCUCAGGACCCCAAUACCUCCUGCAAUGCCUCUCCUGAUUUCAACAAACCCAGGCCAUUAGAGUUUCUUUGAGAUCCUUCUCUGGGUUGAGGGAAUGGGUGACAAGGGGCUUAUUAUUAUUAUUAUUAUUAUUAUUAUUGUUGUUGUUGUUGUUGUUAUUAAACCUGCCUUCACCCUAAGGUCCCAGGGCAGGUUACAGCAUUAAAACACAGUAUUAAAAACAGUUUUAAAAAUACAAUUAGAGUUAAACUGGAUGCAAAAUUUUGCACAGCAACUCAUUACCAGAGGGUUAGGGAAUCUCUGGCUCCCCGCCCUCGCUUGUGUUGGCGUAUUUUUUGGGUCAGACCAUUAGCCCAUCUAAUGCAGCUCCUUCUGUGUAUCUUGGGCUGGCUGCUUUUCAGAUCCCAGGAUGCCACGCUUUGGCCUGGGGCGUCCCCAGAAACGCAGCACACAAGAGUGCCAUUCAACACGUGCAGAGUGCAGUUCCUUCUGUACUAAGAAUUGUCACCCAUCCGGGAUUAAAAGGGAGGCAGAGAGGCCUUCGUGGAGAGAGCGGCGGCAUGGAGUCUGGAUCUCAGGGCUGGCCCACCUCAGAGCCUCUCCCUUUACAAAUUAAACCCACGAAAAUGGCUUAUGCAAUAAAGGGGACCUUUCAGACAUACCAAAUAUAUACCGUAUUUUUCGCCCUAUAGGAUGCACCAGCCCAUAGGACGCAGCUAGAUUUGGGGGGGGGGGGAAUAAAGGGGAAAAAAAUUAUUUCCCCCCCAGGCACGGGGCUGGGGCGGGGGAAGCCCGAGCUUCCCCCGACCCCAGCUCCCAGAACGGGACCCAGAGCGAUGCCGAAGCUGCGGGGCUGGGGGAGGGGGAAGCCAAAGGACCCUCAUCAGCUUUUACAGUUCCAGUAAUUCUUUGGGGGAAGCCGCGAUGGUUAAAAGUGGUAUCAUAGCUCUUUGAAUGCAAGGCGUGAAUGUGUUCUGGGUUAACCACAGCCAGCCUCCACACCUCUUAACACUGAUUUGCAGUUGUGAAAUUUUACGGAGGUAGCCACUAGCUCAGGGAAAAGCCGUCCCGACAAAUGGCGUGUCGGGCUCAUCAGUGGCUCUGAGCUGUGGUUUCAAAAUGGAACCUCUUUGGGCAGGGACAGUCUACCUUUUCCAGGGAGUGUUCUAUUUGUGUGUGUGUGUGUGAGAGAGAGAGAGAGAGAGAGAGAGAGAGAGAGAGAGAGAGAUGAUUAAGAGGGCCUACUCAGCCCUCAUUGGACAGUUUUGGGGUCGUCGUCCCCACUUUUAGGAUUAUUUUUUUUUGCAAAUAAAGAUCUGCUGUUUUAUACAAAUGUUGAACUUUAUCCCAGACUGCUGGUCCCUCCUCCUUGGGCCUGGAAGGAACAAAAUGUCAGCUGCAAAAGAAUUGGCACGUUUUACCUGAAGAUGGAAAAUACUUGAAAAGCAAUUGUAACAAACAGAUUACGCUAGUAGGAUUGCAAGAAGUUCUGUAAGGAGGACUGUUUGAAAUAUUGCAAGAAAGACUAUGAAGAGAAUCAUUAGUUAAUGAUAAUUAAGAGUAAUAGAGAAAUUAAGAAAUGCAGAAUAAGUGAUAAAGAACGGGAAAUCAUCAGAGGUUGUUGACGGAAGUCUAAAACAUUGUGUAAGAUAAGAAGUUAGGUUAAAUGGUUGUUGAAAAUGAUAUGUAAAAAAACCAAUAAAAAUGUAUUUUUUAAAAAAAGGAAAAUAAAGGGCUUGGUGAGAGCCCUCUGCUCUGUGAGCCUGCCUAAUCCUUCAUAGAGCAUAAGAUCAAUGGUUGGCUAUGUGCUGUUUUGGGGGAGGAAGAGAGGAAAGGAAAAGGUGCACUUCGCCUGGGCAGGUGAGCUAACCCCAGGGCCCUGCUUUUUCUUCUCUCCCCUUGCAGAUCAAAAACGCGGCUGCCAACGUCUUGCGGGAGACCUGGCUCAUCUACAAACACACCAAACUGCUGAAGAAAAUUGACCACGCCAAAGUCCGGAAACACCAGAGAAAAUUCCUCCAAGCCAUUCAUCAGUAAGCUGGGCUCUUUUCUCCUCUGUUCCGCCACGCUGGCAUCUCCUAACUAUAAGGGAUAGCAGGUUGCAGAGCCUGCCGAGAGCUGCUCCUGGGACGUCAGGAGUCGCUGUAGCCAUUUGGAGCAAGGGUUUUCUGCGCUAGGGGCAGCAAAGGGCUGCUUCCGCCCUAAGGAAGCUGAGGAAGGGCUUUGGGUCCGUGGAACAGCAGCCGCCUUGCACGCAGAAUGCUGUGAGUUGAGUCCACAGCAUCCCCAGGUUGCUGUUUUGGGAAAGAAAAGUUAAAAAAAAAAAGUCAGUUAACAAGUGACAGGGGAAACAAGAUUUACCAACUAUCGAAGAAUGGCAGAUGAAGAUGAUGGACUAUAUGGAACUUGCCGAACUGACCGGGAGACUCCGAGACCAGAGAGAAGAGACGGUGGAAGAAGAUUGGAAGAAGUUUAAGGAAUAUUUGAAAAAAUAUGUUAAUAAAUCUUAGGAUAGCUUUGGAAGUGGAUAUAGGCUGUAGGGUUAGAAGUAGAAGAUAACGUAUUUUAUAAGUGAUGAAAUGUGAAGUUUUUAUGGUUAAAGUAAGUGUGUGGGGGAGAUGGUUAGAAAUUAUGAUAUAUGUAAACUGUUAAAGAUGAAGUAAACUGAAAAUCAGAUAGGUGGGAUAAAAUAAACCGUCCCGGUGCGGGUGCAAAUUUAGCCAGCAGAAGAUUAAUCCAGGAUGGCGUACAGGUGAAUGGGAAGGGGCUCAUCUACGGGUCUUCCUCCGGUAGCGCCGCCAGCAGUGUUUGACCUCCAGGCAAAGGCUCGGCUUGCCAAUGUUCUAGUCCUCAUUGAGAACCCAGCAAGGCAACAGGUGGAAUCAGAGCUCUGGGCUUUGGAUUGGGUGGGCAGGCGGGACGCACCUUUUAAUGCCCGCAAGCUGAUUGGUUGCUCUUUCGCCCCUUUUCCAGGUUAAGGGGUGUGAAGAUGGAACAGAGGAAACUGAGUGACCAAGCCAACACCCUGGUCGAUCUUUCUAAGGUAACCGUCUCUCUCUCUCUUUCUCUCUCUCCCAGGAUUUGAGACAGGAGUGGGGAACCUUUUCCCAAAACCCAAGAGCCACAUUCCCUUCUGGGCAACUUUCCAGGGGCCACGUGCCUGGGGUGGGCGGGGCCAGAGGCAAAAGUGGGUGGAGCAACGAAUGCAGAUUUUACCUUUAUACAGUAGGCUAGUUUCUGCAUAUGUUCUCGUCCAAAGAGGCAUUAUCUAGAGCUCAGGAAUGGCAGAAACGCUAAAGGAGGCAGGUCCAGGGAAUGGUGUGGCCUGGGGAACAGAAGUGCUUUGGGGAGGGUCCUAGGGGCCAGACAGAGGCUCAGAGGGCCACAAUUAUUAUUAUUAUUAUUAUUAUUAUUAUUAUUAUAUUAAAGUAAAGGGUAAAGGGAUCCCUGACCAUUAGGUCCAGUCGUGGCCGACUCUGAGGUUGCGGCGCUCAUCUCGCUUUACUGGCCGACGGAGCCGGCGUACAGCUUCCGGGUCAUGUGGCCAGCAUGACUAAGCCGCUUCUGGCGAACCAGAGCAGCGCACAGAAACGCCGUUUACCGUCCUGCCGGAGUGGUACCUAUUUAUCUACUUGCACUUUGACGUGCUUUCGAACUGCUAGGUUGGCAGGAGCAGGGACCGAGCAACGGGAGCUCACCCAGUCGUGGGGAUUCGAACCACUGACCUUCUGAUCGGCAAGUCCCAGGCUCUGUGGUUUAACCCACAGCACCUUCUAAACCACUGUCUCCAGGCUAUUUACACACAAACAAAUAGAACAGUUAAAGACCCAUUGAGCUUGGCCUGGUUGCAGAAUGCCAACCAAUGCAAAUUCCUCCUGCACCUCAGGUGUCCAUACACUAGCAGGAGUUUGCCCCCACAAGCCGCUGUGUUCUGCAACAGCAGCCUCCAGACCAACCCCCAAGGGCAGCCCCACAGAGAGCUCAUUGCGGCAAUCAGGUUACCAGUGCAUGGACCCCUGCGGUCCAGGCCGGAGGUCCCGCCAUGCCUGAUUUAGGAAAUGGGGGAUAGGAUGAGGUGAUUUGAGUCCUACAGGAUGUAUCUGUGGACUGGCUUGGACUUAUACCAUGCCCGACAUCAGGAUGGUGCCAAAAUUGCAUUUGUUGCUACAGUGGUACCUCAGGUUAAGAACUUAAUUCGUUCUGGAGGUCUGUUCUUAACCUGAAACUGUUCUUAACCUGAAGCACCACUUUAGCUAAUGGGGCCUCCCGCUGCCACAGUGCCACCGCCGCGCGAUUUCUGUUCUCAUCCUGAAGCAAAGUUCUUGACCCGAGGUACUAUUUCUGGGUUAGAGGAGUCUGUAACCUGAAGCGUCUGUAACCCGAGGUACCACUGUACUUGGGUUUUAUCUGAAGAUGCUCACCAAAGGAUCCCCAGAAGGGAGAUGAGGGUACCCCACACUGCAGCCGUGAUCUUUCUUCCGAGCCAGCUCCAGUCCUGGACAAGGCUGCCUCCUCCCCCUUGCCCGAAAUCCGUUCCUCCAGCCUCUCUCGACUGCAUGGGGAUUCUGAGUCAGGGAGUGGUGGCAGAGGUGGGAGGCAGCGAUCUGGCACCUUCCAUGCGGGGCUUCCCCGAACGUUUGGUUGCCAGGCAACCCUGUGGAAGGAAGUGAUAACACACUCUCUUCUCGGCUCAGACCUGCGACGGGUGGCGGUGUGUGGAGCAGGGAAAGAAAUGUGUUUACCUAAUGGAGCUCACUGCUUCCUUGCUUGCUUAUUGCUUGCUUGCUUGCUUAAACGGCCUUGGUCCAGUAUAUCUGAAGGAGCGUCUCCACCCCCAUCGUUGUACCCGGACACUGAAGACUAGCUCCGGGGGCCUUCUGGCGGUUCCCUCACUGCGAGAAGCCAAGUUACAGGGAACCAGGCAGAGGGCCUUCUCGGUAGUGGCACCUGCCCUGUGGAACGCCCUCCCACCAGAUGUCAAAGAGAACAACAACUACCAGACUUUUAGAAGACAUCUGAAGGCAGACCUGUUUAGGGAAGCUUUUAGUGUUUGAUGUAUUGCAGUAUUUCAAUAUUUUUUUGGAAGCCACCCAGAGUGGCUGGGGAAGCCCAGGCUGAUGGGCGGGGUAUAAAUAAUAAAUUAUUAUUAUUAUUAUUAUUAUUAUUAUUAUUAUUAUGAACAUUGAGAAGAGCCUGGCCGCUGGAUCAGGCCAAUGGCCCAUCUAGUCCAGCAUCCUGUUCUGACAGUGGCUGGCCAGCUGCCUCCAUGGGAAGCCCCCAAGCGGCGCCUGAGCCCCAGAGCUCUCUCCCCUCCUGUGUUUUCCAGCAGCUGGUAUUCAGAAACAUUCCUGCCUCCCAACUAGCCUUUGUGGCUAGUAGUUGUUGAUAGCCCUAUUCUCCGUGAAUUUGUCAGGCCUCUUUUUUUAAACCAUCCAGGUUUGUUGGUUCUUGAAGUCUGUACCACCAUUCCUAGAUACUUACAAUUUGUGACUUGUUCUAAUUUAUGGCCUUGGAAGUUCCCAGCUUCUAAGCUUUGGUUUUUCCCUGAAAGCGAGUAUCUUUGAUAGUUGAUUUUGAGAGGUUCAGUUUCACAGCAUGCUGCGGGUUUUCUUAGUGCUCUUUUGAGUCCAAUGGGGGUUCUAGAUAAAAUUGCUUUCCUUCUGGGAUUGUACCCCCAAGUGUGUUUUAUAAACUGGUCUCUGACCGCAAUAAAUUAUCUGUCUAUCCAUCCAAUCAUCCAGGUUGCUGGCCAUCCCUGUGGAACUGAGGCCUACACGCUUAUCCCCCUCUGUCCUCCCAUCUAAGCAAGCAAAGAGGCCUUGCUGGUUUUCAUGACACGUUCCAGCCAGGCAAAAACACUUGAGGAGGGUGCAAAGCAGGGCUGGUGAAGGGGCGUGGCCUGGAGAGACAGGGAUAGCUUGAGGAGAGAGGGUAUCCCCAAGGCUUGUUAAAGGUAAAGGUAAAGGGACCCCUGACCAUUAGGUCCAGUCAUGACCUACUCUGGGGUUGCGGUGCUCAUCUCGCUUUAUUGGCCGAGGGAGCCGGCGUACAGCUUCCGGGUCAUGUGGCCAGCAUGACUAAGCCGCUUCUGGCGAACCAGAGCAGCCCACGGAAAUGCCGUUUACCUUCCCGCUGGAGCGGUACCUAUUUAUCUACUUGCACUUUGAUGUGCUUUUGAACUGCUAGGUUGGCAGGAGCCGGGACCGAGCAACGGGAGCUCACCCCAUCGCAGGGAUUUGAACCGCCGACCUUCUGAUCGGCAAGUCCUAGGCUCUGUGGUUUAACCCACAGCGUCACCCGCGUCCCUCCCCAGGGCUUGUUAGAGAGGGCCAAACUACAGUUCCCAGGAUUCUUCUGGGGGAAUCCCGACUGUUAAGGGUUCUGGGGGUCUUUAGGAGAGCCACCCCCCCAACUUAAAUAAAAUAUUGGAGGCGGCCGGUAAGCCCUGCCCCACAUAAUCACAUGACACUGCACACACCCCAUUUGAAUGGAAAUUGCCAUUAACUUUUUUGGGGAGCAGCCCCCUCAGGUAUUUUAUUGGGGGCGACGCCCUUUCGGCCCCUAUGAAUUGGUUCCUAGGCCCACAUUCCCCUCGCAGAGCUUCAGUUUCCACAAUUUUUUCUAGAAAAAGACGGGCCGGGGCUCACCAUGAUCUUGUUCGCCCUUGUUCUCUUGUAAUGGCAAUGACGCCCACCUGAGAGUUGCCAGAACUGAGCUCCAUCGAGUUCCAACUGAAUAAAAGCCCUGAUUUCCACAAUGGUUUAACAUUUAAUCCCUCUUCGCAGGGAGCUCUGGAAUUUGUAGCUCUCCAGGGGGGUUGCGGGGGUCUCCUAACAACUCUUCCCCCCCCCCUUUAAAAAAAAUAAUUAUGAUUUUCAGUUUUAUGCAUUUCAAUAAUUUUACAGUCAUUUUAACGUUUCAAAACUUGACUUCCUUCCCUCUCCUUCUGCGGUUCCUUAAAUUUAUUUUUAAUACCUUCUGCGUAUCCAAAUUAACUUAUUCAUUUAUUCAUCUACUUCAAAUAUAUCCCCUUAUGGAACUGCAGGUUAUUACAAUAAUCCCACCUUUCCUCACAACUCUCAGUACCCUUCACAAACAACGGCUCCCAGAAUCCUUUGCGGGAGCGAACCACUGCCGUUUGAAGUGGUAUCAUAGUGCUUUAAAUAAAUGUUGCAUUUGUGGGAUACAACCCUAAGUAACCCGAAUAAAGGUAAAGGUAAAGGGACCCCUGACCAUUAGGUCCAGUCGUGGCCGACUCUGGGGUUGCGGCACUCAUCUCGCUUUACUGGCCGAGGGAGCUGGCGUACAGCUUCCGGGUCAUGUGGCCAGCAUGACUAAGCCGCUUCUGGCGAACCAGAGCAGCGCACGGAAACACCGUUUACCUUUCCGCUGAAGUGGUACCUAUUUAUCUACUUGCACUUUGACGUGCUUUCGAACUGCUAGGUGUGCAGGAGCAGGGACCGAGCAACGGGAGCUCACCCCGUCGCGGGGAUUCGAACCGCCGACCUUCUGAUCGGCAAGUCCUAGGCUCUGUGUUUUAACCCACAGCACUACCCGCGUCCCUUCUGACCUCAAUGUAGCCUGCCAAUUUGCCUCUUCUUUUUUUAAAAAAAUAAAAAUUCUUCUUUUAAUUUUUUUUUUUUAAUUAAACAGAUGCAGAACGUCAUGUACGACCUCAUCACGGAACUGAACGACCGGAGCGAAGACCUGGAGAAGCAGAUAGGCGGGCUGGAGUCCAAACUGGAACAGCUGAACAGCAGCUUCCACUCCCUGCCCUUGCUCAUCACGGACGCUCUGUGCCAGCAGCAACAGCAGCUCCUGGCCACCAUCCUCGAAGCCCGGGGGGUGAGCAUGGCCGUGGGCGCCCCCCAGACGCCGCUUUCGGACAGCCCUUUGGGGGUCAGCUCAACCUCUUUCCCCACCCCUUAUACCAGCUCCAGUAGUUGCUGA
Molecule: messenger RNA, 91387 nt
Organism: Podarcis lilfordi (Lilford's wall lizard)
Lineage: Eukaryota; Metazoa; Chordata; Lepidosauria; Squamata; Lacertidae
Source: the annotation of a GenBank genome assembly